Molecule: messenger RNA, 89845 nt
Organism: Rhopilema esculentum
Lineage: Eukaryota; Metazoa; Cnidaria; Scyphozoa; Rhizostomeae; Rhizostomatidae
Source: RefSeq, a predicted model, not a curated record
UUCACAUGUGAAGUUAAAAGUUCAAUCACAUCAACAUGAUCGAAAAGAACCUUCAGGUACAAACUUUUGAUUUUAUUUCAAAGUGCCUAUGGAAUGAGUUUUUCAAAUUCGUUUUUUGUUCCAAAAUGCUAAUUCUAUCUUUCUGAGAUAUCAUGAACUAAGUAAUAAGCUGUAAAUUUUGAUAGAAUGGGGUCUGAGAGCCGUUUGCAAACAAAGAAGAAAAUUCCAUUAUGUCCUCUGGUUUGCACAGUGCGAGUAGAGGCCCGCACUUCCACUCAUUUCAUUCUCAAAGACAAUCCAAGCAACCCUGUUAGAAGAAUUCGAAGAGGGUUUAUUUUAACAAAAUUCAUUCUUUCUCAUGACACAAAUUGUCUUCAAGUGAGAGUAACGAGAGGCAGGUAGUUCCAAGCAAUGAAAGUUACACCAGGAACAAUUGAGUCGUGCAUGUUAACACGAUAACAGUGCCAUAUCAGUACGAGCCACUGGCAGAGGGCGAAAAGGAAAGAAGGACUGGGAAAGCAAUAAGCCUGAUAUUUUUUAUUCACCUGUCAUUUAUGGCGAAACUUAGAUGCAUUAGAUGAAGAAGAAAAUAUCCAAUGGCUUUUUGGAGAAGAAAGUGAAGAGGUGAGUGAAAAAAGGGAACACUAGGAUACCUUAGUUUUCAGAGUUGUAUGAAGCCCUAACAAAACGGGCUUAGUUUUGUGCUGCUUGAAUUCGAUUUUCAGGGCAAACCUUUCCUGAAAAUCCAUUGUUUCCAUGACUCUAGUUCAGGAGCCAUCAUUUUCUUAAUUUUUUACAUCAAAACCGAAACACAAGACAGGUAUAUUAUGUAUGCCCUUUCACAAUUCGUCGCUGCAUUUUUAUAGCAUUUUCUCGUGGCUCUCUAUAUUAUUUUUCUCUUUAAAAAGUUGAUGUAAAAAACAUUUUAUAAACAGUCUAUAUGAAGACUCAAGGAAAUUGAUUAAAAAGGCACUUCAUGCAAAGCUCAUUGGAGUUAAAAUUUCCUUGCAAUUAAAAAGGCCAUUCAAUGUCAGGGGGAAUUUCGUAAAAAGAGAACUUUGGGGCCACGCACCCUGCUAAUAAAGGUCAAGAGAGGGAAGACAUUUUUAUUGUUUAAAAUAUUUCUUAACUUAGGUUCAAUUCGGUCAGUUCACUUGUUCUGUGUGCAAGAAAGAAUACAUAAGCAAAGGUGGUUUAAACAGGCACAAAACUGCAAAGCACAACAUAACCAAAGAAACAACGACAAGAAGAUGAUACUGGACAAGAAGAAAAAAUUCUGCAGGUACACCGUAUGAUGUUGUCAUGAAUGCAGUUACCACAGCUUAAAAAAAUAAGUGCUUUCCUUUAAGUUUUAUUGAUGAAGUCAAAAGGUUUCCUGUCUUGCUAACAGUCUAAUCUGCACAAAGAUAUACAGAGGAUUUAUGGGAAGUUGCAAAAGCAAGGUGACAUUGAAGAUUUUUAUGCAGCAUUGUGCCCAAGCAGAUUUUUAUGCCAAAAUUGUUUUGCACUCAGUGGAUUAUUUUCCACCUUUAACAACACAUGCUGCCACAUUUUUGGCCACAAAAGUUGCUGAUGGCUUGUUGAUUUAUUACAAAAAGUCAUUAGAUCUUAGCCAAAAAGAGAAAGAUGACCUUGGCUAUCUAGGUAGAUAUGUUUUUUACAACUUGUAUAAAAAGUUUAAUAAAACAAAAAUUUAUAUGACAAAAGGAAACCAGGACUGUAUGCAAAUUCUUAAAAGUGGAAAAAUAACAUCUUUCAUCACCCAGGCUGAAGAAAGCAUGAUUGCAAAACCAACAACCUCGAAUUUAGUGACCAUUCUAAACUGUGGUGGCCUAUGGGAACUUAAGGCUUCCCAAGAAACAAUUUCACAUUAUCAAGCAGUUUUAGAGGAUUCCGAAGUAGAUUGUUACAACAAAACAUUGCUGUUUGAUCUGUUGACAAGUAUUAUUAAAUUGCAUGUUAGGGUCCGUUCUUUUUCAUAUGCAAAGGAUGUUAUACAAAGAUUCAAGGUAAGGGAUAGACUUAGCAAGUCUAGGGCCUUACGAAAAGAAAUUAAAAGGUCCAGCAGUAACCCUUAGAUUCAGGAAUGACAAUCUGUUUUAAACAAAACAUUUUAAAGAAGCUAUACUGUCAUGUUACAUUUAUCAUCUCAGCAAUGGUUAAUGUUGUAUUAUAAAUCUAAAAUUAUGUUCAAUGUUAUUUGCGAUUCGGAAUUGGUUCAUUGUCCACUUCUAUUCAUGCUGAUCGCUUUGAAUUUCUCUGUUUUCUCUGAACAUGAAGAGCAUUAUUACUAUACCCAAACUGGUACAUGUCUGGAUUAUCUGACCUGCGAUUCAUUUUCCUCUGACCCCCAAAAUACUCCUCAGCAGGGUCUUGUCAAAAUUUCUCAGUUAAAACAUAAUCCAUUCCCUGCGACAGCAAAUAUUUCACAGCUUCAAUUACUGCAAAAGCUGUUAUUUGUAACCCCUCCAUUGUCUGGUUGGAAAUAAACAUUCUAAUUCUAGCAUUUUGAGUGAAAUUUCCAUCCCUUUUCUCUAUGCUCUCUUUAAAUGUGAAGAGAUAAGAGAGGAAUUCAUUUUCCAGCCAAUUAAAACGUUCAUCAUUUGCAUUGGUGUAUGGGGCUAGAAAUGGCUUGCGCUUCUGCUGAUAUCCUUUUCUGUUCUUUUUAAACAGUCAAAGAACUGGUCCAUCAUUUCACAGUAUUUUGCAGUUCCAGCAGCUUCUGGUGGACCAUAAUUCUUCAAUACUGCAGCUAGGGUGGAAUUCAAAACUUGCGCUGCAAGAUUUACUCACAUUACUGAGUAUGAUGUUAAGUUGACAUGAUCAGCAGUCAAUCAAGGCAUCAGUCUAAAUCUUCCAUAUAUAUGGUUCUGAUAUGUUUCCAAAUAAUGUAUGAUCCACUGUUCUACAUAUACCUAGUGCAUUUUCCAUCUCCUGAAUGAUAAAGACAGUUCUUUGCUGUCUUUAUGAGAUGUGGAGCAUUCGAUAAAAAACCAAUUAAUCAGUACCUGGCAUACAGAUUUAUUUCUUUCUUUUCAAUUCCAAAAAAACCUCUUCAUUGAAACCUGCUUUUGGUUGAACCCAAUUCUUGUAAUUUCUUAGAACACUACCACUUGGCAAAUGCAAUACUUCUCCAAAUGUGUCACGAAAUUCGUCAUAGCUUGAAGCAGAUUUUUGUGCUUGCGAAAGGCAAAAUCUUAUCAUUAUUGGGUGAAGUCUAACAGCUGAUUUUGACUUGCCAAUCAUUUUCUUUUGUUCCUUUCAAAAUAAUUUCAUGAAUGGUGUCAUUUCUGCACGAUCAAAUAUGUGAAAAAAGUCACUGCUCAACUCUGCGUCAAUUUCAACUGAAGAUUUCUCCGAUUCAAUUUCCAUUUCAGUUAUCCUUUCUUGAAGUUCAGCAGAUUUCAGAUGUUGUUGAUCCAAAGUCAAUUUUAUCCACUCUGUUGAUGAACUAGAGAUUGGUGCCUUGACAUACGCUUGUCUUUUACAACCCUGGAUGCUUUGCCAAAAGUGUCCUGUUUACAACAAGAGCUGCAUUUAUUGAUUGCUAUAAGGAUUUCAAAGUAUAUUGCUCUAUGGUAUUCAAGUGAUGGAAAUGGGUUUCCUUCUUCUGCAAAAAGUGGAUCAUGUUGUUUAGGAACAACAUGGUUGACAACGUUGCUUAAUCUGUCAGAGACAGAAAUACCAACACUAGGCUGGAAUGACGCUAGUUGGCCUACGAGAUUAGAAAGAGUUACAUUCUAGACCGACCUUUUAUUACCUAGAUAAAGUGUAUGGUCAUCUCGUAACAGCCAACCAAAAACAGAUAUACUGUAGGCAAUACUAUCAUCAAUUGUUAUCUCAAUGCUGAAUUGCAUUUCAGAACUGUGCGAAGCACGUACGUGAUCACAUACAGUCAGGCGAAUCUGGAAUUUCCAAGCCGAGAAUCAUUUGCUGACUGCGUUGUUCAGGCUUUCCAAAGCAAAGAGAACAAAAAUUUUAUUCAACAUUGGGUGUGCAGCAAAGAGGAACACCGUGAUGGCGGUAAUCACUAUCAUAUGGCUAUGAAGCUUAAUGUGCAGAAGCGAUAGAAAGCUGCAAAGAAUUCCAUUCAAGAAAAGCAUGGUAUUGUCUUUAAUUUCUCGUGUAAUCAUGAUAGCUAUUACACUGCAUACAAGUAUGUUACGAAGGAGGACACACACGCCUUACAUAGCAAGGAUCACCCUGACUUAGGGGCCACUGGAUCUCCAAGGACAAAAGCUUCGAUGAGAGCUGUUCGCCAUCAUAGCAGGUCAAGGCAGACUAUGGAGUCUGGAGGUGCAUGCGGAACAUCGGGCAAUUCUAGAAAAAGACAGCGCCUAUGAAACUUAGAAGUUUCAGAAAUCGUUUUGAAAUAUGGUAUGAAAUGAGACAUGGAACUCCUGGCUCUAGCUAAUGAGCAAAAAAACGAGAGCAAGAACGAUCUGGCGGAAUUUGUGUUGGGCAGAUCAGAGAAAUCGGUUAAAGAGCUGAUCUGCUGGACAUGGAAAAUGCACACUGCCUCUAGCAAUUUCCAGCGAGAGAAAAUGCCACAAAUGACAUUAGUCAAAAACUUUCGAAUGUGUGUAGAGGGAUGCGGUGGUAACUAGCUAAAAUGUGCACUGGAAGUUUUGAGACAAAAUAAUGUGCACCCCUUUGUAUUUGCUGCAGCAAUUAGGGAGCUGUUGGAGAAAGGAAGUGGCAAAUUUUGCAACGUAUUGCUUGUGGAACCUGCAAAUUGUGGCAAAAUAUUCCUUCUCACUCCGAUAAACAAGAUAUUCAAAACGUUGCAAAAUCCCGCGACAACCAGUUAUGCUUGGCUAGGAGUGGAAGAUGCCGUGGUAAUUUUCCUGAAAGAUUUCCUUUCACUUUUGGGAGGUCAUCCAAUACACUUACCCACUCCGAAAAUGACCUAUGCAAAGGACAUUUAUUUGGAGCAAGAUACGCCAAUUUUUGAAACCAGCAAAGCUCCCAUCACCUACGUUGGAAAGUACAACUCUGUAGACGAUAGCAAGACAGAAAUGAUGACUGCCUGUUGGAAGGUAUUUUCAUUAAACUAUUAAAUACCCUCAGGCAGAGCAAAAGGAGAUGUCACCAUGUGAACACUGUUUCAGUGAACUUGUUUUACUUGGAGAGAACUUUUAAAAAUUUAAAAUCACAUUUAACCCCUUGUAUUUACGGUUAACCCUACGGUUCACCCCACGGUUAACCCUCUUGAGAAUAACAGGCCAUGCCUAAAUAAUGUCGGUUAACCCCUCUCAGAAUAAAAAUAUAUUAACUCAUUUUAAAGUCAAAGGGUUAACUGUGGUUCGUUGAUAUGUGUUUUAAAAGCUAUUGUUUAUGUGGUUAACCAUGGGGUUAACCAUAGGGUUAACCAUGAUACCUCCCAAAAAGUACUACUUUUUCAGAUUUGUUUGGUAUAUGUUGAAUCAUCAUCUUAACAAAACAUUAAAAUACGCUGUGAUUUAUGUGCAAUAAUGUUGUUGUAAAUUGUUAUUAGUAAUUCUUAGUUGGUUUUCAAAUUAUUAUAUGAUGCAGUUUUUUUCUAUUGGUCGACUAAUUAUUCAUAGACUUGCCUUUUGUUUAUAGUAGAGUGUCUAGAUUUUUCAUGUAUUUUGUUCGCAGAUAUUUUAUAAAUGUUUAGAUAGGACUGAACUAUCGAAUACAUGUCUUCUCAUUGGCGCCGUCAUUUUUCUUAGCCUAUUUAGUUAGAUUUGAGAACGGAAAAACAACGAUUUCAAAGUAUUCAGUUUUCUCUUAAUAAGUUACAGAGAUGAUAUACAUAAAUACAUACACUUUACAAAUAUAAAAACAAUUUAUGCUCAGAAAUUCAGGCAUUCACCUUUGCAAUCUACUAUUAGCUGCAUUCUUUAGUUCAUACUUUCUAUUAUACUGUCUAUUGUGGAGACUGGUAUUUCAUUCAGGAUUCGCCUAAUUCUGUUCUCACAAGCUUCAAUGCUUUCAACAGUAAUGUUAUUGUCAAUGACAUCUUGACCAAGCAUUCUUUUUGCAAUGCCGAAGAGAUUUUCUAUCGGAUUUGUGUCCGGACUCCUAGGAGGAAUUGAUAACAAUUCUGAGUUUAGUUCUCUCAUAGCAUUUAAAGCCAAAACGCUGUGCUGUGAAGGGUCUCCAUCCUUAAUCCAACAUCUAGAGUCUUUUCCUGCUGCAGCUACCAUUUUGUCAAAAUUAUCAAGCAAAAAGUUUUUGAAAAAUUUCCCAUUCAUCUUGUCGUAUCUUUGGCAGCAGACCACGCCUUUAUCAUAAGAAAUUGCCACUAUCAGCUUGACAUACUUGCCACCAAUUCCACAUGAUCGCCCUUUGGAAGUACAUCCCCCGAUUAACCCUUUGUGUUUAGCCCUCCACACUCUCCCAAUGGGUGCUAGCUCUUGAUCUUCAGGAUUUCUCUUGUACACAAAACCAACCCCAUCUGAGUAGAAUGCCACUCAUUUAAUCCAAAUAUCUUCAUGAUAUUUUUUGAGCAUGAAUUCCGCAAAUUUUGUGCGCUUUUUUUGUCGUCCUUUUUACUGAGCAGUCCUUUUUUCCUUGCUUGCAAAUAGUUGUACCCGGACAGGUUUAGGAAUCUUGAGACACUACGUUGCAAAACAUCUUGCACAUCUGCUCUUGCCAUCAGUCUUUUAACGGUCUAGUUGCAUCUUCUUUUCUCAAAAUCUUUAUUGUUCUUAUUAGUUUUCUCUUAUCUCUUUUUGACAUUUUCUGUGGCCUUCCCCCAACACCUUUGCGUGUUUUCUUUGCAUUGCAUUUCAAUAUCAGCUUCUUCCAUAUACGAUAGAUGGUAGAUCUUGAUACUCCAGUUUCACAUAUUAAUUUCUUUAUGUCGGUAUGCUGUUUGAGUUUUAUAUAUGCCCUUGUUUCUGGACAAACUAAAGUAUUUCGUGUCAUUUCAACUAAAUCUAGCUGCAAUCUUUCAUAUCAAAAUGAUGAAAUUAACAACAAAUAAACCCUCAUACAUUAAACGUCAAAAUUUAUCGUGUUAAAUCUUAAUCAUCCAAAUUGAAAUUGAGACUCAAGCCUCCUUUUCAAUCCGAAAGCCAAGCCAUAACUGGAGUCAAUACGUCAUUAGAAGAUAAUGAUAGUAGCAUAGCCAUUCAUUUCAACCCACAGACAAUCGUGGCCAAAACUCCUGGACACUGAAUAAAAAUUCGGCAUGCUAUCAAUUGUUCCCAAGAAAAAUUAGGACAUAUCAAUUUCUCCCCUCCCCCCUAUAUCGUUUAAGAGCUAAAUCUCCCAGCAUUCGAUUUUAGCCCAUACAAACAAACACCCCAACAUUGAUGUAGGGGGUAGGGGGUCACGUUGAAUAAGAACCCAAUUGCAUUUGGGAAGCAGUCUCACGAGUUUUGGCCAGGAUUGUAGACUUUCGUACUGUUAUUAAAGUUGUUGUGCUAGGUGUAAUUAAAAUGUCCCUGUCCAUUGUCCAUUGUUUUAGAAUGCCAAUGCACACAUUUUUUACCGUUACAAAAAAGGAAGCAAUUUACUGACGGCUUUCCUCAUUGCUUUCCCUCUUAACAUAUGAAAAUGUCCCAGCUGCAUGGUAUAGCUACCUGCAUCUACUAGAUAUAUCAUUUUCUGAAGGAUUUGGCUGUUCUGAAUGCAGAAGUAAACCAACAACGAUUUUUUUUGAUGCCAUUAUCUUGUCAUUCCGCAAACAAGCAACUCAGUUAUUAACAGACGAUGUAAAUGAUUCGAGGAUCAAACCUAUAGAGAACAAAGUAUAGAUAGGUUUCUACUUAUGUUAUAAUUACCACAUCUAGUAGUGUUGUGAGAGUUUACUGUCUGGUUUUCAAGUACUAAAUAAAAUAAUUGAAACACUUGAGGAAUUAAAUGCUAUUCAUGAAGAAGUUGUUUUCUGGAAAUAAAAUCUUUUAAUGUUACCAUCUGGUAAAGUUGGCAAGAUCUUUGUUGAAGAAUGCUGUAGACUAGUAAAUGAGUGUGUUGAUGACGGUCCAUUACAUCUGAUUGCAUUAAAAGCAAUGAUGAUUAUGACAUCACUUUUGCAAAAUCAAAAAGCAAAGGUCAUGUGGAGAAAUUGAGAAAAAGGCUUGGUUAAUGGAAAAGUGGAAGCUUUGAUGAACUUGUCGGAGAAGCUCGCUUCAUUCAAUCUCGUUUUAGCCAACACAGGGGAGCUGACAACAUUGCCAAGAAAUUAAUGGUUUUAUAAUCAACGAGAAGAUAAAUGCUGCUCUGAAGCUUUUGUCUAAUGCGCAAAAUAAUGAUAUUUUGCUUCUGGAUGACCCAACUCUACAGUUACUUAGAAAAAGCAUCCAGUUAUGAAAAGAAAUUUGAGGAUCUUUUGUUACAAGGUGUGGAAUUAUCGAUUGGUGAAUAUGCAUAUGAAUGUAUUGAUGCUUUUCAGAUAAACAAGCAGGGUUGCCACUUGUAGGGAUUUCUACCUAAAGUAGGGAUUUUUUGCCUUUUGUAGGUUGUUGGGAUAAACCUACGUGAUAAAAUGCAAAAUGUACGUAUAAAUCGCUCAAGUUGUAGGUAUAAUCAAGAUUAAAUAAUGAAAUUCCCUGUCCCUGGUAUGCAUCUCGCAUUCAAGGUUGAUCCAACACAUUCUCUAAAAUAAAUUGUAACAAAACAAAAUUGAGAAACAGAUUGCCAGUCCGCAAGAUUGAGGCUGUAAUCCGAGUUGGUGAAGGGUUCCUUGGAUGUUUUGAAGUUAGUGCUAGGCUAUCGUCACUCUAUUCUAGUGCCAGAGGAUCAUAUAUGGAAAGAAACAAUAAUAAUGACCGGGAAGACGUUGAGAACAUUGAACAGUUUGAUUGACUACUGAAGCAACUUUCCUUUUUUGUUGUGUUAAUUGGGUAGAUUGAUUGCCUUUUCUUUGGUUUAUAUUUUUUUAAACUGCUACUUACAUCAUUUUAUUAUAUGAUUUCAUUCUAAAGUUAUAACAGCUUCAUUAAAGUAGACAGGUUGCAAAGCGGAUUGAGUUUUUUAUGAUUAUGUGGGUUUUUUUUCGUGGGUAUAAUUCCGAAAUUGUAAGGAUUUGUAGGGACAAUUGAGGGAAAAUGCUCAAGGGGAAAGAAGGGAGAAAACGCAUGCGAUGUAGGUAUAUCUGGCUUUCAUACAGGGGCAACCCUGUUAAAAAGUCUGCAAAAGAUGUAAAAGGUGCAGCAAGAAAUUUAAACCUUUGCAUAAAUAUGAAGAAAAAAUGCACAAGAUUGUCAGUGAUUGCAACGUGCAUUGACUCAGAGAGCAAAAAUAGUGGGGCUCAAGAACAGUUAAUGCAAAAAAAAAACAGGAGAACUUGGUGACUUCUUGCAAUUUGUGAACUUCUUUCUGACCCUGUACAUGUAGCCAAAAGAAUAUCCAGGCAUUUCAGUAACUGGUAUUAGAGAGUUUCCGCUCGCCGACGCAGCUACGACCGGGACGUUUGCGAGGCCUGGAAAUAGCGCAGUCAUAAAAAAAUUGCAUACUCCGGUGAUUACUUCUCGUCCGGCCUACAACCCUAAAUUCGAAAAUUUCCGUUGGAGGAAGAACGCAGAAUUUUUAAGGUAAGAGUUAAAUGUUUUUGAUGUAAUAGUUUAAAGGUGAACUGACACGCAAAAAUAACUUGACCUCAAAUGAAGGCAUAUCGAGCAUAAAUACCUGAUACAUUAUUAUUUUUUAAAUAUUUAACACAGUUUUCGAGUUAUUGAGCGUCAAAGUUAGCCACCGAGCAUUUUCCGAGCACGGACGAGUUCGCCCGAGCCUUCCGCAUAAUCGUGACGUCACAAACACCAUGUUCACAUCACUUGAUCAACACGACAGUCUGAAAGGGCAUACUUUUAUGACUUUUCGGAUGAGCACCGAUACGUUAAUUGAGUAGAUUUUGGCUCCAUUUCGACAACCUAAUUGGAAAACAGAUUAUGACUCCUUUACAAACCUUUCAUAAUAAGAUUUGCCAGAAUAUCGUAUUAUCCAACGCGUUUGAGGCCCUUCCUCCGUCUUGGAGGACCCAGUGUGUGGCGGGCCAACAUAUCGUAUAAUGAUAGCGAUAAAUAUAUCGACAGGAUUUUCAUUUUCUGGAAACCUAAGUAAAAUACUUUUAUUUUGUUAAAUACGGCUGCUGUUAGACUAAUUUAUCAGCUAUCACCCCAUCACCCCCCCCCCCCAAAGUUAAUUUCGGUCUUUGAUCCAGGUUAACUUCAAUAUUUGCAGUAAAGAUUUCGAAUUUAAGUCACUCAUUUUUGGCAUAUUUUUUAUUCAAUCACAUGAAAGAUCCCCGAAUAGUAACUGAACAAGAUGAACUGAACUGUCCAGUCCGUGCGUGAUUUCCAUUCAAGGAAUAAAAACAUGGUGUUUGUGACGUCACACGCACUGGGUCACAUGAAAUGCCGACAAUGGUCGAGCACUCGACGAUAAUUUCAUGACAUUUAGAGCGGAAUUGCGUCAGAACGGACAAUAAUAAUUAACCGAAAACUUGAAAUUAAGAUUCCAUGCAUCGUUUUCUACAUUAUAUCAAAAAAUAGUUUUGCGUGUCAGUUCACCUUUAAAAUCGAUAUAAUUUUGAUUCAUCGAGACAUUAAUCUAUCUCUUCAAAGUAAAAACAGCUCAUUUCAGGAAGCUUUUAUUUGCAUUUCAGCCUUUCAAGCUAGUUUUUGCCCUUCACAAAAACACUAUACACUUAUCUAUUUUUCAACAAAUUUGAUAUAGAAAACUUGCUUGGGACAUUUCAGAAAAGUUAAGAAACAAAUAGAGCUUGAAGAAAGCUGAGAGUAGGACAAGUAACAAAAGCUAUUACAAACAUCUACCUGUUCUUCAAAGCCAACUUAUCUUCAGUUAUAAGUAACUCAAGUCCCCUUCAGGUUUCAGUUAUAAGUUAAAAUAUUUCAAUUAUGAAUUAAUUGCAUGAAAUUAAGAAAGUUGACAAAAGCAAGUGCUGAAAAAUGCAGCAGCACUAAGCCACUUCGCUACUAAAUGUUGACCUUUGUUUCUUAUAAAAAUGAGUGUUCGUCCAAAUUGCAAUCAAACUGCUAAGACUUUUUGCCAAAUUCUUAUUAUGCAUGUCAAAACGCAGCUUUCUACAUUUUCUGUUCUUAAAUAAACAGUUGUGUUCUUGUAAAAUGUUGAAUGUAUCCUGUAACAUUUACACCAGUCUGAAGAGCAUGGCAGAUUUAUGCACCAGGUCAAUGUAGUGCUAUAUGCUGAUAUUAGAAACUACACAUAACAUUUACUGCCAUGAGGUUUACACACAGAAAACCAACCUGAAAUGACUUUGAGCAUGUGAGAUUUUAUUUAGAACUGCCACACUCUGCAGACUGGGAUUAACAUAAUUAUAUCUAGAACAUCUGUAAUCAUUUAUGUUUCAUACAUAAUUUUUGAGUGAAAAGGUUUUUUUUGCCUUCAACCCUUCUUAAACCUUUUCAAACAGGCACAAAAUGACAUGGACCAAGCAGCAUGAUGUGCUACUUUGUAGAGAAGUGCUGGUUGUCCAGCCAUUUCAAUUUAGGCAUGGCUCCCAUGAUCGAAGGCAGUGCUGGGAGCAAAUUGCCAAUAAUUUGGAGCAUCCUCACUUCAUAGUUGACCAGAGGUCAGUGAGAGAUCGCUUCACCAAACUCGAAAAAUAUUUUAAAAGGAAAAAGGCCAGCGAGGAAAGAGCCAGUGGUAUCAGUCCAGAAGAGCCCGAUGAGCUGUAUCAGGCUCUUGAGGAUACUGCAAGGGAGCAGCAAGAACAGUUGUUGAGGGGAGAGGUAAAGAAGAAAAAUGACAUUGAGAAAGAAAAAGAAACAGCAGAGGCAGUGAGGAAGAGGGCAAUGGAGAUAAUGGGGGAGACAAGGGAGAGGGAGAAUUUAGAAAGAGAGAGGAAAAAGAAAAGGUAUGGGGGGAUACAGUGGAGUAUUUAAAGGAAAAGAGAGCGCAGGAAGUCAAAAAGAGUGAGAAAGAAUUUGAGUUGAAGAAGCGAGAUCUUGAGUUAAAGGAAAAGAUGCAGGAAGAAGAGAUAAAGAUGAGAAGGAAAGAGCAAGAAAUAAAAGAGAGGGAACAACUUAUGAGGGAGAGGGAAUUGGAGGCAAGGCUGAAGAAAGAUGAUGAAAUUAUAAAUAUUUUAAGACAACAGCUGCAGCAGCAACAGGCUAUUUUGGAAGAGGUACAGCAGCAAAACAAAUUGCUACUGUCCCUUUACCAAAGUAGCCUGGAAAAGAAGGGGUGACCAGGUUAGGACUCAUAGUAAAAAUAAUGGAACCUCCAAGUGAAAAUGCUGGUAUUAUUAGUACCAACAGAUCCUCUGUUUAUAAAACUCAUAAAUGCCAGAUAAAAUUCAUAUCCAAACAUUCCUUCUUUUCAAGUAAGAACUUUAUGACUAUAUUAUAAAGUAAAAACAAAUUUUAGAAGAUAAACAUGUUGACAAUUUUUGUUAUAAAGCCUGACCUAAUACAGAGCUUGAAGGACCAUGCCUACAGAUAAAUCUAAACUUGGUAGCUUUGGUAGCCUUUAAAAAAGCUGUUUGGGAGCUUUUAAAAAAGCUGUUUUUAUCUGUAGUAGUCUUCAAGAAGUGGUGGCUGCAGAUUGAAAAAAGCAGAUGUGUUGUUCCCAUACAGGCAAGUAAGUGCAUUGCGUAGUAGGGCACAAACAACAUCUUUCCAACGUCUUUCCAACUGCACUGAGGCCAAUCUUCAGAUCUUUCUUGAAGUCUGUGAAUUUAAAAUAAUUCACAAUAUCACCAAACACCCACUCAACAGAAAUAUGAACCCUGCUCAUGGAUUGAUUGAAAGCUUGCUCUUGAACAGUGGGGUUUGGUCUUCUUGCUAAGGUGCAUUGGAGAAAACUAUGAGGAUAUGCAGGAUCUCCAUAGAUGCACAAUGGCUGGCCAUCAGGUGUAAAGUAAUGUUGCUCCAACUGAUUUAAAAGACCUGACAUUGCCAGGAUGCCACUGUCAUGCCUUCUUCCUUCAACUGGACCAAAGAGGUUGGCAAUAAGUCCAUUAGGUACCACUACUGAUUGGAACUUGAUUGCGUGCACUCUUUUAUGGCCGUUAUAAACAGCCCUUUGAUCCUGGUUUGGUCUGCAAAUGGGCCUGACUGUCCCAUCCACGAAACCCCAACAGUUGUCUAAUGCAGUACCUUUCUGAUGAAUGGCAUCUGCAUAUACCUUCAGUUUAUGGCGUGACAAUAAUGGCUGAUCAAGGUUGGCAAGGAGGUAUCCAAAUCUGUCGAAGAAAUGGUCAAUCAAGAGAUUUACGACCAUACAGAGUUGUGAUACAGGCAUACCAAAACGAGGGAUGAGAUCAGCAAGUCUGCAUGGGUAAGCAAAUCUUUUUAGGGCGAUGCACAAGGCUUCGAUUUCGUCUACCACCAUACCAUUCUGACACUUGAAUAUUUCCGGGAGGCGCAAAGCAGCUGCAAGUCUAAAAUUUUAAUCCUUUUUGAAGCGAAAUUCCACUUCACAUUUCUCUUCUCGCAUCUCAAAAACAUUAAAACGUUUGUACUUAAAAUACGAAAGGCCAAUGUGUAAAAUAUAUAUUAGAAGUAACUACCAUCAGUUGGAGCAAAUGGAACUUUACAGACUAAUUCUUCCCCAGUUUGCAAUUGAGCCAAUAUAUCUGCAUGACUUCAGUACCGUCGGCUUUCUUCUGGAUGUCCCUUUUUAAGUUUUCAUUAAAAUGAAAAAUUGCAAGAAUAUGCCUGCAAAUAAAUUUAAAUUGCAGUUACAGAAAGAGUGAAUGCAAGUUUUCAAAUGCCAGUUGCAAUGAAUUUGUUACCAGUUACUAUGAUUUGAUAACAAAAUUUUACUUAUUAGAAUGUAUUGUCAAUCUCAGAAUUAAUAUUGUAGUUAUAAUAUACACCUGCAGAACGUCCCAAUCCCUUGAAAGUGUAGCAUUUUUGGAUGCCAUUGAUUCAGUGUUGAAUGGUAUCCCUCACAACAACUUGUUUGCACAAUCAGAGAUAAUUGUCAAAUACCAUUUAAAAGUUUCUUGUCCAACAAUAAUGCCUUGAGUUUGUUGUAGGCGACAAUACCUUGUAAUGAAGAUGCAUCUUUGUUAAAAUCUACAAUGACUGCACUGCUCAAUAAGGUUGUAUGAUAUAUUUUAUUUUAUUUUAAGUUUUCUAUCAUUCAUUGUUGGUUUAUAUGACUUAUCAUUUUUGAUCCAAUGCCUCUUCCUUAAUUUUUCUUGCUUAUAGUUUUGAAUAAGGGGUCUGGAUGAUUCUCAUGCUCAUUUGCAAUAUGGGGAAUAACUGACUUCCAUUUUGCUUCAAUUAGCUCAUGAAAAUCAUCCUUUGUUUAUGUUAGACACCAGUAUAAAUGAUUUCGAAUGGAAGAUGCCCAUUCACUUCUUCACUUCAAUCCAUUCACUUCAAUCCAUUCACUUCAAUCCUUCUCUUUACCUGCCUUCAGUAAUAUUUUUUCAUUGUUCUUGCAACAUGGCAGAUGUCAAAUUAAUGCUUUAUUUGCUUCUCUGAAUCCCGUUUCCAUUUUCCAAUACCAGUGUGGCGAUCAGAAACAAAAACUGAAAUCGGUACCUCCUAUUUCUAAGAAACUUCAUUCCUCUAUGGCACCCUACCAACUUCAUACUGGUACUACUUUUGCAUUCAUUUGCCUACAAAGAAAGAAAAAGUAAUUCAAAUCAGAUGACGAUUCAACAGCAUACAGAAAUGAUCAUCCUUACAUUCAUCAAACAAAGAAACAAUUUGACCAAAAAAUGAAGACCUUAUUAAAUGUAUGGUUAAUUCCAAAAUUUUCAUUUAAAAUCAUCUUUUGGAGAGAAUUGCAUAAAUUGUGCACAUAUGUAGAUACAUAUCUAUCUUUAUAAGCUUAUUUGACAUAACUGCACAAGCUCAAAGUGAACUAUCUUUAUUAUUUUCUCGCCAAAAAAGUAUAGCUGCCAUAUUUUGCAGAAUGGCCCAUUGAAUCAACCCGCCCAUCACCACAAACAAUAAUGCGAUCUGACAGCUGCAAAAGUUGAUUUAGUGUUGUAGAGCAGUAGAGUUGCCAAUGACGUAUGAUGCAAGGGAAAAUAAAGUUUUUCUGAUGACAAGUGAAAGUGAUUUGGAAAAGGACAAUGGCGAGGGUGAUGAUGAGGUUGACAAUGGGCACUUGAUGACAGUUUUCUGCAUAUUAAGCUGUAUCUUUGCAAAAUCUGUUGGAAAAUACAUAUUCCAUCCAGGAAUCAAGCAAACAUUUCACAAGGGCAAGCAAUGAAUGAAUGCUUAUGCAAAUUCCUUCAUGUGUUUGAUGUGAUAUGAACAUGCGUGCUCGUGCAUUAUCAUCAGAAUCACCUGGCCUGUUGUUUGUACUCUCUUUCCAUGCCAACAAAUACCCAAAGAAAACGUCAGUGAGCCAUGAAAAUCUGUGAUCAGAUUUGUCUUUAUAGGGCAGCAAGAAAGUUUUCCUUCUUCUUUCACCUUUUGACAUGCUGUGGACAUUAAAGCAGUCAAAAAAAUGGUCCAUUUUCUCACAGAAUUCUGCGGUUGCAGCUGCAUCAGUUGGACCAAAGCUCUUUAAAACACUACCCAUUGAGGAACUCAAAACCUGUGCGGCCAAACUAACUCUCAUAACAGAAUACAACCUUAAUUCAAUGUGGUCUGUAUACGGCAGGUUCACUUCUGCAAGAAUCUAUAUACCAUGUGAGUUCCAUGUUGAUUUUGUUGAUUUGGUGCUGCAAAAAACCUAUCUUCAGUUUUGAUGCUAAUGUGCACCCAAUGUGAAACUCAUGCUAAAGACAUGUCAAAGUCAAGUCAGAACUGUGUCAUGGCAUGCUAGCAUAAUGAAAAAGAGAAAAAAUCUGAGCCAAAGAUCUUAAUCAAUGAAGACUAGUGCUUAGAAUACCAAAAAGUACAAUAGUCAAGCUGAAAACCUGGCACAAUUCAAGGUUGUGUAAGUUCUUCUGCAGAGUUUCCCACACUCGUACACAAAAUAGUACACUGUUUCUGCACAGUUGCCCACAUAUUUCUAUUUGUUCUUGCAUACACAAGAACUUGUGGAGACCUUCCAUACUCUGCAGAUUUAACUUUGCAGGUGUUACUUAACCUGACUCGAUCUUGAACUUUCAAGUAAGCAACUUUCAAGUACCUAUUGUUUUCAUUACAUUACUAUAAAAGACAAUCAACAACUUCAUCUCAGUUUAGCUUGAAGUUUUCAUGUCGACAUAUUCUUUCAAAAGUCAUUUCCACCCUCACAACUUAGAAUGUCAUAUUUUCAUUCAUUGUAUGGUGACAUGAACAGCUUACUAUGAGCUUUUUUCAUCAUUGAGAUUUUGCUGUUAAAGCUUUGGCGAUCAAAUUUAAACAACUUGCAAUCAAAUUAAAAUUUUUCUAACACAAAUACGAUUCAAAACCGAAUAGAAUUAAUAUAAAUAUUCUUUCCUGUCGCUACAGGGCUUUUUAAACUAAUUAGUUAAAAAUAUGUUUACCAUGGCAAAUUUGCUCAUUUUGUGGGUUUUGCCUCCCACCUCCCCCACCUGAAAAAUGAAUUUCUGCCUUUGAACAUACAUAAAAUGAUUCUGGCUUUUGCUAUGCAUUACUAGAAGUACCUUCUGUUUCAAUAUUUCUGCAUGGCUUCUCCCAUAAACUCUAUCUGAUAGGCCCCUUUAAAUGAAAACUGAAGUGAAUCGAAUUGCAUGAUCUAAUUAGUGGGAAAGGCGGGCAUUUGCAACAAAGAUGUUCAAAAUGUCACAACAGAUAAAAGACACCAAUAAAUGGUCCAGAGAGAGAGUGUUUGCUUGUAUUAAUAUGACAGGGGCACUGUUCAAAAGUUGUCACGGACACUAGUUGCAAUGAAGCUUGAGUUCAGUGAGGCUGAGUAUCGCCUAUAAUUGAAAUUCUUCAAGGCCUGAGCAUGAGUUCAGGUAUGUUUUUAUUUUUCCUCUAUGUACAGAGGAACACAAAUUAAAGUGGAAAUACACCAAUUUUUCUUAUUGUGUAUUUUGGUUAAUUUGGAAGCCAAAUAAUGGGAAAUAACUUUCUUUCGGCAAUGUAACUCCCCUAUCGCAUGUUAUUGCCCCCCAAAGUUCCUGGCAGUGUGGCUCAGCUUUGUGUAUUACGAAUUCUGGGACCUAGCCUCUUGACCAUGUUGUAACGUUAAGUCACUCAAUUGUAACAAAACUAGAUCAACUCACUCAAUUUCAGCGGUAUCACAUUACUCACAAUUCUAAAAUUUGAAUUCUUUAAGAAAUGGAGAAAACGAGAAUUAUUCUUUUUCUUCAAUUCUUGCCAAAGAAGGAGUUAUCUGUCAAAAUUCUUAUUAUAGACAAAGAGUCACACCAUUCUUAAUAUCAAUCAUCUAUGCCUACUACAAUUAUCAACUUUUUACUUGCAAAAUAUUCCACUAUGCGGAUUUGCAUAGUCGAUAGUGGAAUAUGCAAAUAUUCCACUAUCGACUUUCAGCAUAGCAGUGUGAAGAAAUGUUGCAUGUUGCAAUAAAGGAACUUGAAACAAAGAAACAGGGUAUAGAAAUUCUGGCAGAUACUGCCAAGUCAAUGGAGAGAAUUGUUAGUCUCAGUCAAUUGUUAGUCUUGGGCAGAAACUUGGCAAUGGGCUUGCUUUUCUAGCACAAACAACAAAUGGCCAAAAUUAUCUAAUGCAAAGCAAUACACAACACAUGUUGAACCAUGGUUUCUGUGCAUCUACUGCAUCUCCAGUUGCAGUUCCUAAUCAAUAUCCAACACCUGCAACUUCAGUUUUUAAUCUGCAUCAUCCUGAUUUCUAAUCAAUGCUCUCCACAUACCCAAGCACCCACAUAUAUGACUCUUUUAAAUGAAGACAAUUGUUGAUAAGAGAGCUUGUCUUUAUGCAAUAUAACUAAAAGAACUGUCUUAAUGUAAGAGUUAAGUAACAAUAUAUUUUUGUAUUGGUGUCCUAGCAACAUGUUUACAGAUUUCAUUAUAUAUUCUGAAAUGAAAGCUACUUGUUGUUAGGUAACUCUACAGGUAUUUGAAUGGACAUGGAUGCUGAAGGGUGGGCAUGGCAGCCCAAUGCUUGUUUUGCCUUUUAAAAGGUUGGCCAGGAGUGCAAGAGUGUUCUUGUCUUGUAAAAAAAUAGCUUUUGAAGCAAUUGAUGUUAAGAAUGGGGAGACUUGGAGCAACAGCCUAAAAUUUUCUUCAAACAAGGUUUCUACUUUGAAGAGUAUUGAAAGCUAUUUUAAAGAAUGUGGGUGCAAAGAUUUUUGGGACUGUGAAUAACACAACAUAAAAAAUGUUUUUCUUUCUAAAUAUAGUUCAUAUUUAGUCAAUAUUGCCUAUUGUUGGAGAAAAUUACCAAAGUAUUUUGUCAAGCUCUCUCUUACUCUGCUUCCUUCUUCACUAUUGUGUGUGUUUGAUCUGUCAGCAGAUGUAUGGUGUUAACAGGCCUGAUUUUCAUUUUCUUCCAUGACUUGGUCAUGGAAACCGUCAAGACUUUACUGUGCUUCUUUAACUUCACAGAAAUUGUGGAAGAUGAAACAUGUAUAAAUCAGUGUUAGUGCAUGCUCCAAUGCAAUAUCAAUAAGUCUGUUGAAUAUUCUCCAUCUUGCUUGCUUUCAAAGCACACUCGAUUUGGUUUCUAACUGGCCUUAGCAUUUCAUUAAAUAAAACUUGGUUUUUGUCGCUGCAUCUUUCAAACUCUUUCAUUGUAAUGGAUAAACAGGGUCACUAAUCAGUAAUGGAGGAAACACAACAUCACCUUCAAUUAAUACGCGCUCUAUAUUAGGCAAUUUUUCUCAACAAAUAGCUUAUUUAUGGCACUGUUUGCAAAAACUCUGGCAUCAUGUACACUUCAAGGCCGUGAACAAUCAAAGUCCAUAAACAGCCCAUUUUCAUCACAUACAGCUUGUAUAUUUAAUGAGUUCUUCAUUUUGUAGCAAAAAUAGUCAUGUGGAUUUUCAGUUGGUUGUUUUAUUGGAAUAUGGGUUAAACAGCAAAAUGAAACCCACAUGACUAUUUUUCCUACAAAAUACAAUACAUCCCACAACUUGGGAAAAGUCAAAUUUGUCUUCAAACCUAUUCACGAGUUGCUUUAAUUCAGUCUCUGAUUUUGGAAAUUUUAUCAAUUUAAACCCAAGCAAUUUCACAGUAGUUGGACAAACCUGUUUAAUAAUUACGGACAGUGUACAGGGUGAAACAAUAAAUAUGUUACUCAUCAUUCUGGGUGAUCAUUAGUCAUUGAUAGAACGUCACGGCUAAUUAACUUCAGCAGUAACUGUAGCAUGCCUGAAUGAUUUCGGAUUUGGUGAAAUGUGUGGCGUAACUUCUGACAACAGGUCUGAAAGGAUUUUUCUUGACAUUAUCAAGUUAAUAUGCCAUUCUCUGUCGCUUAAAUUCCAUUACAAACAUUUAACCACCACGCACUUGUGUAACCAUGCUUUUUCUAUUGUUGCUUUUUGUCAUUAAAAAUCUAUUUCUCAUGGCUCUGUAUCGGCAAAUGGCAUGAUUUCUAUCUUCAGCGGCAGCUGUUAAUUUUUCCUUAAUUUCUUGCUGUUGCAGGAAUAUCUGCAUAGCUAGAAACAACUGGCUUUGUAGCAAUAUGCAGCCAGUUGUUGUUGGGACCAAGACCCUCCUUGAUAUCUUUGUAAAACCCCACAAAGUUAUUAUUAUUACCUUCAUUAGUGUAAUAGGUGCCAAUGUACAUGGUAUCAUAUAGCGUUAUAAUUUGAAUUUUGAUUCAAUCUUUGAUUUAAAACAGUACUAGCUUACAUGUUUUGAUUCACCAUACCCAAUAAGGACAUACACAUGGUUAAUGUCAAUCGACAAGUAACAGUGAUCAUGAUUAUGUAUAUUGUAGCACCAAAUUAGUUGAGGAGUUGGUUGGAGUUGGAGUUGAAGUAACAAUUGUGAGCGAAUAUAUAAAAUGAAACGCUUAUAGAUUUGAUACUAAACAGUUUGUACAGAAUGGUGAUUUUUCUCUGAAUUUGCAACUUACACUUCGUUCAUUAAUAUAUUUUAACAUAUGGGCGCCUCUAGAAAAAGUGGUCCCAACAUAAUUGGAGACACCGCCACGUUACAGGGAUCGAAUGAUGACGAGGGAAACUGAUGGAGGUGUAGUGCAUUAAAUGGCCACGGAAACAAAGCAAGAAUCGAAGAAACUACGGAAAGCAAGAGAAGCACACAGAGCGUAUGUUACAAGAACAAUCGCCAUAGCUAUGGAAAGAGUAAGGAAUAGAAAAUAUGGUUGUUGUUUUAUUUUCAUUAGGAAAGGGUUUUAAGCUGUAGAAUGUACAUCUAAAAUUAUGUGUAAGAAGUGCAAUGGUAAACAUCACGCAUCGUUGUGUAAUUAUCCCAAGGAUUUAACCAUAAGAAAGAAUCCUAGCCCUUUAAGACCCCCAUCUCCUCUUUUUGAAGGAACCUCUACCGGUAGCACUAUCGUAGCAUCCUGCACUAAUAGUUUAGGCACUAAUUAGUUAAAGGUCAUAGAAGGCAAAUGUGAAAUUUAGAAUUUUCUAACUUUGAACUACUAUUUAGAAUAACUUAUCAGAAAUGUGUUGGUUGCAGUUUUUCUUGGAUCCGGGUAAAAUAGACUUGAUUACAGGGUUUUUAGAACAGUGCCCCCAACUGAAAAGUGCCCUAAGACAUAACUCGCAAUUCACUCGCAUACAUUCAAAACUUCAUUUUACCUUUAUGCAAGAUGUCAGACAUUGACAGUCUGUCUGAUAUAUGCGAAGAGCAACAGCUCAGCAAAACAUUGUCACAGUUUUCUCUCAACGUUGAGGACCCUGGCCAACGAAAACGCACUCGCUGCUGCUGUUGGUGGAGUUGAUUCCCUUGGCCCAUACAUGGACGAACCCCUAGCAGACGAUGAGUGGACUGAAAAUUAUAAUCAGGAGCGAAAAGAGGAAAAGCAACAAAUUGAAAAGCUGAACAGACACUUAAAUGGAACAGAACCACUGAUGACAUUAACGAGAUUUUCUUUUGCUUAUUAUACAACCCCCAGCAAGUAAAAAAGCUUAUAGGCCCCGCAGGCCUAGGUCGGCCCCAAGGUCUAGAUAUGAUAGAUGGCAGUCAGAGAUCAAAACGCAGUUAGUAUCUUAUAACUUUCAAAAUUUUGAUUAAGUAGAGAAAAAGAUUUAUAAAAGCCUUAAGUGUUCAAAUCUUGGCCCAGUUAGGAAUAUAUCAUAGCUUUUAGCAAAAAAUCUCCGAUAUUGAAAAAAUAUUUUGAAUCAAUUAUAUAACUUUCAGAACACCUUGGCUCUUCUCCUAUCUCUUUGAGAUCUUUUUUAGGAAAACCCAAAAGCAUGCCAUUGCUGUAGAUAGGUUGAAAACUGCCCAAUUGCCCUUCAUGAACCUAGGGUUGUUCAGCAACUUGGAGUAACACCGCAAUGUUUCAUAGAAUACCCUGGUUUUAGUCCAGUUUGCUUAAAUGAGUGAACACUUCAAAUAAUAGUUGACCAAUUUAAAACUUCAAAGCACACACGUUACAAAAACCUUGGUUCUGAGAAGAGGUAUGCAGUGAAUUUCAAGACUUAUCACUCAACGUUUAAAAAAUUUCUAACCAUUUUCUAGUAAAAUCUAUGUAGAAUAGAGAGGGCAUUAAAAGGUUUAGUUAGACUAAUGCACGCUUAAACAGUUUGUAACAACUUUUGCUAAAACAUUUUGUAACUCUUAAUACUUAAAAGAGGCACUGACCAAAAAAUGAUCAGUUCACGGAAGAAGACUGGAUUUAUUGGUAUGGUAGUGUCAAUAAAGUCAAUAAUAUCCAUAUCAAAAGAUCUGCUAACACAACCAGUCAAUCCACUAUCAUAUUUACUAACAUACAGGUUUUCACAAGAUCACCUUGAAGUUUUUUUCCCCUGUAUUCGAGCAAAACAUGGUUGGAACAACAAUCCAAACUCAAGCCAGUUUCAGUCUGCCUUAAGGAGUAUGCUCUUUAAUCAUUCAAUCAAAGCUUCAUUAAAUGCAAAUUGUGUACAGUAGGAGCAUGCAGCAAAGACAGCAAUAUUCACACUUAAAUGGUCUAAACGAAUUUCUCCCUUGAAAGACAUUGAUAUCCCUAGGUGACGAAAGUUCCAUCUCUGAUGAACCUGAUCUUCCUAACUGUCUGAACCCAUUUAAGGAUAAUAUUAUUUACUACAUCUCAGGAUUCAUUUGCAGAAUUGCAGAAAGAAUCAAGGCUUCUAUUACUUGCAAAGACUUGCUUCUUUCAAUAAUCAAUUCUGCUCCAGUCUCAGUUGAUGAUCAAGGUCAUUCCUCCAUUUCUCUAACAAAAAGGAAAAUAGAGGUGGAUUUAUUAACGCGAGCAAGGGGGUGUUUGAAAUACUGAAGCUAUGUGAAAGGCUUUUUUCACUCAAUUUUUUAGAUAAGAAAAUUAAGAUCACAACAGAGGGGGGCAUUUGCAAAAAUGAUCACUGCUUGUUGCCACACAAUGUCACCAAAGGCUGCCUCACUGUUUCCUGAUCCAGGUUAUGGAGACAAUCAUGAAGCACAAAUUAUAAAAGAACUUUCAAAAAGAUAUCUGACAAUGCGCCUUCAAACCUAUGCUCGACACUACAAUAGGUAUGUUGUGAAUAAAGGGCAAGCCUCAAUAGGACACAAGCUGACCAAGACUGUUAUUUUUAAAAACCAGUAGAGGUAGUUUAGCUCAAGUUUAAUGGUUUUCCUUUAUUUUUAGGGAAAACAUAGUAUACAACAAAUUCCUGAGAAAAAAAUUUAGACCCUAAAUUUUUAGAUUUUGACAAUUUUUUGAUUGAUUGUUGAUUGAUGCAUGUUUACUUUCUUUAAGAAUACCUUGUUCCACCAGUGCAUGAAUUGUUUUUAGCACAAUCUCGCAUGAAUGAGGUGUAGUGCUUUGGUGGCUCAAGGGCUCAGCCUCCAUUUAGAUGAUAAAUUUUUGGCUUUUUUUCAUUGUUUCCUGAGACAUGUUUUCACCAUUGCUAUGUCUUCAAGAGUCCCUUGCUAUUGUAUGGCACAACACCGCUGGUCCUGUUUAUAUUUCUAAUUGCUAUUGCUAUUGCUAUUGUAUGGCAUAUUGCUAUUGUAUUGCACAACACCACUGGUCCUGUCUAUAAUAACUAAAAUAUUUCUGAUAUGUUUUCUUUAGAUCGGUGAAACACGCGUAAGGCAGCUCUCAACUUGGAGUUUAAACUAAUCGAAGAAAAUAUGAAUGGCUCUCAUUUAAAAAGAUAUCUUAAACAAUGUUUGUCAAUAGUGUAGGAAAUACCAACUGCAAUGUAACGGAAAGAACCAGAAAAAAGCUAUGAUUCGAAGACAAAAAUGAUCGCCAUUCUUUAUAUCUAAGUAAGUGAAAUACAUAUCAAUCGAUUACUUCUCGAGAAAAUUUAAAGAAAAAAAUCUACCACUUCCAGUUUCAAAAUUCGUAAAAACCACAAGAAUUUUCAUCUGUGGCUACACUCUAGGUUUUUGGGUUGCGCGCUGUCGUUCCUUCGUACAUACCGACUGCCGCAGCAUUUUACUUCGUACGGACGAAAAGUUGCCAAAAUUUAUAGAUAAGGACACUCAGAUAGUAGAAGUAUCUUUACAUCUUGCCAUCAUUUUGAUAUUCACCCGAAUUGACUUGAAAGUUUGCAAAUACAAACUUUAUUUCCAGAGCAACUUCGUAGUCUUUCAUACUUAACCACCGUCCUUGAGCCGUUUUUAUUACCUCUUGCAAAAUGGUACUGCACAUAUCACACAAAACAUCAGUUUGCAGAAGCCUCGUUCGCACUCUACUGUGUUAAUUAUCCCUGCGUUAUCCUCUUUAAACAAAGUCCCUGCGUUAGUUUCUCUCGGUGCCCUGUGGUUACGUUGUGCAUGCCAAGUACACUUUCCCAUCUAUUUUAAUCAUGUAGCUGCACUGCUGUAAAAGGAACUAUCUGAGCUCCUGAUAGGGCAUUACCAUUUUUUUUAUUCUUUGUUAUCGCAAAUAUCAGUUUCCUUUUGUAAUAUUCACUAGUUACAACAAUGUCUAUCAUAUCAGACAAAAGGCUAUCAGCCCACUGAGCUUUCCUUCAACUCUUGUUCUUCUUUCCAUUUUUCUUUGUGAAUUUGUUCAGUAAUUCAUCAGUAUCUUGAUCCUUGUCAGAGUCUUCCUCAUCUUGAAAGUUGUCAUGUUGGCUUUUGCCAUUGUAAUAGUUUGCAGCAGAUGAUGGAGAUGGUGAACAAUGUCUGCUGAAAAAGGUAAGACAAAACUUUGAGAAUAGUGGAGUCUUUGUAAUAUGAAAAUAGGCCGCGUGCGGCAUUUCGCACGCCUUGGUUACUUUGCACAUGCGAUGCGAACUCCUUUUUAUCGGUUGUUUCUCAUCCCUGUUGUCAAGAACUGGGUGCUGCUUUUAAGGAGACCUUUUGUGUUACCAAGUUACUGAACGGAAACCAAGGUAAUUGACAGGGAAACUGUUCUUGUUCUUUCUCAAAGAUGUUAAAUUUAAUUAGUCACUCAAAAAAAUCUGGAUUGAAAAAAAAAUUCUAUUACCCGUAGACCCUACUCAAAAAUUCUAUUACCCGUGAAUAUCUUAGCGGAUAUUCAUAAAAAAUAUCUUACCGUUAGCUUUAUUUUUUUGUUUUGGAAUUGAGCUAACAAUCAAAUGAGAAGGAAUGGGUAGAGAAAUGACACAAACGUCGAAAUUAACACACUUUCUUUGGGCACAAAAACAAGUUUAAAAUAAUUUAAAAAUAAGUAGAGUCACCCUCAAUUUCUUCUUCAUCAGAGCUUUCUUCAGCUUCCUCCUCCUUAUCUAGCUUUGGUUUCUUCGAUAAACUGUUGUAAUUAUCCAGCUUUUGCUUUCUGCAUUUCAAAAGAUAGAUCUUUGUUGCCCUUUUCAAAAUAUUCUCCCUUUCUUCGUCAGUCCAUAUAAUGUCAUUGACUGCGAUGCGAAGUCUCAUCUCCAUAACCCUGUGUGACAUUAUCUGACAAUAAUAUGCUGAGAAUACUGAAUGCUCUCUCUACCGAUGAAUUGGAGCCAGAUAUUGCAACCAUUAUCUUUGCCAGAAUGCACAGGUUGGGGUACUCGUCUGCCCUGUGAGAAAGUGUAUUUUUCCACAGCUUUCUUGCUUCAAUCCCACAAGCAUUAUAUUGUACGUAUUUUUUGAAUGACUUCCAUUCCUUGAGAGCUUUCGAAACAUCAAACUUCGUCUUGCUGAGGGGGGUUUUGAAAAUAGCUGCAAAAGCAGUGAUCUCUGGAACCCCGUAAUCAUUGUUGUCGUUCCAUUGCUUUUGAUCAAACCACUUCAUCGUACUAAAUACUCCAUCAGCAUCAUCAAAGUAGCAUCAUUCUUUUCCGACUUGAAACCAAAAAUUUCGUUCUUUCCCCAACCAAUGAAUGUUGCCAGCUCCACUUUGUUUCUUUUCGCCAUGAUUACCGAAGAACAGAAUAAUCAAUCGAACAGUAAAAACAUCUCUAGGAUCGAAAAUUUAAAUUACCGGGUUUUGACAGUAAGCACCAGGUAUUGAUUGCAGAUUAAUCCCCCUUGGGUCAACUGUUAAGCGAUCUUUUUGACGCUGUUGUUAAAUCCCUUACGGGAAUACUUUAACAACACCUUGGACAACAAUAGAACCGACUUUGAGUUGAGCAAUUUUAAAAAAAUUUUGUGGCAAAUUCUUUGUUUUGCGCGUGCAAUGAUUAGCACGCCUUGGACAAUUUGCGCGUGUGUGGAGGCCGAUCGCAUGGCUCAUAUUACAAAGACUGAUAGUACCUAGGUGUCUGGAGACUAAACCCAUCUAUUUGAAAGAAACUACUUGCAAUUAUUCUACCAGACCACAAUUUAUACAACCAAACACAACAAUCAUAAUUUGCAGUUUGAACAUUCCAGGUCACUGAAAAGAUUUUGACUCUGCACAGCAUUCACAAAUGUUUAUGUUUCAGUUCAAUCUCUUGUCGGUACUUAUUCGUUUCAAAACCUUAUGAGCAAAUAAUUUAUCAUCAAGUCAUUGUGCUGUAAUAUAUUCUGUUAUUCUGUACAAUAUGAGGUUAGUAUGGCUGGUAGUUGAAAUUCAUAAAUUGUUCAAAAUGAACUGGGAAAUUUCUGUCAACAUUGAAGAGGGGGUGGGGGGAUGGCAGGGAGAGAGAUAAACUUGACUCCCCAGUUGCUCUGUAUUAUUGGGCAAUGUUACAGUCCAGCAUUUUCAUAACAUCAACAAUUGAAAAGGUAAAAUGUUGAAAUAUCAAAUUCAAAAUAAUAUGUAGCCACACCUUGCACUUGGUGACCCACAUGAAUAGAGCAUCUAUGCACAAGAAACUUUUCAAGAAAAAAAGCAAUAUUUCUUGCUGGAGGAACAAAUACCGCAAAACUUCUCGUAUGCUGACUCCAUGAUUGAGUUUUUGAUCGUUAUGUUUUUGAAAGUGAAAAGACGAUUGUUUAAGAACUGGUUCAUUUUCCAAGCACAGCCAAACCAGGGGGGAAAUACAGUGGAUGAUAUCUAGUAAUUUAAUUUGCAGAACAAACAGCUCAUGGAAGAACUGUUAGAGAAAGAAGAAGAAAUAGUGGCACUACCAUAAAAAUUGAGGAAACUCCAAGGGCAAAGGCUUCCAUGAAUGAUAAGCUUGAAAAAAAUUAUAAAGAAAAGAGAGGCAAAUGGAAGCUCUCAAACAACCAAAAUGCCAUGUUAAAGUAGCAAAAUUCUGUCAUGCAGCUUGCGUAAUGGUCAAAAUUACUAAGGAGAAUGUUGCUAUGGGAUCGACCAUGACAGUUGAUGCUCCCUUGUUUGCCGAGUUCACUCAUAGAAGUGUCCCUUUACGACAAGAAAAAAACCCGUUUCGGUUUUAGACAGCAACAACUUUCUUAACCUUAUAUAGCUACAAAAGACAAUUAAAAUGAGUCUUUUCAAAAACUAUUUUUGCUGGUCUUUCAAAUUGGACACCAGUGACAUUAAAGAGAUACCAUAUUUGGGGAGGGAAAGAUGCUGGUGUGAAGAGGAUUAGCUACCACGUUUUUUGAUGGAAAGCUACCACAAGGGAAAGGAAUUUUGCAAUCCAAUACUUUUAUCUGUGCUGCAGGACUUGAACAUUUCUAGAGUUAUCACAACCCUCAAUGAUCACAUGUUUGAUUCUGCAGCAACUGACAACCACAUCUUCCAUUUGAUAAAGACAAUUUCUAGUUGUUACUGUAAAGUUCGCUUUCGUCACCUUGCCAAAGAGACAACCAAUCAAAUUUCAGGGGACAAAGUCCGAAAAAAAUUAAAUAAACUUGUAUUAUUUAAACAUCAGUAAUUACAUGAUUAAAAAGGACAUACAGGAUGUGCACUAUGGAACACAGCUCUCUGCAUUGAUUGUUUUAGGCAUUGGAUUUGUAAUAUCUGUUAUCUUCUAUUUUUGAGAGAGAAUCUUGGGGUCAAAUGAAAUUCAUCAUUUUAUUUCAUGUGGCUGUUGAACUGUAUUACGUAUAUACCCACUACUUUGCUUCCUUUGAGAAUUUGUUGAAGCUAGAACUUAUUUUCUUUUGCGUUGACCAAAUUCUGAUUCAUAUCCAUUUGGUAUUUUUGUCACGUAAAGGUGUUUUAGUUGAGAUGAAAUUUAGGACAAUGAUCUUUACGAAAUUUAGGCCCUUUCAUAUAAAUAAAAAUAGCAAGAAAUUCAUUUUACAACACUCAAGUAAAUCACCAAACUAAGCAUUAUCUUAUUUAGCAAUUAAACAUGCCAUUACAGGCCUAUGUAAGUAAAAGUAAAUUUGACUGUGUAGUGAUUUCAGCAUGAAUUUAUGAUUUUGAUUGAAAAUAGAGAGAAUAUUCACCCGCCGCGCUGAGAACAGACCAAAGUUGCUUUCUUCAAAAACCCUUGUAAAACGAUGAUUGCUUUGAAUACUCCUGUUAUGUAAUGAAAACAGACGUAUAAAUGGAUAUCACAGCUAUCUCUUCGUAUUGUACUUACUCCUGUUAUGUAAUGAAAACAGACGUAUAAAUGGAUAUCACAGCUAUCUCUUCAUAUUGUACUCGCUGUCAAGUCUCCGGUCCAGCCAAGAUGGUGACGGUUGUCUGGAAAUUGAUUCACUCCUGUAACUAAGAUACUCGAUCCAGUCUUUUUUGAGAUCAGUGGCUGAGAUGCAAUGAGCUUAUAUUGAAUCUGAAGAAAGGCAUGACAAAGUUGAUUCAUUUUGGAACAGCACAACAAAUUGCACAACAGCGAAACAAGCCACUUACAGUCACAGCCAACCUCAACAGUUAUUAAGAAUACAACACUUGAUAAAUAUUUCGGCAUCCAACUGGAUACCAUACUAAACUUGAACUCCCAUUUAGACAAAUUUUUCAAGCAUGCAUCUGGUAGACUGCGACUACUGGCAAAAAUAAAAUCAUGCAUGAACAAUGCUACAGCAAGUACAAUGUAUCCUACUAUGAUUCUUCCAACAUUUACUUAUUGUUAAUUACAACUAAAGCUCACAAACACGUAAAUAAGCAGACUUUCCUCAUUCCACUCUCGACCACUGAAAAUUGUUUAUUGUGAUGAAUCAGCAGACGAAGGACUUGUGUCAGUUAUAAAUGCGAAUAAAAUGAGAGCUUGUAAACUUGUGCGAAAAUGCCUUGACAAAGAUAUCUGUGAACAUUUUCAGAAUUAUUUUACUCUGAGAGAGCAUGAAAAGGAAACAAGAAUAACAGCUCUACACUGCAAUUACCGAGUAUUAAAAAAUAUUGUGCACGAAAGUCAUAUCUGUACAUGGGUGCUUAAGUGUACAAUGAGCUACCUCUAGCCAUAUGUCAGACAGAGACAUAUAAGGAAUUUGUUGGAAAACUUAGAAUGCACUUUUUGUGACAUGAUAUUAAUGGUGUAACAAGCAUUACUUCAUCUCAAUGUGACAUAAGGUUUUAUAGAUUUUAUUCUUGUAAGAUUUUUUCAACGCCUUUUAUACAUUUUCUUUCAAUUUCAUUUAAGUUUUUAGGGCACACAGUGAUAACAGCAAUGUUGUAAAUGUUGAAGUGUUUAUCUUAUACAAAUAUUCGUUUAUUAUUAUCAUUUUUUGCAACAUAAUUGGAUUCUCUGUAUCAUUGUAAACUUUGACUUUGAAAGACCUACUCCUCAGCAACACAAUCAAAGCGUUGUUGAUUUCGAUACCUGGUGGCCAAAACCCAUUUUCAUCAGGUACAAAUAACACUGGGGUCUUACUGUUAGUUAUUUCAGCGUUGCACUGCCAUGAAACUUUUAUAUGUUGUUUUGGCUGGAUUGUGAUAUUUGAUCUUUGAGAACUUAUCAAUGCUAAAUGUGUGUCUUUUACUUCCAAAAUCGCAUUUAUCAAAGCUUCAGUGGUUUCUUUACAUUUUUGUUGAAAUGCAGUUUGAAAAGACUGAAGGAAUCGUCUUUUAUCUGAGCUCUCAAUUUUACGGAUUCUUUGAUUACUUUAAACCCUAUAAUCGGCUAAGCAAUAUUGCCAUCUGACACCAAGAAUGGCACUUUCAAAAUGGAUGGACCAUUUAUAUCGUCAAAUAAUUCAAAGUCUAAUUAGGCGAAACCAUGGUACAGCACAGAGGUGUCGUUUGCAGUUAAUAAUUCCAAACUAAAGACGAUUUUGAGUAACUUUUAACUUUCAAAUCAGGAAAAUUGACUUGCAGGAAUUCAGAUGACAAAAGACAAAUUUGAGAUCCAGUGUCCCACAGUACACUUGUUUUGUUUCCGUUUAAUUUAAAGUCAAUAGUCCAUUUUUUUCCAACAAGUUGAGAAAUUCUAUUAUGUUCUUUAGGUGUUAAAUGAGAAUUGAUUCUUGUUUCGUGUUCAUAUCCUUCCCAUCUUGUACUAGCGAAAGUAUGCAUCACGUUGCGUAGUACCUUAGGUUCCUGCCAAUGAUUGUUUUGAUAACUCUUACUGCAAUAACAAGAAAGUUAGUGGAGACUAACUUGCUUCUUGAACUGAAGCAAGAACUUCUUAAUGAGUUCCUGAUUAGCUUCACUUUCUCAUUUUCAACAGUAGUCACUAUGUAAUAUUUGACACAACUCAGUCUAGCUCAAAUUUUUGAUACUUUCUAAAUAAGAUCGAAUAAGAAGGCUUGGCGAAACAGAAUCACAACAUCUGAAAUUUUCUUUUCUGACCAACCCUUGUUCACAGUACUUUUGAUUUGUUUAUUUAGGCUUGUAUGAGAAAUACAAUUCUUCUCAUUAGAAAUUACGCCUUGAAUUUUGAGAUCUUUAAAUCUGACUAAAUCUGUCAUUUGCAUAUUACUAUCUUCAACAAAGAGAGAUUUAUUUAUUUCUUCAGAUUUUGUUGGAGUUUGAGGUGACCUUGACAAAAAAGGGGCACUUACUUGCGUCCAUACUACUCAGCCUUUGGAUUCGUUGUUUUGCUUCCUUGAUUUUAUUUUCCUGGUCUCUUAGCACUUUCAUUAAAUCUUUCUGCAUCAUCGCUGUCAUCCUUUGCUUUUUACACCAACUCUUCUCUUUCCUCGUCACUGUCUUUGCCUACUGUUUUCUCUCCAUGUAUUAAUGCAAUAAUAUCCCACAGUUGUCUUAAAAUCUUUCCUCCAUCGUCUUCUUUUUCUCCAAAUGUAGAAGUUGUACCUCCAAUAUCUUGUAGAGUGUUGUUUAAAUUGUAGCUCCUCUGCCCUAUUGUAGCUGGCCAUCUUGAGCUCAACCCUUUGCCAAUAGUCUAGACAAAUCUCUCAGGUUGUCCAAGACAAAUCCGAAGACAAGCAAAUCUUGAAAAUUUCAAAUCAAACAUUGAAGACAUCAAAUAACAUCCAGUCCGAAACUAUAGUCUAACUGCCGCUAAGCGAUGCGAGGCUGCUCAAAGGCAUUGAGUCAUGAUAAGUAGACUGGGUAUACCCUAAGUGCCAAAAUCUGCUCAGUCAUGAUUUCCAUGACUGCGAUGCUAUUGGUUGACCUUGAACUGGUCACAUGAACCCACCUCGUACUGAUAAACAUAACAGUUUCCAUCAAUAGCAAGUUGUCAACAACGAAUGCCAAUAUCACAUGAAACAGCAGCGAUCACGCUGAAACCAAAUGACCCCCUAUAGAGAAACCUAUUUACCAUGACUCAAUGCCUUUAAAUAGCAACUACCCUCUGCUUCCAAAUUGUUAGGGCCCAAUGAGGUCAGUAAGACGCAAGAAUGAUUCGAUCUGGUAGUGGAAGCGACUUGAUUACAACUUUUACAUGUUUUCGUGCCUAAAUCAACUGAAUCUCAUACAAAAAGUGAUCAAGUACUCUCUCUUGUUUAUUAUAUUACAGGACGAGUAUGUUUUUUAAAAAGUUCCACCCACUUGUAUCAUGAGUUUGCUCUCGUAUACUCCUUGCAAUAAAUAUUUGAUACAACUUUCAACUUUUGUCCUUCACAAAUGCAGUGAAAAAAUAUAGCCCAAAUUGCAUUGUACAUGGCUGUUAAAUUGUUUGAACUGUUACGUAUGGCAUAACCAAAGUAAUUUUGAAAUGAGUCAAUUACUCAGUCUGUUAAUCUCCCCCUUCCUCCAAUGGUUCCACCAUCAGCAAGUGUCUUUCCUUUUGCGCUAAGUUUAAGGCGACAAAGAUUUGUCCCCAUCCACUUCUGGAUAUGGCCAACACAGUCCUAUUUAUAAAUAAAAUAGGAUGAACUAUAUUCCUUUGACAAUGCUUCUGACACAACUCCAUAGGAUGAUGGGUCACUAUCACUUACAUAGGUUGUGUACUUCAGGCUAUGUUUCUCAACUUUUACCAUUCAACUUUACAAAUGUAGUGUUUUGGUAUUUUUAGCUCCACUUUGCGUGAUCUUUCAAAUUAUGUAGAUAAAAAUGUAUUUUGACAUAAUUAAUUUUUGUUAAUGCGUGUGGCAUUCUGGACCGUAAAAUACACUAGCACGUGACUUUUGGAUGGGUCCAAGGCUAAAUCUUUUCGUUGUUACAAAAACUUUCUUUGAGCAAAGUUUCAUGAUUUUACCCCUAUUAGCACAAGGUUUGCACCAAGUGACUCCACUCUAUCAACUUUGUUUUUUAUUUUAUGUACGCAUAUCAAGGCAUGAAUGAAUUAAAAUGAAUACAAUAGCCACUUUCUAAGUAGUUGUAACUUUUUUUGGCUUACAUCUUUUCUACAAGUAAAAUUGUCCAAUUCUUUAAAAGGUAUGCCUUUUAUGAUCUCACAGUGCACUUUCUGUCACUGCUAAGUCACAGAGUACUAUCAAUUGUUGUAAAUAUACCAUUAGAACAAACAUUACCUUCAUUUUUUGUUUCUUCGCUGAAUUCACAAUGCCAGAACUUUUUUCCCUAACAUUCGCUUAUCCCAUUUGUUAUGUGCGGCCAAAAUAUGCAGGUAUUGCGUCCCCCCUUCUAUUAUAAAACGUAAUAAUGGACAGGGCAAGGCAAAUAUCAAAGAUCAGCAACAGUUCUUUAAAAUAGCUAAAUUUGAAAGAGAGUUUCUAAGAUCUUAAUUAAUCUCUUUGAUAUCAUCACUGUCAAAAAUAUCAUCACAUUCUAAGUUGCAUUCGUCUAGGAUUUUUUGCAGCAAACACGCUGAUUAUUCUGUCAAAGUUGAGUGGUACUGAUCGAUGAAUGCACAUAAGUGCCAGUCCAUUAAGUCGCUCUUUGCCUAUUGUACUUCUUUUGUAAUCUUUCAUCUGUUUCAGGGUUGAAUUCGAUCUUUUACACUCGCAAGUAGUUACUGGUACAGUUCCCAAUAUAUUGAGUGCUGCACAAAUGGGGGAGGUGUCUUUCAUAAGAUUGACAUCUCUCAAUGUUGUUGAAAGAUCUUCAGGGAGGUCAUUUUCUGAUUUUCUUCUGCAGUACGUCUCCCACAUAUCCAUCUCUGUUUCAAGGUUAUUAAAAACUGGCAUAUCAUCUUCAUAGGAAUUUUAAAACUGUUUAAAAUUAUCUUUCCAUGGCACAAGAGCUUUGUUGUUCAACCUUUCUACCACUGUUUUGGGAAUAAUAGGUAAACCUCUCAUCAAGUUUACAUUGUAAUUAGAAAAUCUUGUUUCAAUUUGGGUAACCAUAUGGUCAAGAAAAAAACCAGCAAAGAUCUUUUGUAAUAAUCGUCUGGGUCAUCGGCAGGAACAUUAGAUUCUAAGUUAGCAAUUAGGAAAAUUUUCUGUACGUCUCUGAAUGCCACAGGUUCUUGGGAUACAUGGUGUUAUGAAGACUUUUGAGGCUAACUGAACUGCCUUUUCAAACAACUCUGUUGAAUAUUUAUUUACAUCUUUUCUGACUUAACUGAAACUUCCUUUUAAGAGACAAACACUGUUGUUGCAUUGUGCAAAAUCCAUUUGCCUUGUUUGAAGAAGAACUGUGGUGGGUCUUGUAAAAGAAAGCAAGCGACAACUGAUAUCGAAUGCUAUAAUGCUGUCAAAAAAGUAAAGAGACUUACAAAGACCUUCUGCAUCAGCCAUGGAAUUUCAACUUCCAUUCCAGGUUCCAUCAAUGUUAUUAGCAAUAUGGUCAUCAAUGAAAUCAUCAGUGACUCAAAAAGAUCUUCAAAUACCUCCAAAGCGUCAAUCGUUUCAACCCACCUGGUUGCACAAACAUUGACCAACUUUGAUCUUUUUUAAUUUGGAAAGGUAUCUUCGAUAAAACUCUGCAACAAAUUUAGCCUUUAUGGGUAGGAAAAGAAAGCCUUUUAGAAAUAAACCCAAACAGUCUCUUUAUGGUUGGAAUAUCGCAGGAUCUGGCAACUCAAAGAUUUAAACGAUGUGAUGCACAGUGAACAAACAAUGCCUUGCUAUUAUCAUCAAGGAUUAAAUUUGCAGCUCCAAUGCAUUUGCCUAACAUAUUUCCUGCACCAUCAUAGCUUUGGCCGCUGCAGUAUGAAAUAUCUAGACCCAUCUCCUUUAUUUCUUCCCUGAUAUUAUCAGCAAUUGCCUUACCUAUCGUGCUAGUAAAAAAACAAACUUUAGAAAAACUUUACGAAUUUCUCCACUUGCAUCAACAAAUCUGAGGACCAAUGGCAUCUGCUCUUGUCCACCAACAUCUGAAACCUCAUCAGCUAAUAUUUAAAAAACUUUGCAGCUUCAAUCUCCAAAAUUAACUGGGCCAAUAAAUAUGCACCAAUGCAAGAAAUUAGAUCAUUUUGGAUCCCUUUGCUUCUAUAAGUAGCAUUUUUAGGGCAGUUCUUAAAAUGCUCUUCAAGUACUUUAUCACCACUAGGAAUUCGGAAAUUCAAAAGAGCCUGAAAAUUUCCUGGAUUAUCCCCUGGAAUUGCCAAAUACUUUGCAUCAUCUCUAUGAGCACUUAAUCCAAAACAUUCCUGCCUGCAAAAAACAAUACAAUCAAUAACUGAGGCUAAAAUUGAUAUAUUAUUUUCUAUUCUUUUUUUAAAGCACUGUCAGCUAAAACAUGCACCUCAUUUUCACCAGAGUCUUCCAUCCUUCUUUUGAAGCCUUCCAUCAUUAAAACAGAGUCCUUGUGGGUCAAAGACUUUGAGGAAUGUUGCUUUAAUUUCUCUCCUGCACUUGUCCAAUAACAUAACGGCUCUUUGAGCAGCACCUUUAUUCUUGCUUCAGAAUGACCAAUUUUCUUUGCAAAGAAUAGACAUGGAACACAAAAACACCAAUUUGAAAAUUUUGAACAAGCAAGCCAAUGAAAAUCAUUCAGGAGGAAAUUCAAAAUCUUGUGGAGGGAUUCAGAUAUUCUUCAAAAAAUCUGCUAGCUCAGAAUCAUCUCACUGUUUUCCAGAAAAGACAAAGUGGCCAAUAUCAAAAGAACUGACACUUCCAGAAAAAAGAGGAAACCAAGGUUUCUUUUCAGGGGUUGCUGAGUCACCACUGAUACAAUCAAACUCUUGUUUUCGCUUUGCUCCCUCAGAAAUAUUUUUUUUCCAAUGAGGCAAUGCUUUCUUUAGAGAGUUUUCUGGGAGGCAGAUUCAACUUUGUUUUAACAAGUUCAGGUGCUGAUACAGAAACAUGGGAUUUACAUGUUUUGCCAUGAGAAUCUUCACCAAUAAGAAAGAUUGAGACAAAAUGGUUUGGAUUAAAAUUAAUAUGUGAAGCUGUGCUGGAAUAGCCACACCUUGUCCAAAGAAUUUGAACAAAUUCCUGACCCUUAACAUCUGUAACAAAGCGUUGCAAUAUUUCUCUGUUUAAAAAAUGAUUAGUUGCAUUGUUGCCUUUAGGGUAAUGGGAAUAGAUUUUGGUAGAAAAAGCAGAUGAUAAUGCCGAUAAACAAACAAAUGAAGCCAGUGUGCUGGUUUUCAAAUAAGUAAUGCUUCACUGAAAGGUUGCAAAACUACAAGAUCCUUCAGUAUAUUGGUGCCUAAUUUGCAGACAAAUUUGUGCAAGUCUGUGCAGCUUUGGUGGAUUUGCAAACAAAGUUGAAAAGUAAAUUUUUUUUAAAUCUUUACGUAGAGCCUGUAUCAUCCAUAUAUUAUCUUACAUUUUUAUAAAUCAACUCAUAAUAUCUGCAGAUGUUUUAAUGAUAUCUUCAAUAUUGCAAGCUAUUUCAAUUUUUAACAAACCCCUCCCCCCAUCAAAAUUCAGGAAAAGCAAUGCAACCCCCUUUUUUCAAAGAUUGAUUUUGUUUAAUAUCAUCUACAUCCAGUCCUAAAUAUUAAUGGAAAUUUCCUUCCGUCUAAAGAAAUUCAGACAAAGAGGUCCUUUCUUUACUAAGGUAAAAAAAUCCAAACAUUAAAGCUGAUAAUUGGGAUCAAUUCCUUCUUUAAUAUUCUAAGUUAUCAUUUGCUUUCAUUUUAAGUUGUGAAUUUUAGAAUUUAAAUGAAUCUUUUCAUCUUUUUUGAGAAUUUUGUUUUGUUUUUAUAGAUUAUUGUAACAGAUUGUAUGCUGAUUGACAACUGCCUGACAAAUAAAAUGCUUUUAUUUCAAGCUUAUUAUUAUACAUUUGAAUCAACUGAAGAUGCAACAAUCCAUUAAAGAAAACUUCUUUAUUAUUAACUGCAAGAAAGGUUACAUAUUCUUAUAGGUUUUACAAUGGUUGAAACUCAACAAUUAACUUGGAAAACCGAAGCAAACAAAUACUGAUUGCAGUUGUAAUUAAAGGAAGAACUUCAGUUGUUUGAUGAAUAAUGAAUUAAGAAUAGGAAUUGAAAUAGUCCAGAAUUUUGAGUUAAUAAACCAGUUAAUUAUGUCUGCGUGAAUUAAUAUGAUCGUUUAUCAAGAUUUGAGUGGUCUAUUUACUAAGCUCUAAACAAUCUUGUUAAGAAGAGCAUAGCGGUCAAAUCUUUGAUUGGCUGAGAGCUCUGUUCGCUACCAUGUUCAAAGCCAAUCAGCACACAGGAUUUUCACAACAAAAUCGCUUCGCAGAUAGAAUUAGGCCCAUUUUCGCCAUUUCAGCGUGUUUUUACCACAUUGUCUACAAAAAACAUUGCACGCCUCUACAAAGCGAAUUUCCACUUUAUUUUUUGUCCAGUUCAUCAUCAUGCGUUGCUAUUUAACCUAUAUUGGCGCCACUGUUCGAUCGCAAAGAAUAAUAUAAAAAACACCUCGCAAAUGAACGAUAAAUUUCGUGUCAAGAUUCAGGUAAAUUACGUUUUUACCUCUCCCCACCCAAAACGCUUUAGAAAUUUCACAUUUAGACAAAAUCAAUUAUAUACUUACCUUAAAUCUAGGAAUGGUUCAUAAUCCUGUCAAAGAUGCACUCACUGUUCAGCCUUAGAUUUGCAGUGAUCGCCAAUGUAAUUAUUACAACGGCACGAAGGCUUUCAUAUUCACCCUCAAAAUCAAUAAAUGUAUCUUUUUCCUCUGGAAUCAAAAUUGAUUUCAUAAAAGUGAAAAAAUUUCAGAAAUAGCCCAAAGUAAUUUCAAUCAUGAUUGUCCAAAGACAAUUGACCAUUAUUACUAAUUUUAUGUGAUGAAAAUGGCGAAUACACUCACGCGGUAGGACUGGGAUCUAAGAAAAUUUAGAGGGUGGGUAUACAAACAAUGAACAUUUGCUGACAUCAGCAUUUUCUGAUGAUGAUGUCAUCGACUUUUGAAGUACCAAUUUUUGCUUCUAGAAUUAGCAGAAACAUAAAAAUAGUAGUUUUAAUAGAAAGAGGUUAAUCUAUAGAAAGAUUGUAAGUUAUAGUGCAAAAAGUAAAACAGUUUGCUGAUGUCAGCAAAACGUUUCUCCUCUCAAAAAACUAUUGAUACUUUUGCAACAAAUUUGAUCAUCUUUUUUUCAACAAGCCUUGGUGAGGCGGUUUUAGUAUGUUGCGUUUAGUAUGUUCAAAGAGAUCCAUGCUCUCUAAAUAUAACCGCAUGUGGAACGCCCAUGUUCGGUAUUUUGACCUGUUCAGCUUUGGAAACUUCAGUGUGCUGUUCAUUGUGUCUUCAGAUGAGGAAGCUUUCAGAGAAAGAAACACUUAAAAAACUUUUCGUAUGGCUAUUUCAUGUUUCAUAAUGUCCUAGGCCCAUAACCUGUUAGAAAUGUUGAGUAUAAUAAGCAUGAAUUAAAAAGGGCUAAACCGCUUCAGUUGAACAGAACAUAACAAGAAUGAGUUAACAACAACAACAGUUAGCUACCAUGCUACAAUCAAGCCAUAUAAUAUGAUUACGCAAGGCUACUACGCAGUGGUUAAUGUCUAGAGAGUGAUCACCAUAACAAAUACUAAUAAUGAGUUCUUAACAUUCUUUUCCUUUUACCCUCUUGCCUGCUGGAACAAACAAUACAGUCUUUUCUUUUUCCUCCUGGCAAUUGUUCCAUCGGACAAAUUUUGCCCUUAAUGUCUGGUCUCAAAUACUGAGGCCUGAUUCGUCUGUUUCUAGCUGGAUUCAUCAGUCUGUCAAAUAUCUUCACAUACAAGCAUAAGCGCUUCAUUGACUUUUCUGCUAAUACCUUAAAUAAAACAUGAAUUUAGCAGUGCCUUCUGCAUCAGUCUUAGCAUCAUUUGACAGGCCAGCGUCUGGUUCUCUUCUCCAUCUCAUAAGAAUAAACUGUGAAUAAGCAAAUUUAGAAUGAUUGUAAGCCCAAAUUAGCUGACAUUUGUACUUUUUGUCAGCUAUAUGGUUUUCCUCUCUGACUUUCUGACCAUCCCCAUCAGCAUUAAAAGCAGAAUAUUUUGUUGAGGUCAUCAAGAGUGGCUUUGUCUGACUCUUCUUGUCUCUUAUUGUAAUAUUUUCUUGUAUCAUUAUCAUCCAUGCGAUAUGCAAGCUUCUCUCAAACUUUCGACUUUGCAUUCACCACUUAUUUUGGAAAGCCAGCUUACUGGUUUCUUCUGAUGGCCCAAAUCCCAAUUUCUUUCAAUUGUUUGGAUAGUUCCAAUGAAGUGUACCAGUUAUCUGUUGUCAGCUGGUAUCCUUGGUGUUGCAAGCCAUUCACUAAAGUCAUCACAAUUCUCUUUGGAUCACUUGGAUACUUUUUGAAAACAAGCAGGAACAGGAUCACUUGGAUAUUUGAUGAAAACAAGCAGGAACAUUUGCUUGGAACCGCAGUACAAAAGCACUUUACAAAGAUAGUCAGUUGCAGGGCAUUACUUUCUCUGUUACCGUGUGACAUUGGUCACAGGAAAUCACAGGUAGAAAAUUUUUUUCACAGGAAAUUUUCAACCAAGAAUUUACAAUUUAACUGUUUUAUCUUCACAUGAAGUAAGGCAAUUUGCAAAAAAACACCAAGUGCCCACAGGAAAAAUACAUCAAAGCAUUGAAAAUUAUCAAGAAUCAGUUUAGCAUAGUAUUAUUGUGCUAGGGUGCUCAAGGGGAUGAGCUUCUUUUACACAAAGUAAGCAAUUACUAAUUGUUAGUAUAUUUGAGAGAGUUUUUUAGUUUGUCCUGCCACACGUUCUUUGCAAAACACUGCACCUCUGGUUUAAAUAGAUCAUCUACAGUAGAUGAUGCAUAAUUUGUCUCAACUUUCUUCUCUUUUAGCGUGGAUUUUUUUACCCUUAACUGGAAAAUUAAUUAAGUACGGUCACUUUGUAAUACACUCUAUACUACUACUCUGACAAUCAAUUCAGUAUUGCUAUCAGUCUUGCUCUUUCCUCUCAACAGCAUGCAGGGAAAUUUCGGUUCACUAAUCAAUUCCUUUGCGAUUAAAAGUGUAGAUUGUUCCUUGGUACUUUUCUCCAUGUUUGUUUGUUUCACAGUCCUAUGGUCUAUGCCCAUUUAGCUAAAUGGCCAGCCUUUAUCCUUUUCGAGAAGUUUCUCAACCAAGAAAAAACAAAUUUUGUCGUUGUACUUGCUGUUUGUAUAUAUCACGUUGAUUUGUAUAUAGUUGAUUUGAAAAGGUUUUCCUGCUUUCUAGACACACUAAUUUUAAAACAAAAAUCGCCAUAAUUGAGAAGGAUACACAGCAAGAACCGAUUUCCAAUAGCAUAUUUAUUUUUGUGAGAAUUUCCUGCCUGCACCUCAACCACAAUUCGACAGAUUCAUCUCUCUCAUGCAUAAUGGUUGUUUUUGGAAUCAACAAUUCAUUGUUUGCUUCAUUUAUCAAGACGAAGUUGCCAUUUUAUUAUUCACGAUUGCUACAUGAAGCGAGGUGCUUAUUGGAUGUAAGCGAGUCACUGCACAGGUGUCAAUUACAUCACCACAUUGUGAUCCCAUCGACAAUUGUAAGGGGUGUUUAUUUGUGAAUCACAUCAUUACUAUUGUUCGUCUUUGUAAAAGGUAUAAAAGGGAUGGUUUCAUAAAAGGGAUAGCAACACAAACUAUCUAAAAAAUUCCCUUUUUUCGAGGAAAGUAUUGUGAAUUUGGUAUGGCUUUUGAUCCAAAAGCACAAACUUAGCAAGAAGGAUGCCCAUGCAGCAAGAGGCAAAUAUCAACUUCGAAAAGUCUGUGUGCCAAAAGAUGGAAAACAGAAGCAAAGAUUCUUAACAAAGAUAUGUCUAUCAGAACAUGCAACCCUUAUGUCAACAGGCUGAACAACCAUCUUCGACAAGUUCACAAGAUGACAAAUAGGCACAUUAUCGAAGCUAUGUUAAUGAUGCAAAACGACCCAUGGACAAUGCUGUUCCAGAUGCACUGACUGCUCCAAACAAAAUGCCUCGUAUGAAGAAAAAAUACAUAGAGUCAACUCAAGCUCAAUUCACUAUCGAAAUGAGAACUUUUGAAGCAAGUGAAAACACAGACAAAGUCCAAGGCACAGAUAGUUACUCAGAAUCUGAGGACAUGGAGGGCGAUGAAGAAUCACCUAUCCUUACAACAUCUGUUUCAGAGAAGCAACUUUUUACUGGUUUGAAAGAAUGGUUGAUGUCUAUUGACAGAACUUUGAAAAAUGAAAAGGUAGCGCAGAUGCACGUUUCUCAUGUCAUCCAUAUUAACAGGGCAGUUGAAACAGGAAUGGAUCACCCAAAUUAUAUAAGGAACUUGUUUGAUGCUGCAAAAGUAAAGGAGCACUGGCUCAAUUCAUUUCUAAACGAGAAACAACCAGGGACAGUUAAAUCCUACUUGAAUUCGCCCCGGAUCAUCUGCAAAUUUUUAAAAGAAUAUGAGUUGGUUGUAGAUGUAGCGAGAGAGAUUGAGAACUUUGAGGUGACAAUCGGCAACUGGAUGAAAUCCUUACAGAAAAGAUUGACUAUACGAAGGUGGGAGACCACUUUCAGGUUUGUUUUGAGCAACAUUGUUUGUUUUGAGCCAAGUUGUUCAUUUUGAGUUAAAAUGAGCCUUAUUAUUUUAUAGCGACUAUUUUAUAUUUGAUGCUUUCUUAAAUUUAACAUAUAAAUGAAAAUCAAUUUUUUUCGCUUUGGCUUGAAUAUAUCUACGUUCGACUCAUGUUAUUCCUUUUAGAUUUGUGAUCAAACAGAUCUAGUGAGAACUGACAAAUGUUAUGCUCAUAAAAAAGAUAUCUUGAAACUUGGUUGGCUACCAAUUGCAGAAAGACGGGAAUUCAACUUUCUUGACUUUCAAGGCAAUUCACAACACUAACUGGCCUAUAAUUAAUAAACUCGAGCUGCAAACUUGUAACAGAGUACUGCGAAGUAGUAACGUAUCUCGUAUAAGGCCAUCACUAAUAGCAGAUACUUUUGAAGAUGCCGCUGCAAAGUGCUUUAAUGCCUUACCUGGAUCAAUAAAAUCUCAGUCUAGCUUUCGACAUUUUGUUCCAACUUAAAGAAGCAUUUAUUUGAAAAAACGAGCAAGAAAUUGGACUAAAAAAUAUUUUUUCCUCUUUUUUAUAAGUAUGUAGCUGUUGUUAACUUUUGAACCUGUAAUUUGACCUUUGCUUUUAAUUAAAUUAGUGGAUAUGCUCGAUUGUUCCAUUAUUAUUAUUAUUAUUAUUAUUAUUCUUAUUAGGCAUAGAGAAUCAUGUUUACACAUUGGUGCACUUCUGUUUAAUGUUAAAUCAGCUGUGCGCCUGGGGUAUACCUCUUUAGCUUCAAAGCCAUGUGAAUGGAACAGUGAAUUUAAAAAAAAAACAAAAGGAGUACCCAUAGAGGAGAUUACUUUUUUUAUAAAAAAGGACAACCCUGCCUCAAUUGAAAAAACUCCCCAGAAUGCUCCUUUCACAAAGGAUGAACAGAAGGAUUUUUUACAGAGACUGCAUAACCAGGAACCAAAGGAGCAACCUGUCGAAGAAAGUAUUUUUGAAAACUUUUCUCAAACAUUCUAUCAUGAAACUAAUGUGAGAGAAGAUCGAUUUUGCCAAAAUCGCUAAGGAGCUUAUUUACAGAAGAUCUGCAUAAAUAUGACGAGAAACGGGCAGAGCUACAAGAGGUCUGCUCUAGAAGUCUGCUACAAGAGGUCAAAGCAAGUCACUGGUUUGGGAUGAAAUCAUGGUGGAAAGGAUAACUGCCUCUUUAGCACAUUAUAUCCUGCAUACUAAAAUAGAUAAGCAAGCAAAGUCUUUGAUAUUAAAGAUGUGGCAAAUCUCAGCCCCUUAAUGUCCCUGCAGUACUUUGGGGACAGGAAAAUUAAUCAAAAGCCCCCCAAGAGUAUGAGGAACACCUAAAAGCACUUGACACAAAUGUAACAGCAUCAAGGUGUGGAUUGAUGCUGAAUUGAGAGCAUCCCUUCUGGGGGCCUCAGCUGAUGCCAUCUGUCAUUGCGAUUGCCAUGGUGACUCUUUGAUUAAAAUCAAAUGUCCAUAGGCACAGCGAAAUAAAACCAAUAUUAUGCAGUGUCUUGAUGACAAAAAGUUUUUGUCUGGAAAAUGAUUUGGAAUUGAAAAGUACCCAUAGGUACUAGACGCAAGUCCAAAUGCAAAUGCAAAUUUACAUGAUCAAGAUUUCUCACUUUGUUGUUUGGGGUCAUAAUUUUUGCAAAGGACUUGUAAUUGCAUACAAAGAAGAAUUCAAGAAUUCAAUGAGAUUUUUUUGAUUGAUUACCACAAGAAAAUAAUUUCGCAUGAACUAGUUUCACUAGAGAAAAGUGAAACAUUCAUGAAAGGGCAAGAAGAAGUUGAAAAAGAAGUUUUUUGCUAUUGCAAGCAACAUGAGAGCGAAGAAGACAUGAUUGAAUGUGAUAAUCCACAAUGCAAAUUUAAAGGAUGCAUUAUAAAUGCAUCAAACCAGCUCUGAAGCGACCAACAAAAGGUGCAUGGUAUUGUGAGGUUUGCAAGAAAAAGAAAUAACUGUUUAACCAUAUCAGAGCUUCCUAAUUUUUUCAUUAUGUUUCCUUGUUCACAAUACCAGGUGAUAAAUUAAUUAAACUUGAGCAGACUGUCACUAAUUUUUUGAAAUGUAGUAUUCCUCUUCAAGCUUCUUCUUUCUUUCAUUUAACUAGGUUUAAGGGCCUUGGUCCUUGGGACCAAAUCCCAUAUCGGUUCUGUAGGAGACCUACAACCCGCUCUACAGGGAUCCUUACAUUGGCAAUCUUUAUUGUUGUGUCAACUGAUUUUGCAUCAAGUUGCCUCUUUCCCUUUGUGAACUGUGGAAUGAUAAGUUCGGCACUGCAUACCACAGCAAAGUCAUCAACAAGGGUAAAUCUCCUGUCUGUUAAAAUUUGGUCACCUAGAUAAAAGACAAAGUAUUUUGAAUAAGACAAAAAAUGUGUUGGGAUGUGAUAGAAGCUUUGAUUGGAAAAUGAAACCAAGUUAUAUUGGUAUCUGCUACUUCAAGUGUCACAUGAUAAAAUCUUAAUUGCCUUUUGCCAACUUCAAUAUAAGCAAUAAAGUUUUAUGCCUAUCGCUAAAUAGAGCUUUAAAAUUGAGACAAUUCUACAAACUAAGAAAAACAUAAUGUUUACUUAUAUGUUACCAAACUGGAUAAACCUUUUCAGAGAUUAUGUCGUCAUGUUGAAGAGAGGACAAGUUGGACUUUGACCCUGCCUCGUAUUGUAAUGGCUGCUAGUACUUCCUUGCUGCGUUGUUUUUAUUAGUUGCGAAAGAAAUCGUUCAAUUUGUUACAAGUCCUUUAAUCAAACCCAGUAAGUGCAUUUAUUCAUUAUUUUAUCAUAGCCACCUUUAACGAUAUCUUCAGUUGUCGCAAAGUGAAAAAAACUCAAAAAGUUAACUGUUUGAUUUAGGCCAAUUUGAAUUCCUAGGCCAAAUUCUUCGUUUCCCAAGGCUUUUCCUUUUCAUUCGUCAUAAUUUGAAAUUAAUUUGUUGUUAAAUAAUUACAAAAUACCCUUUAUCAAUCAGCUUUUUGGUGGAAGAAAAAGGUUUGGAAAUGGGUGAAGAAGCAGAGCAAAAAGUUGGAUAUGACAAAUUCCUUGCUCUCAGAAUGUCAAAUUUUCUAGCUGUACAAGGCUUUAAAACAUCUGGUACACAUGUAGAGCUGGUUGCGAGACCAUUUGCAGCAGGGGAACUAAGCCUGCCUGUUAUAGCCACAAGUGAGGAGCAUCUGCGUUCACUUAAGGUUGAGUAUGGGAAACUCAUAAGUGAUAUUGGAAUCACAGAUCCACAAGAAACCCCUGACAACAAAAUGGUAGAUGAUAGUACUGGCAACAGGGUUGCCAGAUGGUCUGGAAACGAGCAGGCCAAACCAGCUUAAAAAAGUGGCCAAAUUGGUCAAAAAUAGGCCAAACUAAAAUGACGUCAUGAAGCAUCGCUAUGCGCAUGUGUAGAUAUACAUUAGGAAAACACAUCAUGAACCUCGAGAGCUGAAAGCAACUGAACAAUUAUAAAAGAUAAACAAGAACAAAUUUAAAGUUAAUAACAAACAAAGCAUGAAGCAAAAAUAAUAAAGUUUCACACAAGCUAUUCAUCUUGCAUCAUCACAUCAUCAUCAUCAUCUUCAUUUAUUGCUUCUGUUGCAUACAUGGACGAAUUGAACAGCUCUAACAUCCUUGGAAUGACAGAAAGUCUUUGCAACAUUUAUUUUCGAAAUGCAAAUUCGUUUUGAUGCGCACGAUUGCCUCAAGCAUGACAGGAGACAUCUUGUUCCUUGGCUUUGUUUUGACUGCAGUAACGUAAGAAAAUAUUAUUUCGACAACAGCAUUGCUGGUUGGUGUUGUGAGGCAUGACAGUGCAUAGCUUGCGAGUUCUUUAAAUGGCCUCUCGCUCAGGGCGUUUUUGUAUAAGAAUACUGCAGCCCAAAAUUUUGAGGAAUCUUGUGGUAUUCCUUCCUUCAUCUCUUUGGCCCAGUCAAUAAAUUUUAUCUUUCGAUACUGUUCAUCAAUAGUUGACAGAACAUCGCCUUGAAUAAGGUGCUGCAUGGGCAACUUUGCCAAUGGCAUACAUUCCACUUGACUGAGUACACUCGAGGGGCUAAGAUAUGCAAUGGAUUGAAAAAUCGCAUUGGAAUCUGGUAAGCGCUUUGCUACUUGAGCUGCAGCCUCCAGUAACAAGUGAUGGCAUCUUGCAUCAAUUUCCCUUCCUUGUUGAGCAGUAAGUUGCUUCCUCCCCAUCAUUUCGUUGCAUUCAAAUAUGUACUUAGCACCAUAACCAACUUUAUCUGAUGCUACGUGGCUGCCAUCAGGGAGAUAAACUCGACUGGUCAGGCUGUUAUGGAACAAAUUCAGUUCUUUAAUCAUACAGUCUGGAUCUAGGUCUGUUGCUUGGAAAAAUGCAUUUAUCCUUUCAAAUUCGUUUACUAUGGGUGUAACGAAGUGAAAAUACAAUUUAUUCACAUUGUCUUUCAUCAUUUCUGCAAUUAAACGUGCUUUGUAUCUUCUAGAAGCAUCAGCUUCUAUUUCGGCAAUUGAGAAGUAGGUUUUUAGCUCUUCCCAACUUACUAAGAUGCUGUACAGCAAUUUGCCUCUGACAAGCCAUCUUGUUGUGGAAUUCUUCUGAAAGGCGCCACUUACUUUCACGGUUUCAUCAUCGCCAUUGAUGAUCUUGAAGAGAUCUUUGUAUGCUUCACGUCUUAGUGUGCUUUUUGAAAACCAUUUUGGGAUCUCGCUCAGCAAAAAUCCAAGAUUAGCAGGGAGUUUUUCGAAAGCAUGUUUUAUGCAUAGGGAGAGUGAAUGGCAGAUACAUUUCAUAAGGAUGCAAUUUGGAGACACUAUCUUCAUCCUGGAAUAAACAGAGUCAUGCUUUCAGACCAUUACAGAUGCUCCAUCGCAUGCCAAGCCAACACAACUUCUAAGUUUAAUCCAGCAUCUUCAAGACUUAGUUUUAAGGCAUUGAAUAUAUCUUCUCCAGUGGCGCUUACGAGGGAAACUAAACUGAUAAAUGCUGUGCAAAUUUUCUCUUGCUUUUCGCUGAAUUAUCGCACUGUUACACACAAAUAUUUCUUGCAUGAUACAUCUGUUGACUCAUCUAUGAGAACGGAGAACUUCUUGCCAGAAACAUCGCUACGUAACUCGUCGUAUAGGGCAGGGGAGAUUACGCGUUUGAUUAAUUGGCUGCAUUUUGUUCGAUGAAGCUUCAGUUCUCCCAGUUUGCUCUUAUCUCCGUGUUUCACAAUUAUUUCACCAAAAUGGUCAACUGCCCGAAUUGCACAAUGACACGUUAUAGCAACAGCAAGCUCAAGCUCGAUCUUCUUCAGGACCUCAUCAUCUUUCUUCAAAAGAGUAACAAUUUUUCUGUUCGAAGAAACUGCAGUGGAAGCUUUUUUAUGUUUAGUAGAAGCCUCGUGUUGUUGAAGAUGACAAAGCUUUGGGUUAACAUUGACUUUACAUAAAGAGCAGUAUGCUUCAACUGUUCCAUCCACAGCUUUUGUUACCCAAGGAUGCUUUCUUUGCCAUUGCGGCUUAUACUUUCGAGCACUUUCAUAGUAGACUUUCCACUUAGUACCUUUGGGUUCCUUGCUUAAACUCAUUAUUGAAAUCGAAUUGAAAUUUAACAGAGCAGUGAGUAUUGCAAUCGCGUGAAUCUAAAUGAAAGGUUUCUGAUGUUUAGGGUUAUAUGAAUCAAGUUUUUAGGGUCCGCAAGGCUUGUUGGAAGUGGUAUAUCCGAUAACAGCCGAUGUUUUGUUAUGCCUCACAUCGAGACAUUCUGUUAUUGUAGAAAACUAACUCGUGAAUGUCAAUUGAAUAUUUAUAGCGCAGUGACCCCUGUAGCUGGUUAUUCACAGCUUAACGUUAUGUUAAGUGGCAAGUGAUGAAUUACAUCACACUAACAAUACAAAGCCCAUGUCAUGAAACUGCGAGAAUACACUGUUUGAAUAAAACUUUUCAAAGGCCAAAAACAAAGUAAAAAAAUUAUUAGGAUAAAUUCGAGAAAACAGGCCAAAAAAGGCCAAAAAAGGCCAAAUUUUAGUCUCAGGUCAAAUGUUAUUUUUUCAGGCAAAUCAACAUGAAAAAAGGCCAAAAUUGAGAAAUUUGGCCUUAAAAAGGCCAGUAUGGCAACCCUGACUGGCAACCAUUGAAAUACGAGGCGGGUCAAAGCUCAACUUGCCCACUCUUCAACAAGUCGGCAUAAUCUGCGGAAAGGUCUAUUGUCAUAGAGCUUUUUCAUUCAAAAGAAAAACACUACUAAAUGUUUAUAAAUAGAUUGGUUGCACCUGGAAAAUGAUAUUUUGGGCUGAUAAAUCCAGAUGCUCUAACUAUUUGUACACCUGAGGCCCUUCCUCUCCAUGCCUUAGAGAGAAACGUCACCACACCAAGAAGGCUACAGCACAACAGGAAUUUUACAGUGCUGUGUUUUUGUAGUUUGGAUACACUUCGAUCCUUGCUUUGAGUUUGCUUGGACGCUCUAUAAAAAUCUUGAAACAGUCAAUAAUGGAUGUCAGCCUUGGAAAAUUCUCUUUAAAUACUUGUGGCAAAGUCUCACGCAUGUGUGAUCUGUCAGGCCAUUGCACUAGAAACUUCUGGUACACCAUUUUUAUGAUGUUUUUAAAUGUUUAUUCAAACUGCCAACUGAGAAGCCUGUCUGAUAGCUAAGGUAGAAAAAUGGCAAAUUUAGUUUCAGACGGACUGGAACCAUGAACAGCUGACUUUCAGGGGGGCAGGUUCUUUCUUGACAUCUUGAUAUGACGCACCAAGGAAUCAGCUAAAACCUUAUAAACAUUCCAGGAGAGACCAGUCAAGUAGCAUGUUGCAUCAUCAUUCUCAUUCAUGACAUCAGGAUUGCAGAGGCAGAUCUAGGGGGUGCUACAGGUGCUUGAGCACUGGUCGGAAUUUCUGGAGAUGAAUUUGCUGAACUGCAAUUGCCAAAGGUUCAAGUACUGUCCAGUGGAAGUUCGGACUUUCAGCCUUUCAGGUUGGUAGUUUCCUUAAUGCAAAACAUUUUAACAGAAUAUUUCACGCCAAAUGCAGAUGACACCAAACACUUUGUACUUCAAUGCACUUAGUAAACAAUCAAUUUUUAUCAAAAAAUUCUUACAAGUAUUGAUUUAAGUGAGGCAACUACCCUCCAGUGGAAACCCUUUCCAAAGGAAAUCCUGUCUUUGGACGGUAAUUGAGGGUUCUAGUUCAUUCUAAUUUUUAAAAUUCCAACUAAAUACAAAUUCCAGCUAAAAGCAACUACAAAAGUUCAAUUACAAGAACAAAAUAAUGUCACCCUAUGUAAAAAAUAGCUUAAUUGAUCUGAGUUUUAGGACUAAUAAAGAACAGCACCAACAAGGCAAUAAUUGGUAUUAAUCUGUAUUUGCAAAUCAAGACUUUUACUUUCUAGAAAGCAAUAAAAUGUUGCAGAAUGGUAUCAUUUUCUCUUUUGUGCAUUUGCAAUGCUGUAUAGGAUGGCAAGAUUUGCUUAAAGUUGAUUUUUUGGCAGUCAAAACUUACUUUCUUUAGGGUCUAUCGAGAGUUUGAUAUUUCUGAUGUUGUCUUUUCAAGAAUUUUCCUUUUUAUGUCAGUUUUCUGGAAUAAAAUAUGAGUUCAUGCUAGAAACAAACUACUCUAUAAUACAAUGUUCUAGCUCAAACUUUUAUAGUUAAGUAGUUGAUAAAUUAAAAGUUGCGGUUUUGGUAAAUAUAUGUUUCCAGUCAAUAGUUUAAAACGAGAAAAGCUCAUAGCAUCUUUAGAGUCUAAACAGGGCUUGCACUUAUAUGUGUGCGUACAAGCUCAUCUGCUUUUGUCAUUUUGUUAAGCAGACAUACAUCACUGGCAUCAUUGUUUGUUAUUUUGAUUCAAUCUAUGUAUACAUAGAACUUUGCUUAUUAUUUGAAGUCUUCAGGUUAUUGAUGUGACUCCUAAUGCCAAGUCUGCUUCAUUGUGCCCUCUGUUUUUGUUUCUGUUGUUUCUUUUAGAACAAAUGGCAAUGGAAACUGCUUACUCUGUGCCUGUUCCUUGGCUCUUAUUGGCAAUGGAACUUUAUCAAGCUGUUUGAGGUGUCUCACAACUAUUGAAAUGUGUCUGAAUGUGAAUUACUAUGCUGGUCAUCCUUUCAUCACUUCAAAGCCCAAUGAUGGAGGAUUCACCCUGAGAAAAAUGCUUUUAAUAUUGCCUUGUCUCUAGAUGCAGCUAAGGUUUUUCUCAGAGCAAAAUUAUCACAAAAAGUCAGUUAAAGCUGAGGCCUGUAAUAUUGCAAAGGACAUUUCAUAUUUUUCUUUUCUAUGUUUGCUCGCUUUGACAUCAGUCAUUGGUAGGUCCAUUGUUUACUUUCCUGUCAGAAAUGCAGAUGGGGACAUAGGGAAGAAAGUGGAGAAAAAGAAUGGAGCAGAGAUUUUUUUAAUGGCACAAUCAAGCUCUAAUUUAGAUCUUGAGAAAAUUCAUCUCUUCAGAUGUGCUGCACAACCUUUAGGCUUCCUUGAAACAGGUAAAUUCCUGACAGAAAGAACCAUUAUGUUCCACUUCUUAAUUGGUCUCAAAGUCAAACUGGUGCAGAGAAACAUAAAUUUGUGUCUGUUCUUCCAAAACUAGUUAGUUCCUCAUCUACAGUGCAACAGGAAAAAAUUGCAAACUCAUGGACAAUGCCAAAAAACACAAAAUGCAGACAAUGGAUCACGUUGUAUUCAAAAGGUCUUCUCCUUUUCAAGGCCCCUCCGGUGACCAUAACAAAACUUUGACCAAAUCACAAUCUUCUUCACAAAUUCCAAUUGGAAUUAGUUUAAAAACAACUAAUGUCCAGCAGAAUGCUAGUGUUGUAAACGAGAAGGACAUUGGAAUAGUUGCUCAAAAGAGAGAACCAUUAACUGAUGAUGAAAAGUAUGAUAUUAUCUGCACUGAACCACAACCAAAUCAUUGUUUUCCAAAGAAUUAAUUUCAUCCUAGCUUUCAGUACAAAUGGCUUGACCUCUAUCCAUGGCUAACAUAUUAUCCCUUGCUUGAUGGUGCAUUCUGCAUUAACUGUGUUCUUUUUGGGGGUGAAAGUGGCCAUAACGACAACAAACUGGUAUAUCUAUUCAAAGGCCCAUUUAAAACAUGGCAAAAGGCUAGAGAGAAAUUUAAUGAGCACAAUGUCAAAUCACCUGUCCAUUUAAAUGCUACUCUCAGGUUUUCACAGUUUUGUAACUGUAUGGAAAACAAGCAAGAACCAGUAAAUGUCCAAUUGAAUUUUCUAAUAUCAAAGCAAAUCGCCAUUAACAGGGACAUACUGAAAAUUAUGUUGGAAGGGGUUAUUUCUUGUGGGCAACAAAAUCUUGGUUUCAGAGACAAUUGAGAUGAUGCGAAGCAUUGUCUUGUAGAAAGUAAUAACCCUGGUAACUGCAUGCUAUUCUGGCAUUUUUAGCAAAAUGUGGUAACAACACUACCUUCAAUCAGCAUUUCGCAUUUCCACCAGCUUAUGCCACAUAUCAGUCCAAGACAACUCAGAGUGAGCUUAUCAAGAUAUCUGGCUCUCUUAUCAAAGAGACAAUUUUAAAAGAGGUUAAAGAGUCGAGUCAAAAUCUUAUCCUUUUUCACAACAGAUUGUUGGUCACUUUUGUCCACACCAGCCAUAUUUUUAUUGUAAUCACUGACAAGAAUUGGACAUGCUAUUUGAAUCUCUUUUUAUUUGCCGUUCUUCUUUAGGCUUCUUGUUACUGGUUUUCCAAGAGUUGCAUCGUGAAUUCAACUCAGGAAAUAGACAGGCUUUGAAUAUUUCCACAUUAGAGCAGUUAGGCCUAUGAAAAAUGCAGAAUUGUGGAUACAAAGUAUAGGAUUACUUGGGAAAGUUGUGGUUACCCAGGCAAUUCCCAUGACUCAAUAAUCUUCCAAUCAACGGACAUUAUUGAUAUAUUCAAGGAUGUUGCUCAUAAAGGAGGAAAUGUAGAUAAAUUAUUCUUCUCCCCUAUUCUCCUUGGAGAUGGUGCAUUUACCUUUCACAAUUGGAUGAUGAAACCAUAUUCCCAAGCUGUCUUUUCCAAUGAGCAGAAGUGCUUUAACUAUAUACUAAAAUGCGUGUGGUACAAUAUGAUGAAUUUAAAUAACGAUAAAUGUAGGUAAAUUUUACCAGGAAAAAAUUUUUAAAAUAAUUAACGACGUUUCGACCAUAGCCGUUAUUGACUUGAUAUGACUUGAUAUUAUAUUGACUUGACUUGAUAAUUAUUUUGAAAUUUUUUUUACCUAUUUAUAUACAUUGCUCGUUAUUUACUUUAACUAUAGGCUUAGAAGAGCAUGCGUGGUUACAGAGGGGGCAUUUGGCAAGCAUAAAGGUCGCUGGAGAGUGCUCUACAGAAAUGUGAAAGUGCGGCAAAUACAAUGAAGACCAAGACCCUUGCUUGUUUUGUCCUCCACAAUAUAUGUAUUAGAAGAGGAGAUGUCAAUUUGCGACAAUGGGACCUCACUUGUGAUAUCAAGGGGAACAAGAGACGCCCAAGAAAUAUGGUACAAGGCAUGUUGCAAAUGGAUCAUAAUCAAAAUGUCAGCGCCUUUUGUACACAAACAAACUGGCAGAGAAGGUCCGUGAUCCGAGAGAGUUUAGUUUAUUAUAUCUUUAUUAAAACUAUUAAAAGAACCAGGAAUCUUCACAUCAUAAACUAAAAAGUGUAAACGUUAUUAAUAAUAAUAUAUCCCAUCAAGUAGUGGAUGUGUGUAAAAAAUAGAAUUUCUGUUUGCAAAUUACUUAAAUUUUGCAAUUUUCAUUCUCAGUUUUGUCAAUAACUACUUAUAUGAUUCUACCUAUUUAAGUUUUAUCUUCCUAUUUUGAUGUUGUGACUAUUCAUACAUAGAUCUACUGUUUGCCAAUAGCCUACUGGUCGGUUGUUUUCCAUUUUUCAUAAAUGUGCCUUCUUUCAACACAAGCUACCAACAAAUUUCACCCCUGCAGACCCUAUAGACAUACUUGGGAGAGCAUUGGGUCCCCUCCAGAUUAUGUAAAAAUUGUCACAAAGUCCAAUAAGGAUGAUGGUAAAGAGAUGGCUUAUUCAAAGCCUCGUCUUCUUAGGGAAAAGAGCUUAUUUGACAUGCAGUGUAUACACUUUAAAAAAAUGAUUUGACAUUCACGAUUUGUCGCCCAAAAACUAUACUAACUUGAAAAAAGCUAUUGAAAUUACAUCAUUAUGAAACAACAUAUACAUAGAUUAUCAAAUACAAAUAACACUGUUAAAAAGCUGUGUUCCAGAGGCUACUUUUGCAUAUUAGGUGAGGACUGAUUUGAGUGGAAGUGCUCAUUCCUUUCAAGAGGCUGAUUCAUUUUUUGCAGUUUGUCUAUCAUGGGUUGAAUGAGACUUUAAUCAUGUCUAAAAUGAGACUUUCUUCUUGUUAUAUGAUAUUCAUGUGUGCAAAGUUAGAAUACAAAGUGUGCCUAAUAAAGGUAUUACAUAAACAUGUUAUACAUAUAUGUUAUACAUAAACAUGAAAUAUCAAAGUUUGGAUUCUUUUAGAUAAUGCAAUUUUGCAAUUUUGAUAAUGCAAUGAGUUUUUUGUUUGGCCCUUUCUAAAAUGAUGUCUCUUUCAUCACUUAUUUCUGCUCUGUCAAAAUUUGGUGGCUGAAUUAGCGGUUGUUUGUUUGAAACCAUAAAAAAAGACAAGCACAGCUUGUCAAAAACUGAGAAAAAACAAGUGUUUGGAUAAAUUCAAAGCUUUUCACAAUAGCUGCCAACCCUUAAGACUCUGCUGCAGAAGACGUCCAGGUCACAAAUUGUGUCAAUUUGUGCCAGUGUUGUCAGUUGCCAGUUUAAAAAUCUUAAUGAAACGCUGAAGACCAUGAAUGCGUAUUAUCCAUCGAGUUACAAACAUCUACCAAUUAUGUUUCUUUGACAUCAGGAUGAAACUUCUUUAUCAUCUUCUCUAAAAGAUUCUGUUUUUUUGGAGAAUUGUUAAAAACUUUGAAAUUACCUCAACAUUCUCCAUCAUGUUCCUCACUGUUUGUAUUUGACAUGAGCUCGCUACACACAAAUUCAACCUAUGGGAAGAGCAAUGUGUAUAUAACACAAAUUUAUUCUGCUCUAAAAUUCUAGUAGACACACCAGAAUAUUUGUCUGACAUGUUUGCUGCACCAUCGUAACACUACCCUCUACAGUCUUGCAAAUCUAAGCCAAAGUCAUUUUUAAUACAGUCAACGAUCUUUUCUGCUAAAGCUUGUCCUGAAGUCCCAGUGUUACAAAGUAUGUAUUUAAGAAAUCUUUCCUUGAUGCAACCAGAUUGAUCAACAUAACGUAUAACAAGUGGCAUUUGCUCUUUAUUAGAACAAUCAGUAACUUCAUCAGCCAGGAUUGAAAAAUACUUAGACUCUUUUAUUUCUUUGAUUAUCUGUUUGGUUAUGACUUCAACACAGCAAAUGAUCAGCUCGUUCUGCGUUGUAUGUAGCAUUUCUUGGGGCAGUUGCAAAAUGCUCUUGAAGAACCUUAUCACCACUAUCCACACGAAAAUCCAAGAGAGCUUGAAAAAUUCCACAAUAAACUGUUUCAUAAUAAUCAGAAUCAUCUCUAUUGCCACGAAAAGGUAUGUUGUAUCUGCCAUAAAGAAGAACUGUCAUGAUUAUGGAUGCAAGAAUGAGUCUGUUUUCUUCAACAUUUUUAUUUUGUACAUGGUGCUGUAUUUGACUGACAGACUUCACUUUAUUUUCCAUAACAAGGAUAAAUUGAUGCAUUAUUAACAUCGAUGUUUUGUGAAUAUCAGGCUUUGUUUCAUGAUUAUGGAAUCUACGAGAGGCACAAGACCAGUCAACAAAGGGGCUUCUCAUUAAUUUAUCUAGCUUUGCAGCAUUUGAUCCAACUCUUCCGGGUAGCAUUUCUAAAAGUCCGGGUAGGGGUCUAUGAAUUAGCUCUGCUAUAGGAUCCCUUCCCAACCAUUUGGUUCUUUUUUAAAAUUUUCAGUUUCAUCUAUUUAAUGACUUGGUAUCAUAGUUUAUGGUAAACCUAGUCCAAUUCAUGUACUCGUUUCUUUAUUAAUCAUAACUUAAAUUGUAAUUCUUGUUGGUUGAAAUGCUAAUGGUUGAAAUUGUAAUGUCUUAUGUCUUCGACCAAAAUGUACACAUGGCAAACAAAAAGCACCAUCCAAGAUUCUAGAGUAGUUCAGCCAAGAAAAUUUUUGCAGCCAAGUAGGGAGAAACUUCCUGUUCUUAUUGCAUAAUAUGCCAAUAGGAAACUUGAAAUUGCCAUCAGGCUGCCAAACAUUUGACAAAUAAUCAUAUUUCUGCUCAUCCAAAGAAGUGUCUCCAUUAAGGUAGAAUGUGCCAAUGUCAUAUUUUGAUGGUUCCAAAUGAAGAUCAAUGUUUUUCUGUUCUCACCACAGGAAAAAGGUGUUUUGGAGCAAAAGAAAUUGUUGUUUGCUUUUUUGGAAUCUCUUCGACCAAUUUGGAUGAGUUCACAACACCAAUCUUGACUGAUUUUGUUGACAAACAUUUUUGAGAUUUUGUUGCUUUAAUAGUCACUGGAUGUUGACUGCUCAAAAUAACCAAUGGCCAAUGGAAUAAUAUGAUCAGCUUGAAACCAUUGGUUUAUAGAUUCUUUUUUCCCACCAGAUUCGGUCCAUAAAAGAUGAAUUGGUUCCUUGCCUAGUGUGCAGUCAGCUUGGGGAUUUAGUAACACAUUCAUCAGCUUAGCAGUGUGUUUGGUUCCAGUCUCCAGAAAGCAUGACAUAAUUGGAGCUUUUACAACAGUAGACAAUGCCAUCAUACAGACAAAUGGACUAAAUCUACAGAGUCUGCAAUUAAGCUCAGCCUCUAACUUUAUGCACUGUUCGAAGUUCUUAAUUUCCUUAUUAAAAUUGUUUUGUGCUUCUAAACUUAUGUAUUUUGCAAACAAGGAAGGAAAGAUUUGAGAAGAUUGUUGCUCAUUGAAAAGAUCAUUGACUUGAGAAAGUGUUGAAUGAAAAUGAGAAUGAAGAAAUAAUUCAGCAGAUGUCAAUGCCCUCAGAAGAAAACUGAGAUUUUCAUGCCCAUACAUAGCCAAUGAGCAUGCAUUGUACAGGCAGUUUCCAUCACCAGUGGUGCUAAUGAGAGGAAACAGGGACAAAAUUUCAGAAUAAAAUCUACAACAAAAUUUAAUUAUGAAAAAGCUGUUGUGAUGAAGCUUUUUAUCAGAUUUUGCUUUAAAAUAACCCAAUGUAUUAUGAUUAUUCAAUGAGAUUGACUCUACGUAUAAAAAUGCUCAAAGUGUAACAUUUAUGAAAAUUUCUUGCAAAUUAAAAAUAAAAUUCUAUUACACAAAUGUGGAGCACAAACACUUUCUUACUUUGAGCCAGGAAUGGACAAAUAUGGUACAUAUUUCUGCAGAGAGACCUGAGACUUUAUUUAUGAUUUGGCCUGGACAUUUGCCUAUCAGCAAAAUUGGUUAUUAUAAGAUCUGUUGGACAUUUGUCAACUCCCCACCCCCUCUUGUAUAUCCAGGGCACAUUCUGACAACAACCAGGGUAACAAUAAAUCAAAAAUGGAAAGAAGAGAAUGCAUAAGCUUCUGUAGCACUUGUAGACCACUUCCCAUCUACGUUUUCCCUUAAUGCAAAAAUUGCUUCAGCAGUUGCUUCAUACAUUUUGAUGAACCUUUCUAGUCCAUCUGUAUGAAGAACCCAUCUUGUUUGCAAACAUCUGAUGUGCUUACAAUUUGGAAUAUGUUUUUUGACCAUUUCUUCUAAAAAUAGCUGGCACUUUGGAGAUUUGUUGAAAAAAUUAGAAAUACUUGUGACACUCUUCAUCAUGUAACGAAUGCUUUGAAUUUGGCCAGAUGAAGCAAUGCUUAUGUUGAGAUGAUGAGAAGAGCAAUGUGUAUAUAAAGCGAGAGGAUUAAGACCAAGGAUUUGAGCUGAAACUCCAGAAAAUCUACCUGCCAUGUAUCCAGCAGCACCAUAACACUGGCCUCUGCAGUUUUUGAUACCUAAUUUGAAGUCUUCUGUGAUCAUGAAACUAUUUUGUCUUUUAAAGCUGCACCAGAUAACUCUGUAUCACAAUGAAUGAAUUUUGUGAUCCUUUCCAACGUAGCUUAAAACCAAAGGCAUAUGUUCUUUGUUGGAACAGUCGUUCACUUCAUCUGGGUAGAAUAAUAGGCUUUUUUUACUUCAUGCAAAAUUUGCUCAUUGAUGACAUCAGCACAAGAAAUUAGCUUGUUUUGAGUUCUUUUAGAUGUAUAGGUUGCAUUUCUUGGUGCAUCUUCAAAAUGUCUCUUUAGAACAACAUCUCCACUAUCAAUCUUAAAAUCUAGGAGAGCCUGAAAAUUGCCACAGUCUUUGGUGUCAUAAUAUUUUGAAUCAUCUCUGUGUCUUCUAAAAGCCAUAUUAUGUUGUCCUAAUAGAACAAAAGUUUUCACAAUAUACACCAAUUUUUCUCUGUAGGCUUAAAUAGUAUUCUGAAGUAUAUUGUCCAGAAUAAUAUUUAUGGGCUUGAUUUUAUUUCCCAUUACUGCAAAAAAUGUUUGCAUUGUCAGCAAAGGUUCAGCAAACGUGUUUUAUGUACCUUUGAUUUUAUGUCAUGAUCAUUGAACUUUCUCAUAGCAGUUGACCAGUCAUUGAAAGGACUUAUCAUGAGUUUGUUCAGCUUUGUUGAAUUGAAUCCUAUUCUUCUACCAAACAAUACACAAGGAAGGCAAAAUGCACCAUCUAAGUUACCAGAGUAUGCCAGCCAUGAGAAUUUUUGAAGCUGAAUUAAUUAUUCUGUUCUUACCAUAAGAAUAAUGAAUUGGGUAAACAUACUAAGGGCUUCGUUUCCAAAUAUUUUUCAAAAGAUCAUAUAUCUGAGGGUCUGUCAAACUACUAACUUUGUCAUAAAAAGAGCCAAUGUCACAUAUAUGACCUUGCAACACAUUCCUCUUCUGUACUUUCCCAUUUGGCAACUCCUUUUGACUAGGCAAAGCUGUUGUACUUGAUGCAACAUCAACUAAUGCACUGGUACUCUUGGAUACAGCAGAGAAGGGGAUUUUCAUUUGUCCUUUAGAAGAACCAAAAGAUGAAAGGUCAUCAACCAAAGCUUGUUUUAUACCAUAGGAAAAGAAUUUUGCAUCUACAUUAGCAUAAAACAAAGGCACAAUGUGAUUAGCACAAAUGAUUUUCUGCAGCGUUGCAUAAGAGUAUCUAACCUUUUCCAAAGGAGACGAACUGGAAUCAAAGUACAUUCUGGUUCUAUUUGUGGCUUGAUAACAGCUUUGAAUACAUUAUGAGCAUGACUCGUAGGUACACCACGCCCCAUAUCUGGGUAAAAGGAGUGGAUGUCUAAACCCAAAACACUUGACAAAGCCAUCAGACAAGAAUAGGGAGACCAUCUCUUGUUAUGACAGUCGUUGAAGGCCUCAAAUUCAAUACAGUCAACAAAGAUCUUUGACUUAUUUUCCAAGAUAUCAGUAACCUCAAAAGUGUUGGCAAUAUGAAAAAACUCCCACAAAGACUAGAAGUUUUAUGAGCUAUAAGGAGACUCACGAAAUGUGGAUGUGACGCAUAAUAUUCAGCAUAUGGAAAUUACUCUAUUGAUGUCAAAGCUCGAAGUGUCAAGGAAAGAUUUUCACUUCCAUUUACAACAACUGAUGCUGAAUUAUAAAGUCAGCUUCCAUCAGCGCUGACCCUAGUAAAAAAGUUGAUACCCUGUUGCAAGUGAUACCAAAAUGUACUUUUGUAUAAGCUCUUCACAAUAGAUAUCUUUAAGUAUGAUUUGAAACUUGUGUGGUAAAAAUCUCUACAUAAGACUUGUUGUGAUGCUAUGUCAGGGUUUAACAGUGACAAUUUGAACUGAACUGUGAUACCAGUAUUAUUAAACAAUCUGGGGAAAAGGGUUCUUCCAUAAUCUGACUUGUGAUCCUAGCCUAUUCAAAACUUAACAAAAAGUUCAACAAGAUGUUUAAAAAAAUGUUUGGAUACUCGUGUGGUUGGCUGAUGGUGGCUUGUCAAAAUGGUGUUAUGCUGUUAAAUUGUUAUCAGUGCUGUUAAUCUAUGUAUCAAUCUACGUUGUUAAAUUCCUUCUUAGAGGCAAAAGCCCAAGAGUUUAUAUAGACAUUUUGCAUGUCUAAACACAAACCAAACAUUUUCAUAAAUGACAUGGCGCACAUUGUACCACGGCACUCCAAUAUUCAUCAUGGCGAUUUCUUCAAGACAAACCAAGGCAGAGUUGCUCCAGCAAUACCUGAAAACAUUGCUUUUGCAAUGCAAGAUAACUUAGAGGUUUCAUUUCCAUUCCUUGAAAACAGCUCAAGGAGUGACGUUUGCCUAGUGUUAUUUGAUAGAUUACAUGGGUCAAAUACUAGCUCCUAAGUCGUCAGAACGAAUAACUUGUGAAGGAGUUGUCUGGCAGGAUAAAUAGUGAGACAGUAUAGCAACUGGCUCUUUUAAUGAAAAUAGACAUCUUUUGAACCAAGUGAAACCAGUCAAUCAUAGUGAAACUAGUCAACCUUAAGAUCAAUAAUAGAUCUCAAGAACAAGGUAAGAAUAAACAAUUUGUUGAUAAGUGGGAAGUGGACACUGGAUUAUUCAUUGACUUUGAUGAAUACGGUAGGGCUGUUUUUACUCAGCAUGCCAAGACGGAAAACUAUGAGAACACAAAUAGCUUGGUUAAUGACUGAUUUGAUGCGUUAGACAAUGACUAGAGUACUUUUCUUCAUAGAUUACACUCCCUUGUCACCAUUUCUUCACAGAUCUAAUGAUCCCUCCACUGCUACAAAUGCUCCAUCUUCUAUUAGUUUUUCCUUUUCGAAAUAUCAUUGCUAUGGUGUCUCUAAAAAUCCUAGUCCCCAUGACGAUCUUCAUAACUGGUCUUUAGACUCAAUGAGAAGCUCCUUGCUGGUGAUUUGACAAACAAAGAAUGUCAUAAAUACAGUCCAGUAAGCGAGUCAAAUAGUUCAAGCUAUAUCUUGCUUCUAGCCUGAUGCCAUUAAAACAAGAUUUUCUAGUUAACUCAUCUGCAGUUUCUACGAAGUCUUCUUCCUUGGUGUCAGAGUCAGUUGUAAUGGACAGACAAUCUUCUGCAAGUGCUCGUAAUGAAGAUGCUCACAUUACAUCAAUUCCCUCCAUAAAUGGAAAUAGCCCAUUGUCAAGAGCCACUGAUAGGUCAUCAAGAUCAGUAGCUUCACAAUCAAACUCUCUUUCUUCUUGGGAUGAUACGAAAGAGUUUAAAAUGGGGCAAGUUUUGCCUUUACAACCAUCAAGCCCACUGUCUGUCACCACAAAUUCAGCUAGAAACACAAGUAUUUUGAGCACGAAAUGUCAGAUGAAAGUGAUGUUAGAAACCUGGGUGGAGGUGCCGUUGAGGAUUUGGCUAGUCAUGCCAACAGGAAUAGAGAAGACAUUCACGUGAACAACUUCGAAGUACCUCUAAAUACAAAUAAGAUUAACUGUCCUGGUCAUCUUGUAACACUUUUGCCAGAUUGGUUACAGUCGAUGCAGCUAAGCAUUGUGUUGGAGAUGGUAGGCAAGUUGUGCAAAUAAUCCAGGUUAUAUAUGGAUCUAUAUGGCACUGGGUAACAAUAUCAAACAUACUUUCACCUAAAGUGCAUGUGGCUUUUCACCUAAAGUGCAUCUCUGUUUGCAGAGAGUGCAUAUUCAGGGUAGUGAAAUAAGGUAUGACAUGUCUUUGUUGGACUAUGCUUUCCAAUUCGGUUGGUACAAAAUGAAUGAAUUGGCAAUUGAUGUUAUGCCUGCUUUGAAACAUUCUUACAGUGGCAUAGCUGCAAUUUUUUUGCAAUUUGCCUGUUGAGAAAAAAAACACCCAUUCUGUAUAUUUUAGGUAUAGAAGUCUUUGCUAUAAACUUGCUUUGUCUUUAUCGAAAGCCUCUUUUGAUGGAAUUACAUUUGACAGGUCACUGCAAGUUCCGGUCAGUGUAAAGGAUAAUUUCAAAGCAGACGCUUACUGUCACUGUCUCUUGCCUUAUAUAGGAAAUAGUUUGACCGAAUGUGGUGACUGUAAAGGAUGGUUACACAAUAGCUGUGAGACUGGAAAUUUUGAUCAUAAGGACCUGAAGUGUUCUGAUUGUAGAUUAUCAGACAAAGAUUGAUUGUAGAUUAUCAAAACCUACGUUAUAUGUAAACAAAAAUGCUGUUGUUGAAUUAAAAAGGCAUCUAGCAUGACAAAUCCGAUUCUGGGGUUUGUUUUAAGAUAUCAGUCCAAUUUUUUGAAUUAUUAACGAUUUCCCUAUAUGACCCUGGUUUCCCUAUUUGACCCACCUUGUAAGGUUUACAAGCCUUCAGCAAUUUAUGAUGGAAAUAUGAAAAUGUAUCGUUAUCAUUCGGCUGGCAGGUUUGUAUAACCUGUUUUUGAACUGAAAAGUAUCUAAUCUAUUGUUGUAAGAUUGCUUGAAGUUUUUAAUUCAGCUUUGAAAGAUUAGGUAACUAAUGCCUGGAUAAGGUUUGGACAUUUGACAAAUUUGCCAAACUUAGUUUUUCCUAAAUAACACAAAAAUCAAUCAAUCAAAAAAUCAGUUUUUUCAAUACACUGAUUUCCCAAUUACAAGAAAUGAGGGUUUACAAUGUUUGAGCCACUGUAAGAUAGUUUUUACAAACAUUGAAGGAGAGUCAUUGAAGAGGGGGCCUUUCAGACUUCGUUUCAGUAUAUACUGCUUUGAGUUUUACCCACUGGUCAAAGGUAUUUAGAAGAUGGUCAUGUGGUUCCAGGACUCCUUAAGGCAAUCUCAAAUGAAAACUAAGCCUUUGAUAUAAAUAAUCAAGGAAUGAACCAGAAGAAAACAGGUUAAUAAACAGAAACAUUGAUAAAUGGGGACUAAUUUUGUUGUCUGCACUCAAAAACAGGGGUCUUUUAGUGAAGAACGCCCUAAUGAGAAAGGGGUUCAAUGCAGUAUUUAUGGUCAGGCAAAUUUUUUGAAGUAAUUGAAGUAGUUCAUUCUCAGCUGUUUCUACCUCUUUUUCAACUUGUUUCUUUCUUUUAGCUUGAGCUUCUGUCAUUUCUUGUUGAGCUACCUCUGAAAAUUGGAUGACUGCCUCUAAUGCCUCAUCAAGCUCUGUUAUUUCAGGACUAAUGCCGCUGGCUCUGUGCUCCUCCCUUGUAUUCUUUUUAAAAGCCUUCUCAAGCUUUGCAUAUCGCUCCCUGACGCCCUUCUGGUCUACAUAAAACCUUAGCUCCUCAACUACAUUAAGAGACUCUGCAACUUUAUCCCAAGCAUUUCCACUUUCCUAGAACCAUGCUUGAAAAUUAAUGGUUGGGUUACCAAAACUUCAAGCACCAACAGAUAAUCAUGCUCUUUUCUCCAAACCAUUUUUGGCCGGUUAAAAGACAAACUAAAUCUAAAAGUUGGAAAUUGACACAUGUAAUUAGAAGUUUGUGAAAUUUUUCAUUCCAUCUUUUGAUUUAUUCAAAUGAGAACUAAUACAUACAAGAAAUCUGUAUAAUUUUCCUACUUAAGCAAAUAUAUAUACAACCACUAAACAUUAUUUUCUAUUACUUGCACUAAGAUUUUCAACAAACACAGUAAAUCAAAAAUAGAAAGAGCCAGGUGAAUAAAACAUUAAUAGAGAGCAAGGCAACACAUGAUACUUAAAACAGAAAAAUGCACAUGGCUGUGGAGAAUUUCCAACAUUAUUUGUUGAAUCAUUUCCUGAAAACUUCAAAGUGAUGUUCAUAGAAAUUGCAACAACUUAACGUAAGGAUGUUAUCUAGUCUGAUCAAAUAUGAGUGGCAGGAAAUAACAAAACUAAAUAUUUUACCAUGUAGAAAGAAGGUUGAUUUAGAAAUGGAUAAUAAACCGACAUUUUACACAGGGUAAAGAUUCAAUGUGGUAUGGGAGCAAGGUAGGCGAAAAGAGUUAUAAUUUUUCAAAUAAAAAAUAAGCUAAAGAAUGGUAUUUUCGAGUAUCAUUGGCAUUAAAGCUAAAAUUUCUUUGCAGAUUAAAUUCUAUUUUCUGAUAAAAUUCAUAAUAAAGAAUAAUUAAAUAACUCAGUCUUUUGAUACAAACACUUGUACACAGGAGCUUGAGUUAGAAGGACUUGCAAUUUUCACUUCUUGUGAAAUGUUCUGAAAUUACAGAAAUCGAACAAAAUAAUGCGGUAAAUGUGAAAGUCAGAUUAACGGAGCCAUAAACAAAUGGAAAAAGUUCGAAAUUCAUAAACACUGAUGCAAUGUUAAAUACACAAGCCAAACAUCCGUCCCACUUGGACCUAUCUUGUCUAUGAUUGGCUCAGCACAACACGAACUAGCCAAGUGGCUUUCUGAAGUUUUGGACCCUGUUCUUUAAAAAAAUUGUCCCCCCCCCUUUUACAAAUUUUCAAGGCCUAUCCCGAAACUCUUUGUUUGUUUGGACCCAAGAUAAUAUUGGUGUAGUAAGAUUUCUUUUACUCACCAUUGAUUCAAUGCCCUCAUCUAAGUACUUCUAAGGGUAAUUCUCAAGCUUUUCUCAGUAGCGUCCCCAGCCUGAGAAAACUAGGGUGGGCAAAAAAAUUUUCUCAACCACAGCCUUCAAACUUUUAAUGUAGUAUUUUUGAUGUAAUUCGCAAUUUUUUCAAAAGCAACUUUCUCCAACAUAAUUUUUUGUGUCAGGGGCUUUUUGUCCAGAACGAAGAUCGAAAUCAAUCUAACCAAUCUUCCCCUGAAAGUUGUUCAAUUGAUUUUCGGACAAUAAAAUCAACCUCACGGAAAACUAGACAUGUCCACCCCAGUCUACCCCAGUCCACCCCGUGGUGAUGCUACUGGCCCUUCUGUCUAUUGACAUCCAUGGGGGACAUUCUAUACCUAAAUGGGAAAGACUGAAUCGUAAGUUUUAGUCUAAAAUCCUACAUUAUCUUUAAAAAAAAAGCAAUCAUAAAAUGCAAAAAUCAUACCCUCUGAAUAUUUUUUGAUGACUGGAAGAUAGUUAUAUGUGUAUUCUGAACCAAGAAUGAAUCUGAUGCAAACAGGUUUCUAUUGGUUCUUUCUCUACAUUUUUUCUCAAAGAGAGCCUUUGAGAUCUUAUCUUUUUUCUGAAUCCGAUUUAAAAUUUGGGUAGACAGAUCUCUGUUGGCGCUUCCUCUAAAGGCCGGUUUCCACACAGCUGCAUUAAUCCCUUGAGCAGAAAAAGCACAGGAGAGAUCAGUGCUCGAGAGCUUUUUAACGAGGCAUGCGCAAUAAGAUAGGGCUGCCGAUGCAACAGAGGCAACAACAAGUUAUGCAAAUAGCCUGAUCAAUUAAUAACUUCAAGAUUGCUACAAAUGAAGAAGAAGAUGGUGGAUAUCUUUGAUGAAGAACAGGCUCAAAAUUCAGUGUCACUGCACAGGAUUUUACAACAUUAUAAUUGUGCAAAUAUAACAGAGGCAACAACAAUAGACACAUAGGCAAGACUGCGAGAUGAAAAGGGUGAGAAAGUCAAGGGACAGCUUCUAGUUAUGUAUAUGAUAUGGAAAGCUUCAUAAUAGAAAUAGAAGGUUAUCCUUGCUUGUAGAAUACUAGCACUAGAUCUCAUCAUGAUCAAAAUAUGAGAGCAAAUGCUUGGGAACAUAUCUCAAAGAAAUUUGGAAAACCAGGUGAAUAAUAAACAAACAUUUAGUUUACAAUUUAACAGAGAAAUUAGGAAAUCCUUUUUGCUUUUUUGCCUAGGGAAAAUGAAUGUUGAUUUGAUGCACGUGUGAAAUGUCAAGGCCCAAGGUCCCUACUUUUUUCCCAGGAGGCAAUAUUCUUCCAAUUCUAGGUUGAAAAAACUUGCCAACAGCACUUGUAUUGAUUGCACUUCAUGUUGUAUCAAGUCUGUAGUUAAAAUGGAAUCCAGGUUAGCCAUUUUAUAUAUUUGUAUUUGGUGGUUUUUUACUCAUCAUUUCUUCUCAGUUUGAAAUUAAUAAUUAGGAAGCUUUACCUUCUGAACAUAGCACAGCUCAUUCAAACCAGCAAGAUUAAAAUAAUCAAAAUUUUCAAACAGAGCAUAACUGAUUUUUCAUACUUUGCACCAUGAAUGUAAAGAAUCAAUUUAUUUGUGCUUCAAGAGGAAAUAUAGAGAUAAGAAUUAUUCUAAAUAACAAUCUAAUUCUCUUUGAUCCUAUUGAGAGCAUGUAAAUAAAAAGACUAUCAAAAAUAUUAUUUUUUUAAUUUUUAGUAAACUUUUGAAUGCACAGUGGAAAAAUGCAAGAGACAAUUUAAAACUAUGCUUACCGAAAAGAGCCAAUGUGACAAAAUCAGGAGCAGAAUCUCAUACAUUGCCAAAAUGCAAGUACUUCAGUCAAUAGACCAUUUUCACAAUUCCUAUUGAAAGCGAGGUCAGUGAUCGAAAGCGAAGCUAUGGUUGUUUGAGUCAUACGAGGAUGAAGACUUUCCAUAGCGAUCACAAGUUCGGUUCACGUUUCUUUCAAACUUACGCGGUUUUAUACCUUUAGGAAGAAUACUAUUAUGGAUAGCGAAGUCUCUAGUAGUGGAGUCGUAAAGAAAUCGUCAUUAGGAAAGCAAUGUGCGGCUUUUGGGUGCUAUAAUUUUUCGUACAGACCUGACGGCACGCCGACCGGCCUACAUUUUUUUAAGUUCCCGCAAAGAAAUCCAGAGAAACGAUUAUGGUGCAAUUUGAUUAAACGAGUGGAUGGUCUAGACGGUUUUAAAGUAACAGAGAGUACUCGUUUAUGUCAAGAGCAUUUUAAAGAUUCAGACAUCAAGCGAAACCCUAUGAGAUGGAAGUUAAAUCCUGGUGCAGCCCCAUCCUUGAAAUUAUAUACACCUCCUGUAUCAGGCGAAAGAAGCCAAGCCGUUCGUAAGAAGCCAAGAGAUCGCAGUUCUACCGAUGUUUUGGGGAAACCAUCUUCUUCUAUGUCUUCAACUUCCGUUCUGCUACCUACUUGUUCUUCAAAUUCUUCAUUGCCUGCUGUUGAUGAAGAAAUGACAGAUAGCCUUGCUGCUCUGUCAAUUAGGACAGUGGCAACGCAAACAGACUUUUCAUUUGUCAAGUCACCUACAUUUCUUGAAAGCUGUCUUCUGCCCAGUGAAGGGGAUCAUGACUAUUCACCAGGCAUCCCAAAAGAUCAACAUUUGUUAAAUUUUAUAGAGCUGAAGGAGAAGGUUGAGAAACUUUCAACGCAGAUAUCUGAUUUAAAUGAAGAGCUUGCUGCUACUCAAAAGAAGCUUUUCUCUAUUAAGAAAAUUCAAGAUGAUGACUCAGCAGUAAGAUUUUACACAGGCUUUGCAAAUUACUCUUCUCUUUGUGCUGUAUUUGAAUAUUUUGAACCAAAGCUUCAAAAACUUUCAUACUGGCGUGGACACAAAGCAUCAAGCAAGCCUUCUGAAGAAUCUAUUAAGUCCUCAAAGCGUGGACGUAAAAGGAAGUUGUCACAUUUUCAAGAAUUUAUUUUUGUUUUGAUACGUCUCAAAGUUGGUUUGUUUCUGGUUGAUCUUGCAGACAGAUUUGGUAUUUCUGUAGGACAUGCUUCAAAAAUCUUCACAACUUGGAUUAACUUUCUUUAUCAUGAACUGCCCAUCCUCUUUCCAUUUCCUUCUAAAGAUCUUGUUAAAAUGAACAUGCCUGAACAGUUCAAGAGGUAUCCAUCUACAAGGAUCAUAAUUGAUUGUACUGAAAUCUUCAUUGAAGUCCCUUCUUCACUUGUUGCUCAGUUACAAACGUGGUCUGAGUAUAAACACCACAAUACUUGGAAAGCCCUUGUUGGGAUAGCCCCCAGUGGUGCAAUUACCUUUAUAUCUAAGCUGUGGUCUGGACGAGUUUCAGACAAAGAAAUAACCUUGAAAUCAGGACUUUUAUCUCUUUUGGAUCCUGGUGACAAUGUUAUGGCUGAUCGUGGCUUUGAUAUUGCAGAAAUUUUACCCCCUGGUGUUACUCUGAACAUUCCCCCUUUCAAAGGGACACGUGACCAGUUGACUCCAGAGGAAGUUGAGGAGACUGCACAUAUUGCUUCAGUCCGAAUCCAUGUUGAAAGAGCAAUUGGACGAGUAAAAACUUGUCAUAUUCUUGAUGGUGUUAUGCCUUUAACUUUAUCCUCUAUCUCUGACCAAAUUUUUACAGUUUGCUGUUACUUAACUAACUUUUCACCAGUUUUGGUUAGGAAUAGUUAAUACAAAGGACCAUAUAUGUAUGCACUAAGGGGGAGAGACUAUGUAAUUCCCUAUAGGAAGGCAGCACCGAUUGAUGGUCAUGUGCUUGCGUUUUUCUGAUUGGCCUAUUUUCAUUCACACCUGGGUAUAUAUUUUCCAUUGUGUUAUUUUGGACCCUUAUUCUGAGGAGUGUCCAAUGAAAGCUUUAAGUAGUAUGUUUUGAAAUGUUUGCAGUGGGCUAUUUUUUAAAUGUAUAUUGUAAGAGGCAAGCCUAUUUGUCUGACACUGGGGUAUUUUCUAAAAUAAGAUACUUACAGGGGGAGGGGGCCUAGGCUGUCAAAAUGAUUUACACUAAAUACAUUUACAAUAUAAAGCAAAUACAAUUCCAAGAAAAGAACAUUUAGCUUCCAUUUGCAAAUCAUUUGAAAGUAAAUGCGUGCAAAUCAUGUGAAGUAUUCAGCAUUUCCUAGCUAGCUUCUAUGGUAUUUACUGCACUGUUUAUUGCAGUUGGGUUGACAAGUUACACUAUUUACUUGUAGUUUUUAGUUCAUACCAUUAACACCGCACAUAACAUAUCACAAUCUUCACUUGAUAUCUUCAUUCAAAAUAAAAUUUUUGCAUAUAUUAUCUUAAUAUAAUCAUCAUUUUGAUCAUGGUUAACAGGAUACUUGAGAGCAACAGUUUAAACUUGUUCUAUAAGUUCAGUUAGCACAACAAUGUCUAUUUCUGUAAUUCUAGCACUUUAAAACAAACAGGAACAGGAUUUAUCAUCAUCAAUGGACAUGUGUAUUUAGAGUUACAAAUAUUAGAAUCAUCCUGUUUUAUACACCAAAUCAUGUAUAGUUCUUGUCUUAAUGGCACCAAGCUUUUUAUGACAAACUGGUAAACCAUGAUUUCCAUGGGAGUAAGUUGUAUAAUUCUUUAGAGUUCUGCUUGUAUUUUGUAUUUGUAUUUGUUGCUACCUAGCUUCCGAAGGUAGUUUUUAGAACACUGAGAAGCUAUGCUUAUCAAGCAGUGUCCUGGUCCUUCCUUCCGUUGUGACCACACCUUGUGAUUCCUACGCCUGGAUUUACAAAAGCUGGUGACUCUCCCCACUAUGGGUGAAAGUUUGGUAAUGUCAGGGACUCGAAACCAUGGACCCAUGGAUCUGUAGUCAGUACCUCUAACAGCUGAGCCAGCCUUACACCUGUAACUGUCAGUGUCCGAAAUUAUAUCUUGUUUAUCUGUACAAACAAACAAGUUUAUGCCUCUUUUGUUAUAUUCUUCUUUUUCUUUAAAAAAUUCUCCCAGCCACCCUGUAAAUAAAGUUUUUCCCUUCUUUGAACACGCCUGGUGUGGUACUCUGGCAAAACAGCUCUGCAGUAAAAAAAUUUCAACUGUGGCAGAAUAGAUGUUUGCAUGAAAUUUUCAUCGUAUUUUAUGGUUUCAAUGAAUAAUGGGUGGUCAUCACCAAACCAAACAACUAGAUCUAUCCUUUUCAAACCACUGCAAAACAUUUGGCCUUGGAUUUGAAAAAAGUAUUUACUGUUACUUUUGAGCGUCACAACUUCAUUAUUUUUCAUUAGAAAAAAUCUCUUAUCCAACAAUGCUUUAGAAAGAGGAGAAUUAAAUUUUGAAAAUGGGGCUUUGAUUUCAAUCCCCCAAACGUUUCCAUUGCAUUUUACAAUUCCAUCAAGAGAUGCACCAAGAUAGGAAUGAGUUUUUGAUAUAAUAAGGCCAGGCUCUUCGAUUAAAAUGUUACAGCCAUCUUCCUUUGACAGUUGUUGUAAAUACAAAGAGCGAAUAUGUGAUUCAAAAGUCUUUCCAUGUUGAGUACUGGCAGAGGAAAAAGAAGAGUAGUACAUGGAAUGAAGCUUUCUUGAUGGUUCAACAGAGUUCACUGCAGCAGUAUAGAAAUUUGAUGCAGUUAUGCGGUACAUUCUAUGGAAUUUCCAUGCUUCAUUUGAUGCUUGGCCACGAAUUGAUUCUUCUAUCUCCUUGAUUUCUUUUUCACCAAGGUUACUCUUUGUGCUGCAAAAAUAUUCCAUCAUCUCUUUGAAACCAGGACAAGAUAUAUCAUAAAAAUUAUUGAAUGGAACUGAGUCCUCAAGAAUACACAAAUUAACAUCAGAAUUAUCAAAUGGGGAAUUCAAAGAUGAUACAAUUUCAGUCGAAAUUGAAGAGGGUGACUCUGGCAGCUUGUAGAAAGAAAAAAAAGUACUGUUUGGCAAACAACUUGCAAGCUUUGACUUCAAUUUUUCAAGUCCUUCCUCAUUCAGUUUUCGGUCUUCCGGUGCUCUUGGGUCAUAGCAUUUUGGUUUCCUUGGAUUAACAUUAUCUUUUCCAAAUUUAAACUUCUGAAUAACAAUUUCAUCAAUAGAUUGAGGCAAAAUAGAUUUCAUUGAAGCAGGAACAUUCCAGGAAGAUAACUUGGAAGUACAGGAAACAGGCUUUGGGCAUUCUUGAUACCCUUCUCUAUUAAAAUCUUCUAGGGCAAAAAGAACACCACCGACAUGAUUACAGUUACCAAAACCACCUAAACCAAUUCCAGCUGGACAUGUACAUGCUGCACUGCAAACAUCGCCGGUUGAAUUUGAAAGAACAACAAGAACUUUAUACAAAGUAUUCUUCAUGGCAGCUUUCAUGCGGACAUCAAAGAAUGUAAAAUUAUUAUCUUUGGCAACAGAAAACUUCUUGAUAUAUCCUUCAUAAAAGAACUGAAAGGACUUGAGCUUUUUGUAACCAGUGCUCUUUAAUGCAAUAUGCUUAAACUUCAAUGUUCUGAUAACAAGAUAAUCAUACAGCUGAACGAAGGUGAAAACGGGAGUAUUACGAAGGUCUGGAAUCUAAGGUAAAUGGCCACAACGCGAUUGAAAGAGGGCAUGGUAUGUGAAACUUUCACCAUCUACGAUUGAAGAAGACGCUGCUGAGCUUGGGAUACCCUUUUCUUGUCGUUCCAAACGGGAAUAGAUCGCAAAGACCCGAAGGAUCAAAUCGGCCUUCACGCCAGAUACUUUCCCUCUGUAACUCAAAAGAAUAUUCUUCAAUUUUUUGACACUUAGUGAUCCCAAGUCAUCGAGACAGUUAACCGACUUUCCAUGUGGUAAAAGCGAUUGAAAUUGAUCCAUUAUUUUCCAGAAUACGGGUCAGAAUAACAGAAAUAUCGGAGAAACUUAACUUCGCGUGAUCAAACAGACAGUCAACCAAAGCUUCAAACAACCUUCGCUUUGUUUUCGAUACAAGACCUCGUUUUGAAAAUGUAUUGUGAAAAAGGUCUAUUGCAGUUUCUGUAGCAGAAAAUUACAAACAAAGAGACAUAAAGCAAUUUUGCUUUUUCUGGUACAGUUGCUGCCAGCCCUGCAUUGUCACACGCACAGAAAGUAAAACACCAGAAAUACCCUGUGUUUAUAACUCAGACACUUUAAUACAACUAAAACAUAAGAAGCAUACUAGGCCCUAACCUAUUCUAAAGCCUUACGACAAAUGACAGAGUUUCGCACCAAUAGCUUCCCCUGUCUCCAUCCAACUGACUCUACUUAAACAACAACUUCUAUAUAUGUACGAAUGGAAUCUAAAGUUAGCAAUACACAAAGAUUAUGGUAACUUAUCUUGCAUUGAAUUCUUCCAGAAGAUUGUCAGGAACAAACUCUGGAUCGACCCUUUGAGUAUGUCCGUCAUAAAAUUCAACCAAAUAGCCCGUAACCAGUCUUUGGCCUAGAAGCCUCAAGCGUAAUUUGUCAUAAACCUUCACAAUAUUUUCAGGUUUGCCAUCAAUUUCUUGAGCCAUCUUGAUCUGUUCCAUGAUCACUCUUUUGAGUUUUCUUGUCUUCUUCUUGGGCAUUAUUAUUUUGACGUUGUUCUCUACAAUCACUUUUGCAACUUCAUACAGUCCAAUCCACGGAUUAUGGAAUUUAGUGGAAGUGCGUUUCUUCACGAUGAAAUCUCCUAACCAAACUUUGUCUCCAACUUUGACUUUCAGCUCUUUGAUGUGUUGAUCAUGGUGAAUAUUCUGUCGCAGCUGUUCUUUUGAUACCAAUUCCUUCACAAGGGUGAAUGCUUACUGUCAUUCAUUUUGCAUUGUCUUGAUGUCUUUGCAGAACAAACUUUUGGAGGUUUCAUGUCUAUUGGCGAAUUUACUUCUCUUCCGUACAUCAAGAAUGUUUGUGUAUGCAUAGUCACUGAGUGGGGAGUGGUCCUGAAAGCAAAUGUAACUGCAUCAAGGUAUUCAUCUCAUUCAUGUUCAAGGCUUCUUAGAAGCAUAGAUCUUCACCGCGUUGAAAAGCGCCCUGUUAAGAUGCUCGUUCAAGCCAUUUGAGGAUGGUCGGAAAGAACAAGUGAAAAUUUCCUUAACCCCAAGCUGUUUGCACAAUGCCUUCACUAAUUUGAAGUGAAUUGACUACCUUGGACCGAGGGAAGUUCUUCUGGGCACCCAUAACAAUGAAUGACGUCACAUAGUGAACGUACCACUGUCUCUGGUUCUGUGUCUUCUACAGGGUACACCAAAGUCCACCUUGUAAAAUGAUCUACUAACACCAAUGCGUACUGGUUUCCUUGAUCUGAUUUCCGCAAGGUCCGACAAAAUCCAUAGCAACAAUCUGAAGAGGACUUUCUGUUUCGAUUGAUUUUACAAGGGUCUUUGUGGCUGGUUUUGUAGACUUGGAGCGUGCACAAUCUUUGCAGUGCCUAAUGUGGGGUUAGAUAUCAGACUUCAUCGUAGGCCAGAAAUAGGACAUAUGUACCUUUCUGUAGGUUCUGAAGAAGCCUGGAUGCCCUGAAAGAGGGCCGUGGUGGAAAUUUACAAGCAACUGUUCAACCAUGGUCUUUGGCACGAUGAUCUGCUCUCUGUUCUUCCCUUGUUUCCCUUGAAACCUCUGAAAAAGGCACACAUUUUCUGUGAUAAAAUGUUGGUCGUUCUCCCUUUCAAAUUUUGCCGCCAGAUUUUUGUCUUUAGGUUUUAAAUUGUUGGUCAGAGAUCUGAUCCACUGUCCAGCUGUUGCUUUCUUUCUGCUUCCGACUGAAGUCCUGUAAUGAGAUUUCAAAGAGAUUCUCUUCUCCCUUUUGAGGGUUCCUCAAGAGGGUGUCAGUGUUUGAAUGGAGUCUGCCAGGGCAAUAAACAACGUUGAAGUCAUAGGACUGAAUCUCGCUGAUGCAAUGUGCAAAUAAAUUGUUUGAAGCAUUCAUGGUCUUCAGCCACUUCAAGGGUUUAUGAUCAGUAACAACAGUGAAAUGUUGACCAUACAGUUAUGGAUAAAAAUGUUUUGAACUCCAGACGAUACCUAAGGCUUCUUUCUGUAGGACAGCAUACUUGAGCUCUGAUAAUUUUAGUAAGCAACUGGCGUAGGCAACUACAACGUCUCCAUCAGACGUGUCUUGAGCAAGCACUGCACCGAUAAUCACAGGCGUCUGUAUACAAUUUAAAUGCCAGGUUGAAAUCUGGACACCUCAGGAUAGGGGCUGUUGCUAAACCCGACUUCAGGUCUUCAAACGAUCUCUGUUCCUUAUCUGUCCAAUUGAAAAUCCCCAUCUUUUUCGUUUAUUUUGCAAGUACCUUUGAUCGUCUGGCAUGGUAAUAAGAAGCUAGGCCUAAAAAACUUCUCACAUCAGCGGCAUUUUGUCUAUUCAAGGCAGAUUAUAUGCCUCUUUCUUUGUCGCUUCGUUCAGUCCACGGUAGUCCACAUUUGGUUUCUCUAACAGUAGAACUGGACUGCUCCAAGGGCUGGCUAAAGCAUUUUCUGCAUCUCCUUUGCAAUUUGCUGUCUCUUUGUCUCUGUUUUUGUUAAUAACGGGACAAUAACCUUUCUCAUCUUUCCCUGCGCGUAAAAAUACCCUUUUUGGACCGUUUCCUUACAUGCUAUAUAAAGGGGUACAGUUUAGCUUAUAAGCAAUUUUGGUGCCCUUGCGUGCAGUUCUUGGCACUUCAAAACAAAAGACAACAUUUUUAUGGGAUCGCGUAAAGAAAAAAAGGUUUUUCAGCUCCCUGUUCACCGAUGCAUGCAGACUUUCUCCCUCCACCUCAGAGAUCAUCCCAAUGGUUUCAAAUCUGAAAGCAAAAUUUGGUACAUUGAAUAUCAAUUCAUGCAUUUAAAAUGUAAUAUUAAGGUUUGGGAAAAAUACUGGGAAGACCUCUCCAAAUCUAUUACAAAGUUCGUCUAAAGUUGCUAUCUCCUCCUGUCAAUCUCCAUUAUUAAUGUUUCCUUUUUGGCAAGGCUCUUUGUGAUCUUUUCUUUCAAAGUUUCCAACAAAUCACUCUGCUGUAUCCCUCUAGAUAGAUAAGUCUCUUUGUGAUCUUUUCUUUCAAAGUUUCCAACAAAUCACUCUGCUGUAUCCCUCUAGAUAGGAAAGAUAAGAAUAGCUAUCAAUAAUUUCUAAUGCUAGCUCCCAAAAGCCCGUUACCUUCCACAUAUAUUCUAGAGAAUCAGUUGUAAAGUACUAUUCUAGAGUACCUUCAAACUUGGUGUAAAGAUUAACAUUGUCCACAGAACCAGAAUUGAUGCUAUUAACAACCUCCACAGGAAACGUAACAUAGCCACCACCUUUGUCCCCUGCAAAACAACCCAUAUUUCAUUGUUAAACAUUGCAGGGUCCUUUUCUCCAGGCAAAGCAUUGAAAAUGUCAACAAGAAAGUGUUGCAAAUCAUAAAUUUUAAUGAAUGGAAGCAUCUCAGUGUGUUCAGAAGUGGCUAUCCUUUGACAUUAAUCCACUCUCAACACGCUCCUCUGCUACAUGCACAGAUUUGUCAUUUUCAGAGGAAGCCAUUUUGCCCUCUGAAGGCCAGAAAUUACAGUCAAACUUAGACAAACAAGAUCUUAAAUCCCUUAUCUUAUUUGUGCUGAGCCGUGCCAAUGCUUUUAUGAUGAUGGCAUCUGACACUGAAAUUUUCCUCUCUGCAUACAGCCCAGCUUCCUCAGUUGCUCUGUGAAAAAGCAAUUUAUGCACUCCAAUUAGUUUUACAAUGCUUCUGAUUGCAAAUGCUUUGCAUUUUAAUCAUUAGAAUUACCAGAAAGAACCUAUAAUGUUAAAAAGAGUCCAGGCUCUUGCCCUUAGAGACUUCUGACAGACAGAGGAAUCGGGAUCAAGUCAGCUCCUUCUCCUUCUUUUCCAAUUCCUGCCUCUUGGUUGAUAUUUAUUUUGCUGCCUCACCAACUCUUUUGUUCAAUGCCAAAACUCUGUCCUCUCCAACUUCUUCUGGCAAGGUCUCCAUUUCGAUAUCCAUCCAAAUUUCCUGCACGCGAUUCCAUAAUUCCAGCUCAUCAAGGUCUGUGUUGAGUUUCUUUACUACCCCAAGCGACUUAUAGUGACGAAGCUGACCGAAUUUUGAUGGUCAUGCUCCUCAAAAAAGGAGAGAGAGUUUGGGGUCUGGGGGCGUAGCCCAAAGGAACAUUUUUUAAGGGCCACGCCCCAUAGACUCUUGGAAAAGGAGGGAAACGCCCUUUUUAGUAUGUAUGAAUCAAAAUAUUUUUGCAAUCAACUAUCUGUCAAUGACGUUAACUUGUAAAGGACUUCUAUACUCCCAUCUCCAACUGCUAAGCAUUUUUUGACAAAUCUUAAAGAUGAUGCUUGGAGAAAAACUAUAUCUACAAAUAUUCAUGAUACUUAAAUUUUUAUCAAUAAUUAGUAUUAUCAAUAAUUGACACUUUUGAUGAUGCUUCUGAAUUUAGAUAUAAGUUGCCAGGCAAGAUUAGUCCUCAAUGAUUGGUAGGCACUUCUCUGUUUACAGUACAGGGAUUUCAGGGACUUAAGUUUCCUAAAAUUUCAUACUGACUUUAGUUUAUAAACUGACUUUAUACAAAUCUAGUCAAAGAUAUUAAGGGCAAUAUAAUUUAGGCUUUACAAAAGAUUUUGCUCCCUGUAUUGAAACUUAAGGCGUGCCUAGAAUACCAUUGAAUUAAGCUCAAGCCCCACGUCAAGGGUUUGCCUACUGCUUGAUUUUCCAUUUUUUAGCAGAAGGAACCCCACAGGCUUUCUAAAGAAGACAUAUCAAAGAGAGGUCCACAAAGAGAGGUCAAACACAACAGUUUGCUAUUUGGGACACUCUCCUUCCAAUUCUUAAAAAACACUGGGUUUACCAAAUCAAGAAAUUCAAAACUUUGACAGUCUGCAAAUCUAUCAUUCAGCAUAGCUAGUGUACUGUCAAUGAUUUCAAAGAAAAGCUGCUUGUAAUUUGGCCUUCUGUCAGACCUUGAAGUAGGCAAUCCAACCAAAUUAACUGUUAAUUCAUAUACAUCAUCAAAUGCAACAUCUGUGCGACAAUCAGACAAAAAAUCUGCAAAAAUCUUAAUCUUGCUCACACCAAAAGAGAACUUAGUUGACCUGUUUUGCAGAAGGCUAAACAAUAUAGAUGAUUGCUUAAGAAUCUUGUCAAAAAAACAUAACAAAAAGCAAAAUUUAAAACUACUAAGGUACUGUAAUAGACCACUUGCUUGCAUCAAAGUACUGUCAUCCCAGCUUGGCGGCUCCUCGACUAUCUCCCCUAAAGCAGUAACAAGCAAUUCAUAUUUCUCAAAAAUGACACCUAUGGUCUGUGGCCGGUAAUACUAUCUUGUUUCUCCUGGGCUUGGAAUAUCAAUGCCUUUUGUGGUUAGAGCAGUUUUCCUUUUUGAGCUAAGGCUUGUUAAGUUACAGAAAGCACUUUUGCUGGCAAAAAAUACCUUGACAAAUGGACAAUGAAAAAAAUAUGCAAAAGGAUAGUCUUGACGAAGAAGAGUUUGAACACCACCAAUGUGCCAGGACAUGACAGUUGCACCAUGAUAUGUUUGCAUAACAAUUUUUUCCUUCAAAGACUCUCCAUAUUUACUUAAAAUAUUCUUUACAAUAGCAGUUAUUGCUGGUGCUGACCUAUCCUGACUUACAUUAACAAAUUUCAAUAGCUUUUCAACUAUUUCUCCUUUACGAUCAAGACAUACAAUAAUAUUCAGCUGCUCCUUUGUUGAAACAUCUGUUGUUUCAUCAACUUGCAUGGACAAGAAAGUGCAGUGUUGGAUCUCCUUGUCAAUCUGGUCCUGGAUCACAGAGUCUGUACACUCAAUAAGAUCAUUCUGGACAUCAGAAGAAACACCCUUGAAAACCCCACCUGAAGAUGCCCUUUUGGGAUCGGCUAACCUCCCAUGCAAACGAUGUUCAAGAAUGGAGUCAAAAUUCGCAAGGCACUCAAGAAGCUCUAGAUAAUUACCUUUAUUAAGGCUACCUUCUGAUUCAUUGUGGCCUCGGAAAGAAAGCUCUUGCUUACCCAAAAAGAGAGUAGCUUCACUUAGGAUUUUUAGCAUUUCCCUGUUUUGCCUUACCUCUUCGUUGUGUCGGUCAAUUUCCUGCCUUCUGGCCCUCCAAAGUAGCACGUCAACUCUCUUCGCAACAUCGAAUGUCUUCCAUGUCUUAUAGGCCUCCAAAUGAGACUUGGCUUUCUCGUGCUUCUUGCAGUCCGAGAAGAAUCCUUGCAUGUUAUUAUAACCUGUUUCAGUCCAUAUUUUGGACAAUUUGGACUGAAAAAGCAAACAAGGCCAACAGAAAAGGCGUUUUUUACAUUUACUUCCACACAGCCAAUCUUUCUUCUCAUACAAAACUUCUUGAAACAUACGGUCUCUUGUCUUGAUACCAAAUUUCGGGGUCUGCCUUUGGUUAACGAUUAACUUUUGCUCGGCCACAUGUCUUGAUGCAAAUGAUUUCUGCAAGAGUUGAUCAAAAAUAUCUCUCUCAGAAUUAGAUUCAACUGAAUUUUCCCACUCCAUUGUAGCGACGUUUCACAAGAUAUCUUGGUUCACAAGGCAGACUUAAGGCAGAUUUAGGUUGGUCAUGCUAAAAAAAUGAGCAUGACCUGGCGUCCCGAACGGGCUAAAUAAGGCAUUAGAAAGAUCAAUUCAGCCAAUCAAAUCAUUGCUAUGUUUAUGAUUAUAAUGACGAGGUCAUGCUAUUCCAAAUAAGCAUGACUUACCACAGGGAUACCGAUUGAAAAGUUAUUGGAAGAACUCAUGAGAGUUGCACAUUUUCGUUGAGAAACCCUGUGGCAGGUCAUGCUCUCCAGAAUGAGAAUGACUUACCACAAAGGACCAAGGUGGGGGACGGCAGUAGUAUAAUGAGAAUGAAAAUUGAAAAGGUUUGUAAUUUUUUUGCCAAUAAAGGAAAGUUUUAUUCGUUAUGUUAAAUAACCUUAUCUCUGAAAAUUCUUAGUCAUGCUAAGCAUGACCAGCAUGACCGCUAGCUUUGCCACUGGUGACUUAUCAUAUUCCUCUUUUAUGCCUUUUUUUUGCAAAGCUUUUUUUGUGUGGCAUUUCAACCAAUCUAAUCUCAACCUAAAAAUAUACCUCUUUUUUUGGAAGUAAAAAUAUGCCUCUAAGAAAUAAUUAAUUUACGCAGUUUCUCCGUUAAACUCUUUUUUGAAACGUACUAUGAGUAGGGGGCUUUACAGAUAAAGGUGCAAGGUGAACCUUUAUCUAUGCACCUCUCAAUGUUAGUUUAUUCGUAAGUUGUAAGAUUAGUCCAUUUUAUAUGAGAUCAACAUCCUCUAAUCUCUUAACCUUAGUUAAAUCAACGAAACAAUCUUCAGUAAGACCUACCUUUAUUAUGUAGUCUACUGCCGCAUUCAUUCUAUGAAAUCGUGUGAUGCGUAACAAUUGCCCAGCAUCAACGAGAAGAUGAGAGAAAAGACUUUUCAGGCCAGACCAAGUAGUUGAAAACCUGCUUGCACUUCUCUCACAUUGAUUUUUUAACGAAAAACUCUCUUAACUUGUUCCUUAUGCUCAUUCUUAAUCUUAUUCAUGCAAAAAAGUAUUUAUUGUCUAUAGUUUGGAAGUGCCUGAGAAAAGAUUGAAGAACACUUUGGCCUAAGAUCACCAUCGUGUCAGAAAAGAUAAAAAAUGAUGAUCUUUUAAAAAAUUUUCCCUGAAACUAGAUAAAAUUCAGCAAACAACAAAUAAACGAUAAAAAUAAACAGAGGUUUAUCUUUCUUUUAAAAGCAUCUGUGAUCUUUUGCAAUAAUUCUAUGAUUUUAUACUGAGUUUUGAAAAUUACUCAAUUUUCGAAAGUUGCGUGUUGCGGUUUGUUUAAUGGCCAAAUAUUGGCUGUUCUUAUUUCCCCAAAACAAUAGGGGUAACGGUCAUGAUUCUAAAUAGUUUUGGAUACAAAUACACCUAAGAUAUUUUGUUCAUUCUGAACCCCCAAGAAAAGUUGUGCAAAUACAUUUCUGUUAGCCCCUGAUAAUAAAGUGCCCUCAUCAAUAACCUCUCAACAGUUAUACCCAAGGUUUUUUGCUUCUUCUAAACCCCAGACAAAGUUUUUGAAAAAAACUUCUGUAGGCCUUGUCUAUUUAAUUCAAUGUUUUAAAAUAUAAAAAAAUACAUUGGAAAACCAAAUCUGUGAACAGCACAAAGUUCUCACAAGUGAGCCACACACCAUUGUCAUGAUCUUAAUAAUGGGUUGAACAAAAAAUAAAUCUAGCAACAUUGUUAGAGAACUUUACGUUCAGUACCUUCAAAAGAGCGCUAAAUGGGUUCAGAAGAUAAGGAAUCUUUGGAAAACCUCAAAAAUAAAAUAUGAGAAGAUUUGAUAGAAGCCCAGAAAAGCACCUAAAUCUGGUAGCGAAGCCAAUCUUAGGGAGUUUUAGGCCCAAAUUUUCAUCAGAGGGGCAGUAGGGUGGAAAGCAAUUCAAAAGAAUUAUCUUUCAGUUUUACAUCCAGUUCUUUAUCAGAGGGCUGGUAGGGUUGAAAUCAUUUCAAACAAUCUAUUGAUCUGCUUAUUUAAGACUUUGAAAGAGUUCAGCUAGACAAAUGCCAUUAAGGGAGAAAAUAAGAGUACUCAUUGCUGUUAUUUUGAAGUGAAGGGGCUAGGUAACCGAGAUUUCCAACCUUAUCUAAGAAGUAAGGGUGGAUGGAAGGUCUGGGAAAAGUUCCAACUCAUUCGGGCAAGAAACCUAGGAUCAUAAAUCCGUGGGAUAUUGGACCAAUUUUGAUAGUGGAGCUCAUUUGAAUAUAAGCGUAUAAUAAUUAUAUGUAGAAGGGAAAUAAUUACAAUUAUUUAAUUAAUAAAUCCUGUUGUCUGUAAAUUAUUUAAUUCUUGUAACAACAGAAUUUAGGUACGAAAAAUCUGACUUUAGCAAGUAGUCCAUUCACUCUUGCUAAUAGCGUUGCAUGGAUCGCUGUAUUUGCCUGUAUUGCUCGUUUCCCUUGUUCUGCAGUUGGACGAGUUGUAGCUUGCUCCUGGAUUCUUGCUCGUGAUGUCACAUCAAAGAUUUAUGUAUGGUGUUUUCCACUGCAUUAGUUGCAUCCCUUUGAUCAACACCUUGAAGCAACAUGGCCAAACCCAGUAAAAUUGAAGCACAACCUGUUCUUCUUUAAAACUUCUUUUCUGCUGGCCACAUCCAAAAUAUUGCAGCAGUCAAAGCUUCUGUGAUUUUGCAAUCCACAACUGUUGGCUUUUCUUGAUGGUUUUUGAGCAGUUGCCAAAUUGUCCCACCUUGCUCUCCAGUCAUUAUCAGCUUCACUUCUUCUCUUGAGCUGGGUUUGAUCUGAUGAGACCCCUAUUUCAUCUUCUGGUAAUUGGUUUCUAUUGGUGUACUGCCUGAGAUUUUCCACCAGCUCCUCCAAUUCCCACUCCUCCCAGUUAUUGUCGUUUUGCAUCAGGGCAUUCUCUAUUGGACCCAGUUUAUCCAUCAGGGUGUAGACGAAGCUUUGUGCAGUCUCAAGUUUCUUCACUGUAACCAAUGCCCUUACGAUCCUGGAAAGCUUGUUAAAAAAACUGUGAACUUCUCUAAUCUUGUGGUUAUUGGAGAUUGCAGGCAGGUUCUCCAUUUCUUUGAUCAGAGCUUUGUGAAUCUUAAUGUCUCUGCCUUAAUUCUGUUCAAGAAUCCGCUUGGCUUCUCGGUAUCCAUCCUCACUAUGGGGCAAACCAAGUAUGUCCUGCUUUGGUUUCCCAGAUACCAACUCAAAAAGGGUGCAAACACAAAUUAAAACCAAACGCAAGUUUGCACCUACAUCACAUCCUGACCCUCUUGUACUCCCAUAUGACCAAGAGUACGAUGGGAGCAGUCCUGAAUGGUAUCAAGAUGUUUCUGAUGAAGAAAAUUCCAGUGGCUAGAAUGAUUCAGAUACCAAGGAUGAACUGCCAUUACAUGAAGACAGGAAAUUCAUUGUCUUUGAAAGUUGUCUCAUGAAACUUUUUGCAGUAUGUAUGUUCUGCCUUGCAUCAUGUUACAGUCUCAAAAAAGUUGUUUCUGGUACAUUGCUGAGGAUACAUGCAACUUGCAUCAAUGGGCAUAAAAGGAUCUGGAACAGUCAACAUUUUCUCAGUGACAUACCAAUGGGUAAUUUUCUUGUUGCUGCUUGCACUUUUUUUUCUGGAUGCUAGCCAGCCAAAAUCUUUUCUUUUUUCCACAAUUUGCAGAUUCCAUGUAUUUCGGAAAGGACAUACAACAGAAUACAACAUUUCUAUCUUGUCCCAUCAAUUUUCGAACACUGGGUUAUAGAAAGGCUCAAUUUCAUUGAAAAAUUUCGUCAAAAAAUAAAGUUUUGGGAGGUGAUGCUAGGAUGGACUCUACUGGUUUCUCUACAAAGUAUGGGAGCUACUCAUUAAUGGACUAAUCUUCAAACAAUUCAGUGUUCAAACAAUUCAGAUUUGUGAAAAUAAUCUAAAUUCAUAUAUUGUUAAAGAUAUUUUCUUGAUCUUUUUCAUCAUCUUGUAUUAUGCUAGCUUCUUGGGCAUUUUUGUGAUUACUGAUUACUUUUUAGAUGAAAACUCAACAUGAUGAUGGCAUGAUAUUUUUGUUAAAGGCUGUGUGAUUCUGAUGAUCCUGAUUAAGUGCUGACAUUCAAACCUCCAAUUUUUGUUUUUGUAUUUACAGCUUUUUUCCACUUUAGACUUGAAUGUUGCCCUUUUUGAUAAGAUGUCCAUUACAAAAAGGACAAAAUUUAAAUACUACAAUAAUCAAUCUUCAUUUUUGAUAAAAAAUCUCUAUUUUUAGAGCAAUGAAGUUGGUUGUUCAUGCAAGAUGGAGUUAAGUGGUUUGAAACGAGCACUGGCUGAUAUUGAGAAACUGUGAGUCAGCUUUGAGACACUUGUGACAGACAGACAUGCCGGUGUUAUAAAGUAUAUCAGAGAGGUGCACUCUACAAAAAAAUAGCUUUGAUGCAUUCCAUGUUGCCAAAUGUGAGUCAGAAGCAUUUAUCCCUCUUGUAUUGACACCACAUUCUGACAUAUUGAUUGAUGUCAUAGCAAAUGGGGGAAAUUAAAGAAUGAAAGUCAACUGAAAAGGCACUACUUGAAUGGUCUGCACUAAAACAAAAGCAGUAGUUGUUACCAAUAACUGGCUACAAAACGGGCUAACAGGCCAUCAGGACUAGCACCAAGGAAGGGAACUUAAGUAUUGAUCCACAUCUCUGUUUCCACAACAUUACUUCUUGUGGCCAUCAUAUAUGCUCUUCUUGCUUGUGGUUUUUCCUCUACCCCAUAUUCCAUAUACAUGGUUGCGAUAUGCUUUGAAAACUAUAGAUUAUUGGAAAUCCAUUUAUGCAAAGACCAUGCAUAUUUAUUCCCAUUUCCAGCAAGAAUUUGUUCUCCAAAUAUGAAUGGCAGCUUGCAUUUGGAGGCUGUAAUUCAAAGCAGCCUAUCAUUAAACCAUAAUCCUCAUAAAUUAUUUUCAGUGUCAUCUUCCACAUGGACUGGUCAUUUUCUUUACAGCUUAUUACCUGUAGAUCCUUAACAAAUUCAUUUAUGUCCUGAUCGUUUGGCCUUUCUCUGAAAUUUACAGGUCUAGGCACCCAGUUAAUAAUCCUGUCCUUGAAGAAUUUCUUAGAUGAAUAGUUCUCCUCGUGAAUGGUCUUUGGGUUUUUCUUUCUCUUUUCCCCUGUUUUCCACACACAUGACUUAGAAGUGGAAGGAGAAAUCACAGUGUAGCCAUUAUUCUUUGCAAAGUCAGUGAUUUUUAAAAGAAGUGCAGCAGUAUGGGCACAUCUUGCAAGUGCUGAGGCUUUACAAUUGCAUUUAGCGAGCUGAACUGAUCCACUGAUGCUUGACAGACCAAUAACAACAUUUAAUGGCACAUCAUUCUUCAUUGAGUGGUGCACAAGGGCAUGUACAAAGUAGGAAUCCUAAAUUUUGUUGUCUUAAAUGUCACUUAUGAAAUCAAUUUCCAUCAAAUUCAUAGCCAUCUUCACUGUUGAAAUGUGUUUUGAAUGUGUUCCUAAUUUCUUUAGCUUCAAAUUUGUACCUGUUCCCUUGACUGUGCUUUAAACGAUGAAGGGCAUUCCCAUCAUUUUCUACAAUAGCUCUCCAAUCUCCUGGGUGAAUAUUUCCUGUGCUGUCUUCAUUAUCAAUGAAGCCAGCAGGGGUGUGAUUAGCUGUGUCUGUCAGCCGAAGAUAGUUAUGAAGGCAUACAACUGCUUUAAUAUUAGUAUUCUGUAGUAUUCUUUAGUAUUCUGUAGUAUUCUGUCUCUAUAGUAUUCUGUCCUGCUCUUAUUGGGCGACGGAAAAUUCUCCAUUUGGCAGACAUUAUACAAAAGGUAUUUUGUUCUAGGUGCUCAAGAGUGCUGAUAGUUGUAUAUUCUUUGGUCUUCAAUUAAUUCUCCACCAGGAUAUGAUUUCAUUAGCCAUGGUUUCACAACAAAUAUGUCACCUACGAUAAGUACAAAUGGCAUUGAGGAGCCUCCUACUUCCUCUGCAUUCGGCACUGACAACAAAUUGUCCUCGUUAAUUUUUAAAGGAAUUGAAAGGAAUUAACUUACUUUUAGGAAUUAACUUCCUCUAAAAUUUAAAGGUCUAGGAUCACAGUUCUGUUCUUGGAGAAUUUCUCAGAUGAAUAGCUCUCCUCGUUAAUGGUCUUUGGGUCUUUCUUUCUCCUGAAAUCCCUUUCCAUCAAAUUCAUUCUUUUUCUAAGCGGUUUUGCAGUUGCUGUAUAACCAGUAUUGCUUUUGUCGUUGCUGUCUUUGUCAUUGUUUCCUGUGGCAAACUGUGAGAUGGACUCGACUAGGUAGUGGUAAACGUGGCCAUAGUUAGACAUAUGUCACAAGAAGGAAAGCUUUUCCAACCUUCACCAGAAAUUUUCCAAACUGCUGGGGCAUCUUCGACUUGUAAACUUGAUCUUUUAAUAUCGUACCUUUUUCCAUCAUCAACCUAAGGGUCUAUUCCUGCCUUUGUCUCAAUAGCACCCGUCACUUUGUCUAUCAAAUCUUGUUUCUUUCACGUCCGCUUUACACCAUGACAUUCGAGCCAUUGUUUCAACUCUACCACAUAAUACUCUGCUGGAUCUUUAGAAAAGCAUGCACCAGGAACAUUUUGUUCAACCAAAAUAACAUCUUCCAUAGCCAAUGUAACCAGAAAGGAUCAAUGCUUACAAAUUUCGUGAGCGAGUAUUCACUGAAACAUAUAUGAUUGGCGUGUUGUUUGUUCGAUCUUCGAUCCCAUCACACAUUGGGUCAAAAUACCUGACGUCAAUUGAAUAAAGCGCUAUUACAAUUCACAGCAAAUGGUCAAACUUUCUGUUAGGAACCAAUAAAAGAUCUCUUGAAAUUUGGAGAAUAUAUUGAUGCUAGAUGCUGCAUAUUUGAAAGCCAUUAUAAGGAACUUGUGGAUAUGAUAGUUUGCGAUGCAAAUUCAAAAGGAUGAAUGGUACAUCAAUGUACAAAAUGCCCUGGUAUUGAAGGUCUCAAUUUUUAUUUAAUUGGCAUAUUCACUUUGUGAUGCAAAUUCAAAGAAAUGUAUGGUACAUCGAUGUAGGAAAUGCCCUGGUAUUGAAAGUUUCAUUUUUAUUAAACUGGCGUGUUCACUAGAAACAAAGAGCACAAUGAACAUGAAAAUGGUGAUAACUCAGACGAUGAUGAAGAGCUUUGAGAAAUGAUUACCUAGAAGCAUCAAAAACUGCUAUUGUCUGAUUCGUGUAUUGCAAAGUCUCAAGCAACCUACUUGAAAGGACCUAAAAGUGCUUUUCUGAGAGAAAACAUCAUUCCUGGUGACUUUGCAAAAAUACAAAUUCCUAAUACCAGUGUUUUACUUUUUCCAUGGUUACCGGAAUCUGCAUGGGCUACUGCAUCAGGGCAAGAUGCAUUAUGCCAAACACUGCCUGACAUGACAACAACAUGAACUCAUUCUCAAAUCUAUUUAUAAGAUGAACAAAACUUUAAGGAGGCAAAUAUGGGAUUACACCCACGCAUUCGCAAAAACAAAAAUAAUAUGAAAUGUUUCAACUAGUCUACAAUCUUUUUGUGUUCCCCUUCCGUUGAGACAUACAAUUUGUGAGCGUUUUUGGUAAAAAAUGCUUUAUUUUGGGACAGAAUCAAAAUAAUGAGCCCACGCAAAAAAUUGGAGAUGUGAAAUUUUAAAUUUAUCUUAUUGGCCCCCCUGUCUAAGUCUAGAAGUUGUCGCUGUUCUUAAUGCUUCAAAUUGAUGACACAACUAUCACAUUAUCAACGUUUUUGGUAAAAAUUGCUUUAUUUGGGAACAGGAGCGAAAUAGGCAGAGAAAACCAAAGCUUUGGUUAUGUAUAGUCCUCUUUUCUAGCAGAUAAAUUGCUAACGGUAUAUUUGUGAUUGAUAUAUUUUCUUAGUUAAAUUACAAAAUUAUUCACAAAUAUUGCAUUUCUAAAGGUUUUUGCUUUUAUUCAGGUCCUAAUCCAUCAUCAACAUACUUUUUUACAAAAGGAGUUCUUUCAAGGAGGAGUAGAUUUUAAAUUUUUCCCAUUCUAAUUUCCUAUGUAAAAUUUAAAGAAUUCUAACUUUACGCAAAGCUGAUACAUAUUUGUUAUCGAUAUGUGAUGUGAUGAAAUACAUCUCGAAAUACACUUUAUUUUAAAAAUAUUGUUGAUAGUAUAUUCAGGCUCAGUGUUACAAAAGUUCUAAAAAUAUUGUAAGGUUAUUUCCCAGACUCGGCUUGCAUAUUUCUUUUUCAUUUUCCAGUAGUUGCCUGUUGUUCAGUGUACACAACAGAGAUUACUGAAUACAUUUUUUUGAAAAUGGUUUCCAUUUCAGGGCGAGCAUAAUAACAAUACUGUAAGAAUGUGUUCUGAAUAAAUCCAAACUUUUCUUUAAAAUAUCGAUGCUGCACAAAAUGUAUAGAAUUUUUUUUUAAAAGAAGAUUGUACUUUUUUCGAUUGUACUUGAAAAUUCAAUUCUGUGGAUAGGAGGAGAAAACUGCUAAUGGACGUUUAAAGUACAUUCUUUUUUGUACAAGUACAAGAGGUGAUUGGAUCGAAGCUACUAGAGUUUUCUUCCUCUGUUGCUAGUACUGCUUUGAAAAGUUUCAAUAGUAUUUUAGGGGGGGGGGGGGGGGGGGAAAGAUACAUUUUCUAACUAGACCAGUCAAUACCUAAUGUUUCAAACCAUUUGACUUUUGUUCGCCAUUAAUUUUUCUUUAAUUUCGUCUUCAGUUGUUAAUUUGUCCUACAAAAAGUCAUCAAACUCUUCCUUUAUGCAAUCAAAUUGACGCAAAUGUAGUAAUUUCUGGUAGACUUCCGUAGUCUUUUCUUGGUUGGAGCCUGGAAUGUGCUGUAUUUUCCGACCAUUAACUUUCCUGGCUGCUCCUUCUCGUACUUUCUUUUCGCUUUGUUAUUGGACAAAAGGAGAUGAAAUUCAUACAUUCUUUUUGGCAGCUCACUCUGUCCUUUUCCUUUUUUAAUUUGAUGCUCAUUUGAUUUUUGAACAAAAGGCAAGUGAAACCAUCAAGAGCAGCUGCGCGCCAUCUGUUUAAAUAUGGAAAAGUAAAUAUUAAACAAAAUUUAAUUUUUAAAAGAUAAAAACUGCCCACAAUAAAAUUUCGAUACUUUUUAUCUAAAAUUCUACAAAAUAGCUUUUACAUACCUGUUGAGUGUCACCAGCAAAUGUUCCACAAAUGCAUCACCCAUUAUCGAGUUCAUCUAUUAAAAGAGCAUUUUUCUUUGUCAGGUAAACUUAAAAAAAUUUGUUUGAACAUUUUUUCAUUUUUCACAUCAUCUUUAACACUGUAGUUGCACUUCUAUGAAAACCUUAUUUUGAAUUGGCAAGAGCAAAGUUUUGCUUUCUUCGAUAUGAACACUAUGAAGAAAUUUUUUCUUUAUAUUGAUACCAUACUAUUAAAAAUUUUAGUGAAAUUCUAAUAACCUGAGUCAGAGAGCAGCAGUUGACCAAUAAUCUUGUGAUAUGCAAUUAAAUCUUCUGGCUUCAUUUUGAAUUGCCAACGCUGGUCUCUCAGCAAAACCUCAGCAAACUGAAAUGAUACGUUUAGAGCUAGCUCUAAAAAUUUGAAACGACAAGGAUGAACGAGCAUAAUUAACAUUAAUCAACUGCAACACUCCUGUUCUUGAAAGCUGCAAGGAAAGUUUUAAAUAUGCUGAAAGCUCUGAUAAAGAAUGUAAAAAUGAUUUGAUGGUUUGCAUCCUUACACAAAAAAAUUUUCACCCCACAAUAUUUCACAUUUUCCAACAAAUAUGACCCUUUCAAACGUAAUUCCUUAAUAAAUCUCCAUAAAUUUUUGUUAACCAUAUUCGUAGCGAUGUUGUUGUCUGUUAUCAUCAUUGUCAUAAUUAUCAUUGUCAUUAUUAAAUUACAAUACAUUGUCAAAUCGUUAUUUUAUCUGAUCAACGCCAAAUGCAUCUAUGAAACACAAACCUUCAUACAGAAGACACCACAAUUGUAUGAGUCAUGUUAAUCUGGGUGGUUUUGGGUAACAAUUGAACCAUUCUCUUGGCAUGCUUGUCUUCCAGCUCAUCGCUCUUUGAUAGCAGAAGUUUCUAUGAAUAUAAUUUCUAUCAGAAAAUGCAAUCAAGAGGUUGGUAGAAAUAGAUGGGCCACGUCUGUUUUUUUAUUUUUUAGAUUUAUUUAAGCGCAAACCCACCUCCAGUUUCUCUUGAUUUUCUCAAGAUGCGACACAGACUCUCCCAGAGGGUUAAGAUAUAAGAUCAUUCCAGAUUUUGGUCAAGCAGCCUUUCGAGAAAGCAAAAAGAUUUCUCAUUACUUCUUCAAACAGCAAGGUGAUUAUUGCCGUGCCAAAAAUUAAGCUAGGUGAUUAUUACCAUGCCCAAAGUAUCUAGACGAGAUUUAUAUAUCAACCUGUUUAAAGAGGUGGUACAUUGAAUGAAUCAAGCACACAUAAGAAAACAGCAGUUGCUGUGAAUUACCAUAUUUUCUCAAAAAUUAGUCAAAAUAUAUCUUGUAUACUUACCUCUUCAAACGACUUCUGUAAUAACGCCCAGCACAAAUGUAGGUCGUUGUGACUGAAUUGAUUGUCAGUACAUUCAGCUGCAAAUAAUCAGAAGAUCUGUUGUUAUAACAGAAACGUCUAUACAACUGGCGUUCAAACCUGCAGAAUAUCACAAAUCUAAAAAUAAAAAGACUUAGCAAAUUGUAGCAAAUGCACAGAGCUGAAGGGUACAAAGAAAAUAUCAGUAGUGACUGAGAAGCAUUACCCUUUUGUCAUUGUAUGCUUUUCUCACAAGCAGCUGUAAGUAAGCAUCUAUGACCUGAAAACAAGUUUAUAGAAUAAUGUAAUCAGAGUUUGAUGCUCAAAUGCAAUUAAAAUUAUUUUGAUUUCCAAGACAAACUGUAUAGGAACAUAUGCAUAAGUUGACAAAUUAUCGCUUAGUUUACAACAUUUUUAAACCAGUUAAUCUUUGUAUUAGUAAAUUUGAAACGAAAUAGGAAACAAAAAAAGAAGAUAAGUGAAAUUUUUAAAACUAAAGAAAAAUAAUCACUACCUCAUCAUCAAUCUCUGAGCAAUCGUUUAGUUUUGAAAAACUGUAGUCCUUCAAAUGGAACUCUGCGUAUUUGGCUUCUGUUAAACCGACAGGUUCAUUUGACCAGAUACCGAAAAGGACUGAAAAAAAAAAAAGAAAAGAGUUUCUAGUUCAAUUAAGAAAAACUCUCAUUGCAUGCAAAACUUGAGAUUAGAUUAGAUACGUGAGAUUAGAAAGGAUAUUGUAUUUUUGAUACAAACAGAACACGUUUUAAAAUUAUAAUUGUCAAUAAAUAACUUACAUUCUGAUGGACUGAUAUGUAAAGUUUUUGAAUUUAUCUGCAGAGCGAAACAUAUCUUCAUAAGCAACAAAAGACAAGGUGGAUCCUGCACUUGGCUGUCGAAAAAUUGGGGACAGAUAAGGAGACAUAAAUUGAAUAUCUCCUGACCCACUAUUUAUACCCACUCCAGGUGUCAACAAAUCCUGGCAAAAAAGCCAAAGACAAUGUGAAUCACAAUUAUGAUUUCUUUAAAUCUGUCUAAUGAAAUAGCCCGUGUCAACAGGAAACAAAUGUUUCUAAGUACCUAGUCAACUGUUUUUGGUGUCCCUUGUUCCAUUCGGCUUGUUUCAACUUUGAAACAUCCUACAAAUGAAAAAGCAUUUGAUUUUGAGUUGGGUCUCGUCUGACACUAACACAAAAGCAAUUGAAAAAUGCAUUUAGAAUGAAAAUCGCAACAAUAUGAUGUUUCUAACUACCUGAUCAUCUGUUUUUGGUGUCUCUUGCUUCAUUUGGGUUUGUUUCACCUUCGAACCAUCCUACAAAUUGGACGCAGUUGACUUUGAAAAUUCUGGUUUAAUUGUGUUAUUCAGAUAAUUUUUUUGCAAUUUGUGUCACAUAGUUACAAGCUUUUCCAUAAUCCAUAGUUUUAAUUUAAGGCGCAAAGAAUAACUUCCUUGGAGAAAAAAAAUUUGUACAGUUAGUUCUUCAAUGACAGGGAUUUUUCCAACAUAGAUAGCAAAAGAAGGAAGGUAAUGUUGACACUUCAUAUCUCCAAUCAUACCCCCCUUCCAAACACAUCCAUUUAAGAUAACUAGCCUUUCAUUUAAGAGCUUGAGGAUAAAUUUUACAUACUGGAAAAGUCUGCCGGUAGCUGCAAGUAUCUUCUCCAACCAAAAGUAUAAGGUUUCUGGUGCUGCACACUGACAAGCCUUUUGCAUCCUUUUAGUUGUACAUUUUUGUUAUUUUUUAUAGAAAUGAUUUCGAAGGGUCCUUUCCAUGACUCUUUUAAGGAGUCAUCCUUUUUGACGCCUUCUGUAAAUUAAAAAGAAGCACCAGCUGCCCUUCUUCGAAUAAAACUGGCUUUCCGCCUAUCUUGUUUCUAGCUCUAUAAUAUUUUGUUUGUCUCGCUGGUGCCUCGUCAAUGUUUUGAGAUACUUUUUCAAGCAGAUCAAUUACUUCCAUCUCUAGAUUCUGUACCCAGGUCUUAUACUCUUCAGCAGAAGGCAAGUUAAUCGUAACCUGUAAGACAGAUUUUUCAAUAUAGAUUAAUUCCAUUAAUAACCUAAGAAUAAAAGAGCGACAUGAAGAGAUAUUAAGUGCCUUAAUAGUCUCCGAAACCACUGGAAUGGUGAUAAAUCAACAUUUUUCAUUGGAUACAUUUUUAUUUCUGAGAACACUUACAUUGGACCAAUCUUCACCAUUAGUUUCCAACUGGACUGGUUUUCUAGCCUCUCGAUUACAUAGUAAUUGGAAAGGCAAAAAUUUUGUUGAACAAGGCACACUUGUCCUAAUUGCAAAAGAACAAGGUCAAGGUGCAGGUCUCAGUCAUUUUGCUUCUAGUUUACCAUUUUUCCGAGUGACCUGAAAAUAACUUCACUGAUGAUUAAUUUAUGAAUACCUUGAUUAAGAAUACAGUAGAAAAGUCAUAAUCAAACAUCAAUUUUCGCUACAUUUAAACUUUUCUGCUAUUCAUGUUACUCUAUUUGAUUCGAUUCUAUUCAGCUAUUUAGCUGUUUAUAAUGAUAAUAUAAAGUUAUUACCUACCUCUUUACAGUUUGGCUCGUUUUUUCAUCCAAGCCGUUGGUUUGAGGAUGGUAGGCAGCGGUUUGCUUUAGCUCUACUGUGAGAUAUUUGCAGAAUUUGAGAUAAUUUUAGAUAACAUCAUUUCCCUGUCAGUGAUAAAAUAUUUUUUGGCUCUUCAAUUUUAGUCAUCCUUGUUUAUUCUUUUACUUGAAAUUGCACAAUUUUAUUCACAGCUGCAAUUUGAUAGCACUUUUAAUUGAAGGUCCCGUCUACACAAAUGCGAUUUUAAAUAUUACUCUAAUUUUUUUUGUUUUUGUAGUCAACCUUGAAAAAAUCUGUGUAGACGUUGUUAAACGUAUAGCACUAUUAACAAAAAUGUUUUUAGAUACAUCUGUGAGCAUUUCAAGUGCUUAUUCUUAUGUUAUUUAGCUUGGGUUGUGGUAUUUGUUAGUUACUCGUGUAAAUAGGAGUUUUUGUUAUGUUUUGGUAAAGAGAAGUCAUAAAAAUUAGGUCUUCUCAUCUUUCUAUACCUUGCAUUCUCCACAUUCUAACAACUUUGUUGUGUGAAUUAUUGUUCCCUGUGGCUGGCAACAAACCUGUGGCUCAUCAAUAAAAAAAUUGACACUUUAAUCUUUUGAAAGUAUUUUAUCAAAUAUUCGGUAAAAAUUGUUGCCAAUUUUUUAAAGUUUUGUUUAAAAUUGGUUCUUGACCAUUAACUAGCGCCUGACGGGUUCAGAAAGGCAAAUUUCAAAUUUCGCUGGUCAGGUUGUUUAAACACUGUCGUUAUUUUAUUUGUUUUGUCAAACCGGGGUGAUACUUUUGUGAGUUGAGUGUACUAAGGCAUAUCCUCAGGACAAAAAGUUCAUUCAAAAAUGGAUACAAAGUGUCUCCGUUUUCAGGGUGAACACAAAAAUGUGUUUUUCAUUAUACGCUUUGCAAUAGAAUUCACUUUAAUCUUCAAAAGCAGCCAACUUUCAAAAACAGUUAUCUGCCAUUUCUCGACUGUGAUAUUUUGUAAUGCUAACAACAAGAAGGUUAGGGUGUUUUAAAAAUGAUACCUCAUAAUGGAAGAGAUUGAGGUUCCAGCCAAUCAGAAAGCCGUAUUUAAAAAGCUGCUCUGUAAUUGGUAGGACAAGAAGUUGUCGUGAGCACCAGUUUUUGAGUACUUUGGAUUAUCAGUCUCUGUUGUAGCAUCUGUCAAGCGAGGCAGUAGUGAAACAGGGGCUCAAGAAGUAAGUCUAUGUUUAGUAAAGAAUCAAAAUGUCAAAGUGCACCGACAACAGGCAGUAUUCUUUGAAUCCUAAUGACAUUGCAAAAAUCAAAGAAAGAAUAAAAUGUAACAUUUCUUAAUUUUUAAUACAUAAAUUAGAAGUUGCAGAUUGAAAUCAUAAAAAAAUUUGAUAGGUAUUUGUAUUUCUCAAUAUAAAAUCAGUUUAUUUGUUAAACUAUCCCUGAAUCAGUUUGUGAAAUUCCCAAAAUUCAAAACUUUCGCAAGAGUACUGAUAAUAUUACCAACUAAAAUAAAUGCAACAGAGCAUUUGAGUUCUUAUAUUUAAGUAACCUAUUGGUCAUAGUUUUCUGGUAAUUGAUUCUCUAAACAUUAUGACGAUUUUCAAACUCUGUUGUAUGUUCAAAGAUAUCAUCCCUAAUUAUUAGAACAUUUUUUUCAGAGUCCACCCAAAUUAGCCCUAACGUACACCCUUAAUAACAAGCAAUUCAUGAAUGAUUAAAGGUUUUGAAUUGGGCUUGAAAAUAUUUUAAAAUUAAUUUCUAGAAGUCCAUCAAUCCAAUUAUUGAGUAAGUAAGUAAAGAUUGCUCAACCUUAAUUUGCUUGUGUAUAUAACAAACUUACAAAAAACCAACUUUGGGAUAUUUUGCCAACGUGAUUAAUUUUGAGCCAAAAGGUGGAACACUUGCUGCUUCAGCAACUUUCUUCACUUCUUUCUCUAAAAAUGGAAUACGCAACAUUAAUGUUAUUUUAGUUUUAAGGCCAUUUUUGGAUUUAAUGUUGUUUACAGGGUAUGGUAUGUUUAUGGCAAAAUUACAAACGUUAAGGAAUGUCAUAGAUUAUUAAAAUCAAAUUGCGGACUGAAGAAAUUAAGGCACAAAAAACACAGAAUUUCAAAUAGCUUUAUUUUACAAACCAAAUGAGAUAUUUGACUGAAAUUUUCAAAUUUUGUCUUUCUCA